AUGUGUGGCGAAGAGUGAGCAAUAAAACAGUCUCUCUCUUGUUGCAGGCUACCUUAAGUGCGAUACGGACGAUGGCUGUGAGAACAAAGAAGAAGUCGGGGGUGAAGAACUUUUUGACACCGUCAAUUCCUCAAUCGUCUCCGGGGACAGCAUCAGGUUCUUUGUGAAUGUCAACUUGGAUGUACAACAGAACGUUACAGGUAAGGAUGCUGCCUGCUUCGUACCUGAGACCAUCUUGGUUUGUCUCUCUCUCAUAAAUUCCCGUCUUGUAAUAUUGUUUUCCAUGGCCUGGUUUGCACAUCACUUUUUAGAUCGCAGCUAAGCUGAACGAUGGGACUCGGGUGGCGCUGUGGGUUAAACCACAGAGACGAGGACUUGCCGAUCAGAAGAUCGGCGGUUCGAAUCCCGCGACGGGGUGAGCUCCUGUUGCUCGGUCCCUCCUCCUGCCAACCUAGCAGUUCGAAAGCACAUCAAGUGCAAAUAGAUAAAUAGGUACCACUCUGGCAGGAAGGUAAAUGGCAUUUCCGUGCGCUGCUCUGGUUUGCCAGAAGCGGCUUAGUCAUGCUGGCCACAUGACCCGGAAGCUGUACGCUGGCUCCCUCGGCCAAUAAAGCGAGAUGAGCACCACAACCCCAGAGUCGUCCACGACUGGACCUAAUGGUCAGGGGUCCCUUUACCUUUUAAGCUUAACGAUGGCUUAAAGGUGGAUACCAUUGUUUUGGUGAUGGGGAGAAAAUCAUCCCUCCUUCGCUUCUUCUCUGGUCCUGCUGCCGCCACGCUACUGGCAACUAAACCAUGGUUUGAUUGAACCUUGCAUCCAAGCCCAAGCUCAUGGUUUGUCUCUCCCCCAGCAAGCCUGUGUCUGGCUGUUAACACUAAACCAAAAUACAUCUCAGCUCCAAGUAGUGGCUGUGAUCUUCUCCCCGUGCAACACCAGGCUGUGCGUUCACCUUUAAACCAUAGUUAAGCUUAACCAUAGUUUACAGUGUUGUGCGAAGGAGAAUGGGGCUGUUUCUCAUUUUGCACAAGGCAGUCGUCUUGGCACGUGUUAGAGGACUUGGUUGUGUGACGGCGCAUGAGUGUUCGAAAUGGGAAGACUCGUUGGGGUGUGUUUAUUGAACUCAAACAGGAAUUGGCCUCACUUCUGUAGGUGUGACCGUGCGACUAAUACAAGUUGAGCCAAGACUGGGUGGGCUGGCCUAAGCAGAGGGAGAGAUGAGUAAAGAGGCUGCCCUUAAAAAAAUAUCCUUUUCCUGGCACGCUUGGAAAAUACUUCCAUCUUCCCAGAGAGAGAUUUGUAAAAAGCUGGGAAACACUGAAUUAGCCCCUAAAGUGUUAAGACUUAACAGAACGCUCUCCCCCCACAAAAAACACACACCUAAGGCUACGGAAGUCAAUUUUGAAGACACAGGCUGCUUUCUAUUUGCAGAAGAAUUGGAUGUUUUUUUUAUUUGAAACUCUGUUUGCAUGCGCGUUUGUGUCAUGUUUCUAUAUGCAACGAGGUGUAUAAUGGUACAGUUGAUCGCAUCAGGAGGAGAACAAAGCACGGGCACAACAGAGGCACAAAGAGUUGUCUGCAUCAUUUUUACAAUACAUAAUUUCCCCCAUAAUGUCCCGCUUGUCUUCGCUUCCAUCUGCGAUGUUUGCUGACUGUGUUAGCACAACAGCAGGUGCCUGAGCUUCUGGGAAAUCUCGUUCCAUGCCAGGGGUUGUCAAACAUUUUGGGCCUAUGGAUACAUUUCCAGACGGGGGAAACUGUUGUGAGAAUUGCACACACACACACACACACACACACACUGCAACCAAGCACACACCACAAAUCUCUUCAGUUGCCUGCAACAGAAUGCUGCCUCCAUGCUUAAUUUCAGCAAGAGGAAAGGCGGGGGAAGGGGACACUGUGGGCACCAGGGAAGGCCUCUGCAGAUGUGCCCUUGGGCAUCACACUGGUAUCCCCCUGUAAAGCCCAUCUGAACCCCUGCUGCCAGUCAGCUCGAUGGCCCAAUGGCCUGGUUCAGUAUAAAGCACUUCCUUCGUUCUUAAAAUUGAAAGAAAAGGCUGUAGCUGUCAGGAGCAGGUCAGCAAGAAAUCACACGGCAUCAGCGAAGUUAACUGUCUACUCACAGAAACAAGGUUGACGCAGGAGGUCAGGCCUAGUGAGCUCAGCAACUCGAAUUGAUAGAUCUUGCCCCUGUUGUGGAGACUGAAGACCCCGCAGUUCCCUAGUCUCCUCCCUUCCCGGGUCCUUCCCAAGCAAUCUGAGACUAUGCCGCCAUGCCUGAAUUUGCUCUUCCCGCUUCAUACCUCUUCUGGUUCUGGGAGACCACUGGGGAGGGGAGCUGGUUGCAGCAGGAGGGAGAGACUCCCUGGAUUCUUCAGCCUCAUCUCUGCCUCUUGGCCCCUCCCCUACUCUCCAACCUUUGCUUUUGCCUCUGAUUGUGGACUGCUCUCUGCCAAACACUCUCUCAGCUCACGAAAGCCUGCUGCCUCUUCCUCCCAGUCUGCUCCCUCUUCUCCCUCCGACCACGUGUUGUCGACCCACCACUAAUCCCCUGACUCUGAGCUUUCUUCCCCUGGCAAUUCCCAGCGGUUGCCUCCCUCCCACUCCUCUGCAUCCAGCCAGUCCAUGACAGUAGCUCAGCUGGAAAACUGCUGCCAGACAAUGUAGACCGCACUGAGUUAAAUGGACCGGUGCUCUGAUUUGGCACAAAGCAAUUUCUUAUGUUUCUGUGGCCCUGUGUAGCGCAUCUCUCUCUCUCUCUCUGGCUAGGCUGCCCUUCUCCGCCUAGGGAGAAACCACCUCUUUGACUCAUCUGCAUUAGCUCCUGCUACGUUUCUCUCCCACGAACUGCGAGGUAUAUCUUUCCACCCUUCUCCUUGCACCACGAGGCGCUUUCUUCUCUCUGCACCUUGAGAUACGCCGGCGCUGACAAUGCAAUAAGCCCGGCGGCCCCCGGAGGGUUGGGUGGGGAGGUGGACUCAGGGCGAGGCGAGGCGAAAUGAGGGACAGCUAAAUUUAGCACCUUCCCGUGGGGGUGUGCAUGGAGGAAUGCCAGAAUGCCGGCCUGCUCAUUGUGCCCCCGCUGCGUCCGUGUCUUGCUAUUCUGUUUACGCAAUCGAUUGUGCCAUUAUUUGCCUCUCUGCUAUUCGAAAAAUCCUGCCCUUGUGAAUUAGCAUUGUUCGACUGCAGAGGAAAAAACCCUCGCCGGAAUGAAUAGAGGAUGCUGGCCCCUUGCUCUUAGCUUUCCCCGGCUGGUCUAAGGCCGUUUCCCCUGCUGCUUUCGAAAGCUGCAAGUUACGUGACUCCCAUCGCCUGCUGAACCCAAACAUGCGCCGUAUGACGCUUGGCCCACAGCUGUGAGGCGUCUGUCUUGCAGUGCAGAGAGAAGUCCGGCUCAUAGCUGCCAACUUUUCCCUUUUCUUGCGAGGAAUCCUAUUCAGAAUAAGGGAAUUUCCCUUUAAAAAAGGGGAAAGUUGACAGCUAAGGUCCGGCUGCCGGAUCAGGCCAAAGGCUCAUCCAAUCCAGCGGCCAGCCAGAUGCAGCGAUGGGAAACCUCUGAGCAGGACCCGAGUUCUGCCUGGAACUGCCUGCCAGUUAACAAUGGGCAGGAACCUUUGCUAUGCUCUUUUACGACUUCUUCUAAAAACGUCACUCUAUGCGGGUAAGGCUACCCAGACACAUCGUUUAGUUAUAUAUACACUAGUUGUUUUUUAAAAAAAAUUCUGCUGAUUUCUAUCUGUGCAUCAUGGAUGAUCGCUUUAUAUACCCUGCCUAGAGAUGUAUAGAGGAACCUUGCUUCUCAAACUUAAUCCGUUCGACUCCCAAAACCCUUCGAAAACCAAGGGACGGCUUCCGAUUGGCUGCAGGAGGUUCCUGCAGUUAAACAGAAGCCGCGUCGGACGUUCAGCUUCCGAAAAACGUUCGAAAACCGGAACACUUACUUCCGGGUUUUCGGCAUUUGGGAGCUGAUUUAUUCGUCAACUAAGCCGUUUGAGAAACAAGGUAUGACUGUAUUUCUUUUUGAUUAAGCAGUUUACAAGUUUUCCCAAGUAAAUAAUAACAGCGCAUGAGAGAGGUUGGCGCAUUUCGGAGAAGGUAGCACACCUCUUUAUGCACGUCCAGAAACAAUCCGUUCUCUAAAACGGGGGGGGGGGGCAACUUGAAUAACAUAUUGCGGGGUGCAGAUAAGGCCCCCCCACGCAUCAUUGAUCAUACACCAUUUGAAUGGCAAUGUCCAUCAACUUUGGGGAGGCUUGGCUCCCACAAAUAUUUUACUGGCUGCAUCGACAGGGUCAAAGGAAGUACUGCUCUAUUGUGCCUUGGUCAGACCACACCACUAUUGUGUCCAGUUCUGGGUACCACAAUUGAAGAAGGAUGUGGACAAGCUGGGACAUGUACAGAGGAGGCCGACCAGAUGAUCAAGGGUCUGGAAACCAAGCCUGAUGAGGAACGGUUGAGGGAAUUGGGUAUGUUUAACCAGGAAAAGAGGAGACAGAGAGGAGACGUGAUAGGCAUCUCAAGUGUUGUCACUUGAGAGAGGGAACAAGCUUGUUUUCUCCCGCUCUGGAGGGUAGAACUCGAACCCAAGGCUUCAAGUUACAAGAAAGGAGAUUUUCACUAAACAUCUGGAUGAACUUUCUGGUGGUAAGAGCUGUUUGAGAGUGGAACAGACUCUCUCGCUCACUGGACCAAAGACUUGGUUUGGGGUUCAUUGGCUAAGUGCUCACAUCCAUCACUAUUUGACGGAAGGGAGAAAUUCCUACUUGAACGUUUGGUACUGUAUUGCUUUGAUAGCAGUUUCUUGGGAACAGAUUGCACAGAGGCCACUGCACGUCUCAGAGAAUCGCUUCGAACAAGAAAGUGUUAAAUAAAAUUUGAAGCAGUCCGCUCUCUAUGCAUGGGCUCCUAGGUAUGACUCAUGCAACCUCAGUCUUCAGAAGGCUGUUAGAAUAUAAAUUUCUCUGGGCGUUAGUGCUUCCUAGAAAUUGCGCGACACGCUUAGUUUCUAAAGUAUCUCUUCCAAAUCAUUAUGCACUGUAGAAGAGCAAUUUAAAAAUGCAGUGCAUUCGAAUUUAAUCUAAGCACACAGGCUGUUCAAAUAUUAUUGUUAUUGCCCAUUAGACUGCUGCUGCCACAUUCUGAAAUUAAUGAUUAAUUCAACUCCACAGCUGCACGCAAAUGUGUCCCAGUUUCCUGCAAAAACUGGCAAUUUUGGUUGAGGUAGGAAGGCUGAGACCUGUUAAGGGUUGUCCAUUUUGGCGGCGGCUGAUUUCUCCCUUGGCUGUAUUGGUCCAUGGAUGUCCCAGCCAAUCAGGGAGCAUGUCAAAAUACUACAUAGCCAAUCAGAUUUGAUCUGCAAGAUGAUGCAAGCGAGAGCAAUUGCAAUAAUUAAACGUUUUCACAAGGAGUGCUGAAACAUUGCCAGAGACAGACAUCCUUUUUUGGCGUGAUUGACACCAUUUGUCAAAACGAAACGAAACACCUUGCUCUGCUAAUCUUUAAAUGUUAAGUUUUAAUCUGUUCUCAGGAGGCAUGCCUAGUCUUUUCUCAGUGCUUCGUUCUCAUACCUGAGAAGCGGUUUUGGUAUACAGUCAUGCCUCAUGUUACGUUUGCUUCAUGUUACGUUUUUUCAGGUUGCGUCCCGCGGCGACCCGGAAGUGGCAGAAAGGGUUAUUUCCGGGUUUCACUGCUCGCGCAUGUGCAGUAGCGCUAAAUCGCGCUUCGCGCAUGCGCACAAGCACCAAAUCAUGCCAUAGCUGUCAACUUUUCCCUUUUCUUGUGAAGAAUCCUAUUCGGAAUAAGAGAAUUUCCCUUAAAAAGGGGAAAAUGUUGACAUUCAGGUUGCGGGCUUUUCGUGUUGCGAACGGGCCUCCGGAACGGAUCCCGGUCGCAACCAGAGGUACCACUGUACUGCAGCAAGCUGGCACCUAGCUACCCUCAGGCUGAAUAUUUUUAAAUAACAAAAUAAAUGAAAACAUAAGAAGGGUCCCCAUCUAGGCCAGUAUCCUGUUCUCACAGUGGCCAACCAGAUGCGUCAUCUGCGAAUGCCAACAGCAGAAUUCAAGCCCUCUUCCAUCCUGUGGUUUCCAGCAUCUGAUAUUCUUAAGCAUCACUGCCUCCGACUGUGGGGCAGAGGGGAGCCUUCAGGUCUAGUAGCCAUCGAUAGGCCUCUUCCUCCUCCUCCCCAAAAAACUGGGAGGGGAACUCCUUUUCUUUCUGCCACUGCCUCUUCUUCAGUUGACAGAGACCAUGCUUGUAUAUUCUUUUUUCUUUUUUUUUACUAUUUAUAUUUUAUUGAGACUAUAAUAUUUUUUUAAAAAAUUAAUUUUUAUUAAUUUUCCAUUUAAACAUAUAUAAUCACAUCAUUAUUAUCCACAUUACUUCUUCGGCUCUUUAGAGCCUAUCAACUUCCUUCCCUCCCACCUGAUGGCUUUUGAAAGUAAUCUUUGUAUCACAGCAUUUUAUAUAUUUCCCAAUUCUAAUAUAACUCAUGGCAAGAUACCUCAAAAUUUAAAUAAAUAUAGAAAGGUGAGAAAUUUCUCAUUACAAGUCUUUGGGUAACCCUGCUAGUGUUGUUAAUUGCUUACAAUGAUCUUUCAAAUAUUGUAUAAAUUUGCUCCAGUCCUUUUGGAAUACUGUAUUUUUUGCUCUAUAAGACUCACUUUUUCCCUCCUAAAAAGUAAGGGGAAAUGUGUGUGCGUCUUAUGGAGCAAAUGCAGGCUGCACAGCUAUCCCAGAAGCCAGAACAGCAAGAGGGAUUGCUGCUUUCACUGCGCAGCGAUCCCUCUUGCUGUUCUGGCUUCUGAGAUUAAGAAUAUUUUUUUUCUUGUUUUCCUCCUCCAAAAACUGGGUGUGUCUUGUGGUCUGGUGCGUCUUAUAGAGCGAAAAAUACGGUACUUGAUCGCGCUGGUUUUGGGUUUUUCCCGUCAGUUUCGCCAGUUCCGCAAAGUCCAUCAUCUUCAUCUGCCACUCUUCUUUUAUUGAGAUUAUAAUAGUGAGUUAAAGGAAAUAAAAGGGAGGGGGAAAGAAUAGAAAAGAGAAAAAUAAAGAGGAUACAGUAAAAACAUUAUAAAAAGCAAAGGAAAACAGCAGUAAGAAAAUAACCAUAAAGUAUAAUUAAUUUUACAAAACUUUGUAGUAUAUAUGUAGAGGUAUAAACUUAUCCCUCGGGUAUAUGUUGAUUUAAGUGCCACUAUAGUUUUGAUAAAUACGUUUCAAAUAUCAUUAAAUUUCUCCAUGCUAUGUAAUGGUAAACUACCUUAAAAGCCUUUUCAGGAGAGAUUUUUUUUUUUUUUUGGAACUAACACCUCCGCCUGAUGGAACAGAAUCCAGGAGGAGGAGGAGGAGGAGGAAGAGAGUCUACUGUGAUGAUCAUUACAUUUUUAUCCCACCUUUCCUCUGAAGAGUUAAAGGUGCUGCACGCGAUUCUUUGCCUCUUCAUUUUAUCCCCACAAUGACCCUGUGGGGUAGGUUAGAGUGAAAUAAGAGUGCCCCAAUGAGCUUUGUGGUUGGCCCGGGAUCUGAACCCGGGUCUCCCAGAUCCUGGUCAAACACUCAUAACCAAGAUUAGCAUUUGGAAUUCAGCCUGGAAACCGACUGACGGAAAACGCAGCCAGGCCAGAAUUCAGGUUAUAUCCUUGGGUCCGCCCGGUCCCGUUCAGCAACUCGGCUGCCAAAUUUUGCGCCAGCCAAAGUUUCUGCAACUGUCUCCAAACGCAGCCCCAAGUGCCGCGCAGUGCAGUAGUCUAACCUAGAUUGCUAAAAAGGCAUCGGUACAGAAGACCAGCGUUGCCAACACCAUACCCUCCAACAUUUCUCCGAUGAAAACACAGUGGACGCUCGGGUUGCGGGAACAUGAUUCGUGCGGGAUUCGGCGCUUCUGUGCAUGCACAAAGUGCGAUUUAGCGCUUCUGCGCAUGCGCGACCGCCGAAACCCGGAAGUAACCCGUUCCGGUACUUCCGGGUUUUGGUGGGUGCGUAACCCAAAAAAACCCAACCUGAAGUGGCUGUAACCCAAGGUAUGACUGUAGGUGUACAGCGGGACAUUGCGGGAUCAAAUCGGAAACCAGGACGGCUUCUGUAAAUCCGAGACUGUCCCUGGAAAACAGGGACACCUGGAGGAUCUGCAACGCUCCCUUUUGUCUGUGACCUUUCUGGCUUCGCUACUGGUCUUGAACAUGACGGCAAUUAUUGCAAAGGCAGAAUUUCUGGUGGUUUAAGGGGAAACCCUUGCUGUGGCUGCUCUCAUUUUCUCUUCCACCCCCCUAAGCCACCGACUAGAUGGACAGCUGACCUGGUCGUCCCCCUGCCCCAUUGAUAGGUCAGACCGCUCUUGUAAUAGCAUUCAACUCCUGUUUUAAUAGACCAUUGGGAACAGACGUUUUAUACCCUUUAAAACUAUGUUCUGAGCUCUCUGGGAGCACUUAACUCCUAACGGGCUCAUCUGAUCCUUGCGAUUGAAAGCAACAACCCCUUACUGUUCAUGUUGUUAUUUAUUAGGUUUCGAAAACAUGCCCAGAACCUCGAGGCGUUUGGAUGCAUGUGCAUAAUGCAAGUAUAAUAAAUCUCAUACUUGCGCUGUCAUAGGCUUGCUUUUAAAACUGUCAAUGUGCUAAACUUUAGCAUAAUUUUGCUUGGGGGAGUGAAGGAGGGGAAGGGAAAAAAGAACAGGGCUUGCACAAUUUAUUGAAGCUAGUCAAAUUGGAAGUCUGUCUUGUGGAAUUCAGGGCUGCGCUAUGUUUUUAAAUGGUUCCCCCCCAUCCCACCUUAGAAUCAUAGAAUAACAGAAUUGGAAGGAAUCCUGAAGAUUGUUUAGUCCAAUCCCCUGCAAUGCAGUUGUCCCGGACGGGGAUCGAACCUGCAACCUUGGCGUGAUCAGCGCCACGCCACGCUCCCAACAACUGAGCUAUCCAGGCUGACAUUGGGACAUUUUGUAUACAGUGGUACCUUGGUUCUCAGACUUAAUCCGUUCUGGAAGUCUGUUCCAAAACCAAGGCGCGCUUUGGUCAUGCAAAAUGGAUCAAUCCGUUCCAGACUUUUAAAAACAACCUCUAAAACAGCAAUUUAAGAUGGAUUUUACUAUCUAACGAGACCAUUGAGCGAUAAAAUGAAAGCAAUAAACAAUGUACUGCAGUCACACAAUCAAUCAAUCAAUCAAUCGUUAGUUGAACUGGGUUCCACACAGUCACAGAAACAAAAAGGAAAGAGCCAGAGAAACGCAAAAUAAAUAGCAAAAACAGAUAGACCUCAGCGUAACACUCUAAACCAGUGGUUCUCAACCUGUGGGUCCCCAGAUGUUGUUGGACUACAUCUCCCAUCAUUCCUAGCCAGCAUGACCAGUGGUCAGGGAUGAUGGGAGUUGUAAUCCAACAACAUCUGGGGACCCACAGGUUGAGAGCCGUUGCAAUGGAAGCGUAACACUCAAAACGGAGCUUGUUUGGCUUCCGAAAAAAGUUUGCAAACCAGAACACUUACCUCUGGGUUUGCAGUGUUUGGGUUCCAAGUUGUUUUAGUACCAAGGCGUUUGAGAACCAAGGUACCACUGUAUUGGAAAAGAACUGUGCUGUGCCCUACACAUGGCAGGUCUUUUUUUGGGGGGGGGGUAAGGAUAAGAGCAUUCAGAAAUAUGACCUGAGUCUGCCUCUCAGGUUUCUGAGGCCACUUCCAUGUCUUAAAAGCAAAGGCGGAUUCGUAGAACCAUGUUAAAUUAUGUGCCCAAGAAGUUACUAGUCCUUAGGAAGGUAUCUGACGAGUCUGGAGGUUUGUGAUAGCUUUAGUGGUGGAAGGAAGUAGCUCUGUGUAUAGUAACUACUACAACAUCCCAGCAGAAUGAAAAAUACGGGGAAUUAGAUCUGAGCGUUGUUGCUCAAAGGUAGGAGAAUAACGCAGCUAUUUAGAAUCAGAGAAUUGUAGAGUUUGAAAGGACAUCAAGGGUCAUCUAGUCCAACCCUCUGCAAUGAAGGAAUCUCAGCUGAAGCAUCCAGGACAGAUGGCCAUCCAACCUUUGGAACUUAAGCCUGUGAAGAUAAAGGGUUGAUUCACACAUUCUGUCUUUCAGGUACAAGGUGUCUGCUGUGGAUAAUUCCCGUGCCCUGGACUUGCAAGCAUUUUGCAUUGUCCUAGACCAGGGGUCAGCAAACUUUUUUAGCAGGGGGCCGGUCCACAGUCCCUCAGACCUUGUGGGGGGCCGGACUAUAUUUUGGGAAAAAUAUAAUGAACGUAUUCCUGUGCCCCACAAAUCACCCGGAGAUGCAUUUUAAAUAAAAGCACACAUAAAUAAAAGCACACAUAAAAGCUGAUUCCUGGACCGUCCGCGGGCCAGAUUGAGAAGGUGAUUGGGCCAAAUCCGGCCCCCGGGCCUUAGUUUGCCUACCCAUGUCCUAGACCUAGACAACCAGCGCCAAGAGGAAAACACAAGUUAUUUGGUGGUGAUGCCAUUUCUCGUUCCACAGCACAAUUGAUUGAUUGAUUGAUUGAUUGAUUGUAUUUCUACCCCACUGUUCAAAGGAAUCCCAAAGCAGCUUCCAACAAAAGAUUUAAAAUACAUUGAAACAUCAGUAUUACAGUAUUUUAAUAUUUUUUGGAUGCCCAGAGUGGCUGGGGAAGCCCAGCCAGAUGGCCGGGGUAUAAAUAAUAAAUUAUUAUUAUUAUUAGUCAUUAAAAACUUCCCUAAACAGGGCUGCCUUCAGAUGUCUUCUAAACACUAUCAACAAAGCAGCAACUAAAUAAGCUAAACAUCGCAGUUACAGCAAAAUCCCUAUUAUACGAUUAUCAAAUCAAUAUGGGCGUUUCAAACCUGUAAAAUAACAUCAGCAUUAACCACAUAUCAGCUAGAAAUAUUUGUGUGUGUACCCAGACGCAGGGACGCCUGAAAUGUCCUUGCCUCGGCCAUCUUCAGCUCAUUGUACAUCUCCUUUAGCAAAAUGACAAACUUGAGUCUGAGAGGCUUUCUGUGGGGAAACUGAAAGGUGAGCCCAUUUCUGCUCCCAGAUUCAAGAUUGUGAAUAUUGGACGGUGCCAACUGGGGAGGAGUUUAGCUCCAUUCAGGAACACCUGCUUUGCAUGCAGAAGGUCCCGGGUUCCAAUCCUGACAUCUCCAGGAAAGGCUGGAGAGAGCCCUAUCUGAAAUCUUGGAGAGCUUCUGCCAGUCAGUGUAGACAGUACUGAGCAAUAUGGGACCAAGGACAAGUCAUUUUUUAAUUUCCCCCGUCUGUGCUCACUCUUUUACUAGCUGGCUUGUUUCCUAAUGGCAAACGCUUCUCCGUGCAUCUGUGCCUGAGGUCGAAAACAAGAAAGAAAAAAGUUUCUGGCAGUGGUUGUGUCCAACCCCCCCCCCUUUCCUAAAUCAUUAUUAUUAUUUUCUCGGUGGUAGCAAUUUGGUGGAGAGCCAGUUGGAAGGCAGGAUGUGGCUUUGUUUAGCUGUAAUAAUGGGGCAGCCUUUACACUUUCUUGCACACAAACACCCACUUUUAAUAAGGCUUGUCCCACCCUCCACACAAUAGACCGUGCCGAGAUACUGAAUCGACAGUUUCCUGAAAAGCGCUCCAGACGCAACGCAGGCACACCCGGGGCAAACCACCGGGAAACUCAACCGGCAAGCGAGAGCUUCCAAAACAUGGGGGGGGGGGCGAGGGCAGGAGGUGGGUCCCGCUGCUGAGAUAAUCCCCCCCCCCGAAAGGAGGGGUUGCGUGGAUAUAAGAAGCAGCCCACUCUGUCGGCGCCAAGGAAUUCCAGAGAGAGAGCCGUCCAGAGACAAGUGGUCUGGGACGGCAUGGGUAUCAUUCUGUACACAAUAGUUGCGUUUCCUCACAUUAAUAGCAAAGCCCUUUUCAUGUCGCCAGGCACAAUGCCGGCCCCGCGAGCUCCAUCUGAUAAAUCCUAUUUUAGAAACCCUGAUGUCAGGGUGGGAUGCCGGCCACUUCAGCGCUUCCUACUCCGAGAAUGGAAAAUGGAUGGGCCAAUUGUGUUCCCUGAUAGGUUAAGCCUCUGUCCGUGCUUCCCGGUUGACAAGGGCAGUUCAAGAAAGGGGAAAAGAAUUAAAAUGUUUCUUAGGAACUUCGCUCGCCCGGCUUAAAGCCUUUGCAACGCUUGUGCGCAGUUCUCGCACGCGGUUUUGAGGUCGGAGGCCGGAGGGUUUUGUUUCAGAUGGGCCAGGAUAAACCCAAAAUGAGCAAGAGGGAAGUCAAAAUGGUCUGCCUGCCGUAGAGUUUGCAGAAGAGGCUGCUGUGUAUAUGGGAGGUCAGCAAUGUCUAGGCAACACGAUGACCAUGUACAUACGCAAUAGACAAUCUGGGUGGCGCUGUGGGUCAAACCACAGAGCCUAGGACUUGCCGAUCAGAAGGUCGGUGGUUCGAAUCGCCGCAACGGGGUGAGCGCCCGUUGUUCGUUCCCUGCUCCUGCCAACCUAGCAGUUCGAAAGCACAAAAAGUGCAAGUAGAUAAAUAGGCACUGCUCUGGCGGGAAGGUAAACGGCGUUUCCGUGCGCUGCUCUGGUUCACCAGAAGCAGCUUAGUCCUGCUGGCCACAUGACCCGGAAGCUGUACGCCGGCUCCCUCGGCCAAUAAAGCGAGAUGAGCGCCGCAACCCCAGAGUCAGCCAUGACUGGACCUAAUGAUCAGGGGUCCCUUUACCUUUACCUAUAGAAUUCCUUCAAACCAUAACAAGUACAAAAUGAAAUCUUUCGACUCAAAGUCUCUGAAAAUCUUUAAAUGAAGCGAGGUACCAGACUUUGUACGAUGAAAAACAAGCUGUGAAGCUUUGUGUAUUCAGUAAAUAUGAUGUCCAACACUGAACAGUGAUACUGGAUGUAGACUACUUCGUCAGCGUGGUGUAAGGAUAUAGAAUGGCUUCAUAAACGGAAAAUAUUUUUUUUACAGAUGGUGGCCUGCAUGCACAUACGACUUUACAAAAAUUGUAAACCAUAAUACAAACAGUAAUGAAAAAGAGUACAUACCCCAUCUUAUUUCGAAUGAAUAUAUGUAAAUGAAAAUAUCAAAUGCUGUGUUUGUGGGGAUGCCAGGUGCUGCCCGGGUCUAGAGAUUCCUUCCAGUGCUCAAAUAAGGCAAGAUCUGAUCUCAGGGUGCCCAUGUGUCCUACUUUGCAGAAGACGGUCCUCUAUUUGAAUGGCUGCCAGGGUAUCUGAAGAAAUGUGCAUGCACACGAAAGCUCAUAGCAAUAACUAACUUAGUUGGUCUCUAAGGUGCUAUUGGAAAUAAUAAUAAUAAUAAUUUUUAUUUUGUUUCGGCUGCCAAGGGGACAGUCUUCUGCCGGAAGCCGUCCCGUCCUGCAAUAGCUUGCCCAGGACAAGUCUGGCUUUAAGGGACCAUGGUGGAAAUUGCUUGUCUAUCGCAAGCACCUUGAUACCAGACCUAGCAGGGAUGCAUGCAACCUGGGUACCAUAUUCCUUUUCUAUGGUGAGAUUGCUUGCAUCUCUUUUUAAAUUGCAAUCACAGUGGUACCCUGGUUCUCAAAUGCCUUGGUACUCAAACAACGUGGAAGUAAAUGUUCUGGUUUGUGAACUUUUUUCGGAAGCUGGACGUGCUCUGUUUUGAGAGUUAUGCUUCCGAUUUGAGUGCCACGCUUCCAUGUUGAGUGUUACGCUGAGGUCUGUCUGUUUUUGCUGUUUAUUUUGCGUUUUUGAGCAUCAGCUGCUGGAAACCACAGGAUCUGGGAGUGCUCUUGCGCUUGCAAGUUUCCCACAGGCAUCUGAUCCUGAUCUGGCAGGCCCUCCUUGCAUUCUCUUGCAUCGCCUGGCAGGUCUGCCCCAAACGGUCCCAGUUUAAUUGCCCCUGAGCCUCGUAUACACUUCAGAAUGCAGGUUCUCGGUGCACGCUGGAGCAUGGGGUUUUUUUCCUUCCCCGUCUGACAGAAUGAGCAAGUUAUUGUGGGGUGCGAUGAAACCUGCGGCUUCCAGGGGGUUGGAAAUCUCAGUCCCGCCUGCUCUGUCGCUGGGUGAGAAGUGAAAUCGCCACAGCUCAGGGGAUGCAACAGGUUCCUUCGACGAGAAAGGGAAAGGGGCUGCUAUUUUUGAGAACUGGCGAUGGCAACACAGCCGUCUCUUUGGCAUGCAGAGCUCAGCCAGACUCAGCGAGGGACCCAAAAGGGCGAUGGAAACCUUAUUGGAUGUUUCACACCUCCUUCAACAUAACAUGGGCUUCCAGACACCUGCUUAUAAGCGCUCCGGGGUUUGGCAGAGGUUGUAAUAUCUUGGGAUCCCUUUCGUUUCUCUCUCUUGCCACAUGAAGCCGGCAUCUGCAGCACCAACCCAGGUCUCAGUCGCAUCCCUGAAAUAUAUAUAUAUAUGAAUAAUAAUGAGGUGGUCUUAAAAGCUCAGAAAAGACAAAAGAGAAAAACUCAACACAGGCCGGUUUUUGUUUUUCUUCAGAUUUAGGUGCGAGCUAUUUUCCUAUUUUUAAGUAUGAUUCCAAUUAGGUGUUUGUGUUUUCUUUCUGCAAAUAGGAACGGAUGACUAAUUCUGACCUAGGAGAGAGAGAUCCUGGGUAGAAAUCUCUGAACAGCUCUCUCGGCUCCAGUAAUGAGAGCUGCUUUUGAAGUAUUAAAACAGGCGAAGGAAAAAAGUUACGACGUCAGUUGUAUAAUGUCAGCAGAGCUAAGCAGCUCUUUACUGCAUCGCAAGUGUUUUCGAGUAUAUCUUCCAUCCCUUAAAUCACCUGGUACCCUCCAGGUAUUUUGGACCAGAGCUCCCUCCCAUCACCCUGGCUAUUGGCUGUGUAUGUUGACUGAUGGGAAUUGGAGUCCAGAAGAGCGCACCAUGUUGGGGAAGCUGGCUUUAGCAAUCUUCAGCACAGCCCUGUAAGGCGAGGCAGGCUGCAUUAGGAAUAUGUGUGUGUGCAGUUUGGGUUCCCCAGGACUCUCGGUGUUUCGCCUUGGUGGAGAAGAAGGUGUUUGUGAUGCAGAGGCUGUGAUAAGAAGACAGCUCAAACAGCCUUGGUCUAUUCUCAUUCAUGAUGACCUAUGCAGUUGUCCUGAGUGUGAUGAUCGUCCCCACCUCUGGCAUUGAAACCUCCCAGUUGGAAGAGGUCUUCGCAAUCUGGGACCCUCCUGGCAGCCCGGACCAGUUCCUCGUAGAACUGGUUCUUGGUUUCUACAUCAAAGCAUACAGUGGGUGCAUAGAUGUUCAGGAUGUUGACCAGACCGGAACUGGUUGUGAGGCAGAGGGAACUGUUCUGAGCCCUUGGUUGGUGGUUCUUUCGCAGGCAGAAGGGAGCUACACACUGCGAAGCUGUGCUUCCACAGUUGGAGACAUCAAUGUUCCUGAAUACCAGUUGCUAUAAGCCACAGGAGGGGAGAGGCCUCUUUGUGCACAGAUUCUGCUUUUGUGGUUCCCUGAUGAGGCAUCUGGUUCGCCACUGUGAGAACAGAACGCUGGACUAGAUGGGCCAUUGGCCGGUUGAUGAUGAUGAUGAUAAUGAUGAUGACGAUAAUUAUAAUAAUAGUACUACAGUAGAUGCUUGGGUUGCGAAUGUGAUCCGUGCAGGAUGCACGUUCGCAACCCGCAGCGUUUGCAACCUGUGUCUGUGCACGCGCGGGUUGCGAUUCAGCGCUUCUGCACAUGCACGACUGCCGAAACCUGGAAGUAACCUGUUCCGGUACUUCUGGGUUUUGGCGGUCCGUAACCUGAAAAAACGCAACCUGAAGCAUCUGUAAUCCGAGGUAUGACUGUAAUAUUCAUUCAUUCAUUCCCCGCCCAGCUGGCUGGGUUUCCCAAGCCACUCUGAGUGGCUCCCAACAGAAUACUAAAAACACAAUAAAACAUCAGACAUUAAAAACUUCCCUAAACAGGGCUGCCUUCAGAUGUCUUCUAAAAGUCAGGUAGUUAUUUAUCUCCUUGACAUCUGAUGGGAGGGCAUUCCAUAGGGCAGGCGCCACCACCAAGAAGGCCCUCUGCCUGGUUCCCUGUAACCUCACUUCUCGCAGGGAGGGAACUGCCAGAAGGCCCUCGGCGCUGGACCUCAGUGUCUGGGCUGAACGAUGGGGGUGGAGACGCUCCUUCAGGUAUACUGGGCCAAGGCCAUUUAGGGCUUUCAAGGUCAGCACCAACACUUUGAAUUGUGCUUGGAAACGUACUGGGAGCCAAUGUAGGUAUUUCAAGACCGGUGUUAUGUGGUCUUAGCGGCCACAGCAGGACUCUUCUUCCAUUCUUAUGGCAUAGGCAAGAAGACUGACCACCUGCCUCUGCAUAAGGCAUCUUUCCAAUGUUCCCCAUUCAUAUCUCCCUAAUUUUAAAUCUGGUUCUCCUGAUUUGCCCAUUGAUGAAUUAAAGAAGCAAGUUUGUCUUUUUAACCCUCUGAAACCUGGGCCGCAAAGGCAUUUCUGCCCCCCAAAUCCUUCAUAAAUUUCAUGCCCAAGUCAGCAUAUAAUUACACUAAUGGCGUGGGCAUUCUGCCACUCAGGUUUUGGGAAAGCAGAUUUUGAUUCGUCAGCAAAGCCAUGCUAGAUUCCUCUUGCAUUGCUUCUAAUUAUUUGCAUAUUUUUAUUGGAUUCCUCCACAUCAGUUUGUGUUUUUUUAAAAGACAAUGGUGGUGGGGGGGAUGUAUGUUCUUCUCUGAAGGAAGACAAGACAAGACUGUGGUUAGCAGUUCUGCUCCUGUCAGCAUAUUCGCUUCAAUAUUUCUUCGGCAAGUGGCAAGCAUUUAUGCUGCAGGGCUGAUGAAUAGCCGGUUGCAAUCCCUAGGAAUUUAAUGCACGUCACGAAAGGCUGGUGGGGUUUUUUAAGAAACUGUAUUUAUGAAACAAUAAGAAGUGCAUGAGGUCAGGAGCAACUGUAUUGGGCCAGAAUGGCUGGCAUGCGAUCGUUCUGAAAACGGGGCCAAAACUUAUAUUACCGCUUCACAUGGGAAAGCUGUGAAGGCCAGCCUGUCUUCAUAGAUCAUAGAAAUGUAGAGUUGGAAUGGGGCCCCACGGGUCAUCCAGUCCAGCCCCCUGCAAUCUGCUAUAUUAGUAGUUCUGCAAUGCUUCCUCAGAGUUUCUGCAUCUUGAAGAGCCUAUAGUGCAAAAGAUAAAAUAAAAUAAAAAAUAGCCAGGAAUGGGUGGGGAUUAAAAGCCUGCAACAGGUGCUAUAAGGAGUUGAAGGAUUUCAGCAGCGAGUGAGAGGCAUGUCCUGACUGGAAACAAAUCAUUGUGUCUGCCCCAAAACCUUUGCAGGUGCAAUAUUAUUACUAUUAUUUUAUUUUUAUUAUUUAUUGAAUUUAUAUACCACCCUAUACCCAGAGGUCUCAGGGCGGUUCACAACAUAUAAAAUCAAAAUAAAUACAAUAACCCAAUAACGCACACAGGCCCCCAAAAGAGCCACAUUUUAAAAGGGUAUAGGAUGUCAAUCAUGUCAACCAAAGACCUGGUUAAAAGCAGCGUCACAUCUAACUGCCUUGUAAGCACCGUGAGCACGAAUCAUCAUCAAUGCAAUAAAAGGGACAUAUCCUUGGACCUCUCAAAGUCAUUUUCGUUUUAUAAGAAGCAUGGAAUCAUGGAAUUGUAGAAGAGUUGGAAGGGAUCCUGACGGUCAGCAACUUAGGAAGUCCCGCCGGUGCCUGGGGAUGCAUGUGAGCUCUAUGUCAUGGAGGCGAGGCAGGGCCGGAUUUAGGUUUGAUGCGGCCCCAAGCUACUGAAGGUAAUGGGGCCCUUUAUUAUAUGUCCACCUGUCCUUUGUCGACAACAAAUUGCCGCUGUUUUUUGUGUUGAACAUAUGCUAUAUGGUCAUUUAUGGACCUAAUAGGUAUCUAAAACUAUUUGUGCAUGCAGAAUGUAGGCACCCUAUAUAUAGAAAUGAGCAAACCAGUGAUAUUUUAGGGAGCAGGCUAGCAGGCAGGCCCAUGACUUACAUCAUAGGAGCCUACACAACACAAAACACUGUUGCUGUAUGUAGGUUUUAUUUCAUUUCUUUUUUAUCUUCUAUUUCGGAAAUGUACAUCUAGGUUUUUUUCCUUUAAUUUUUUGGGGGGCCCCCAAGAGAGUGGAGCCCUAAGCUAUAACUUGUUUAGCUUAUACAUAAAUCCGGCACUGGCCGGAGUGGUUGUGUCCCAGACAUGUGCCGGCUCUGUGCUGCUUUUUCGGGCAGCGCUGGGCCUGCAGGGAGUCCAAGCCGUUGUAUCCCUCCUGGGCGCCCUCCAGCCGGGAAAGAUAAAAUAUAUAUAUAAUAUACCGUAUUUUUCACUCAAUAACACGCACCCGACCAUAACACGCACGUAGUUUUUAGAGGAGGAAAAUCCGUAGGUAUGCCACCCAUAGGCAUUCCCUCCAUAACACGCACAGACAUUUCCCCUUACUUUCUAGGAGGAAAAAAGUGAGUGUUAUGGUGCAAAAAAUACGGUAAUUUAUUAUUUAUACCCCGCCCAUCUGGCUGGGCUUCCCCAGCCACUCUGGGCGGCUUCCAACAAAAUAUUAAAAUACAGUAAUGCAUUAAAAGCUUCCCUAAAGAGGGCUGCCUUCAGAUGUCUUCUAAAAGUCUGGUAGUUGUUUAUUUCCUUUACAUCUGAUGAGAGGACGUUCCACAGGGCGGGUGCCACUACCAAGAUGGCCCUCCACCUGGUUCCCUGUAGCUUUGCUUCUCGCAGUGAGGGAAUCGCCAGAAGGCCCUCGGCACUGGACCUCAGUGUCUGGGCUGAACGAUGGGGGUGGAGACGCUCCUUCAGGUAUACUGGACCGAGGCUGUUUAGGGCUUUCAAGGUCAGCACCAACACUUUGAAUUGUGCUCGGAAACGUACUGGGAGCCAAUGUAGGUCUUUCAAGACCGGUAUUAUAUGGUCUCGGCGGCCGCCCCGAGUCACCAGUCUAGCUGCCACAUUCUGGAUUAGUUGUAGUUUCCGGGUCACCUUCAAAGGUAGCCCCACAUAGAGUGCAUUGCAGUAGUCCAAGUGGUAGAUAACCGGAGCAUGCACCACUCUGGUGAGACAGUCCACAGGCAGGGAGGGUCUCAGCCUACAUACCAGAUGGAGCUGGUAGACAGCCGCCCUGGCGGCUCAGAUGCCCUGCAGGUCCAGUGUCGCCCGGGGCGAGCCAUCCCUCCUGUACACCCAUAACUGCCACUACUGAGGGUCCUGCAAUGCAGGAAUCUAAACGAAAGCAUCUAUGGCACUUGGCCACCCAACCUCUGCUGAAAAACCUCCAAGGAAGGAGAAACCACCACUUUCCAAGGGGGUCCGUUCCACUGUCAAACUGCUCUUACUGUCAGAAAGUUCUUCCUGAUGUUCAGUCGGAAUCUCCUUUCUUGUAACGUGAAGCCAUGGGUUUGAGUCCUGCCCUCCAGAGCAGGAGAAAACAAGCUUGCUCCCUCUUCCAUGAGAUAUUUGAAGGUGGUUUUCAUAUCUCCACUCAGUCUCCUCUUUUCCAGGCUAAACAUCCCCAGCUCCUUCAACCGUUCCUCAUCAGGCUUGGUUUCCAGACCCUUGAUCAUCUUGGUUGCCCUCCUCUGCAUACCUUCUAGCUUGUCAAUAUUCUUCUUAAAUUGGGGUCCCCCAGAACUGGAAACAGGACUCCAGGUGUGCUCUGACCUAGUGGUAGUGGACAUCCUGAUCAGCUCUCCACCAAGCUGUUAUUAACCAUGGAAUGCAAGGGUUCAGAUUCCUGGUUAGCAGCGGGUUGGAGUAAACCAGAUUUGGGGGGGCAGCGCAUCGGAGAAGGGUUAGAGCCCCUCGCCCCAUGGCUCAACCCAAAUCAAAGCUGCUUCCGCAGAAAGAAAAUUUCACCAAGAGCUCUCAAACGCCAUAAUGUGUAGUCUGGCCCAGUAGCUGGCCUUUCUGAGAUGAAGUGGGAUGAACAUUUAAAUACGAAAACAUGGGUCACAAAGCUGGGAUUUCCCCCCUAGGUGUGUUGCGAACCUAAAAUUGCAACUUUUCCUCUUCUUUUCCAGCAGAAAGCGAAGGCGCUGGGUGCGUUUUAUUACACACAUCAAGAAAAGUAGGUACAAUUGUCUUUUUUUAUUAUUGUUGUCUUUUAAGAAUAACUUGCCUUUAACAUACUCUCAGAGCAGAAAGGCGCUUAGCCUUUCUCCAGCCAUUCCCUUUUCCGUAGAGUAGAGGAAAUGUGCGUCUCUUGCUGUCUCUAAAAAUCUGUUCACCUAAAUCCCUAAAGUUUGAUGUUCUUCUGAAAUAGUAAUGAUUUUCACUCUCCUUAGUGCAGUAGUUCUCCCUUUGAUGAUGCUGGUGAUGGUAAUAGUAAUAAUAAUAAUAAUAAUAAUAAUAAUAAUAAUAAUAAUAGUACAGUUUUAUUAUUUAUAUGUCACCUGUCUGACAGGGUAUUUCUGCUUUACAAGAUGCUCCUAGACCUAGGGUUCAAUUGUGGGCUCUCCUAGCUGUUUUUUUCCCUUGCCGUCAAGAUUCUUCCCUCCCUAGGACUGCUUUGCAUCUUUUUUGAGGGUAUCUGCCUACCUGGAAUAUGCCUUUGAACUCUGGCAGUGCAUCUGAGAAAGAUCAGGGAGGGGUGUGUGGGUGUGCAGAAAAUAGCCUACUGCACAAAGGUGACAUUUGCUCCACCCACUUUUCCCUCUGGCCCCACCCACCACUGGCAUGCGGCCCCUGAGAAGUUGCCCAGAAGCAAAUGCGGCCCCUGAGCUCAAAAACAUUCACCGCCUCUGCCAUUCCGGAAAAGAGAACCAAAUAAGUAUAAGUCUUGUAAGUCUCUGAAAGUCUUUGUAGACUAUGCAAGUCUCUGAAAGAAGCAAUGGGUCAGAUUCUUAUCUGGUGAACACAAGCUGUAAAGCUUUGUUAUAUGAUGUCCAGCGCUGCCGAAGUGGUUCACAAACAGACGUAGUGAACAGUGAUUCCGGAUAUACCCACUGUUUCGUGGAAUUCUUCUUCAGCACAGCAGAAGGAUACAGAAAUGCUUCAUAAACCCAUCUAAAUGGUGAAUGGAAUGAUAUAACAACGAUAUCUAUGUAGCAGUGGUCAUAAAGUUAUUUGGUUCUAUGUUUUCAAGAGAAUCCAUCAAGAAUGCACAUUUAGAGACUUUCAGAGAUUUAUAAGAUUUCUGUUUAUUUGGUUUAUUGUUCAAUGUUCCGGAUAGACUAUAUAAAGAGUUUAUAUUGAUAUUGCAUUGUUGUACUUGGUCAUCGUGUUGCUUUGGAUAUUACUGAUAAUUGUUUGCAACACAGGGGUUUAAUUGUUUGGUUACUUAUUCCGGAAGAGAAGGCAGGCUUCUCCUUACAUUGGGCUGAUACUGGCAAAUCACAGAGAAUAUUUGUGCAGAAGGCUCUCAGUUCCGGAUUGGAAAGGCUCCAUCUCCCAUCAGCCACAGCCAGCAUGCCCAGUGAGCAGGAAUGAUGGGAGUUGUAGUCUCAGAGCAUCCUGAAGACCACAGGUUUCCCCAUCCCUUUGUGUAGGCAACAUUGAGGUAGAGGAGCCCAGUGGUCUGUUCCAGAACAAAGCAUCUUCCACUUUAAGUGCAAUCACACCUCCUGACAUAUGAAUUAUAGCUCGGUUGCCCUCUCCACAGGCCCCUCGUGCCCCAUCCUGGCUGGCUGAUGCCAGUAUUUAUAUACGACUUGGUAUAGCUAUAGUAACAUUUGCCCCCUGCCAACGAACGGUGCGGCGAUGACUGCAUAAUUACCGUAAAGGAAAGUUAGAUUUCCUGUUUCACAAGCACCGGUGCCAGCUCCGCAGCCUGGCAAAUUAAAGCAGCCUUUCUAAAGCUUUAAUCUUUUCUGCCGACAUUCUUCCACUGCAGCCCACUCCCUCGAAGGGGGCGAUGCCUUUGAUGUAUAUUCCUGCCUGUUAACGUAUCCCAGGCUCUUCCUUCCGCACUCGGCGGCUGUGGCAGUUUAUGCGCAAGGAACGUAUGAAAUCCCAUAAGGCGCUUAUCUGCUUGCUGGCACCUCUGAAACCCAGAAGGUCUUGUUCUUUGUGCCCGAGGGGGGAGCUGCCUGGGCAAACAGUUGGCAGCGCUGACGGGGAUUCCUCCUCCAUCCUAGAUGGUGGGCAUUCAGAAUGAAAGGCAGAGACCAGGUGUUUUUCAGGGUCUGCCCUCUUUGUCGUCUUGUGCCUCUGCUGGGGAGGGACGCGGGUGGCGCUGUGGGUUAAACCACAGAACCUAGGACUUGCCGAUCAGAAGGUCGGUGGUUCAAAUCCCUGCGAUGGGGUGAGCUCCCGUUGCUCGGUCCCUGCUCCUGCCAACCUAGCAGUUUGAAAGCAUGUCAAAGUGCAAGUAGAUAAAUAGGUACUGCUCCGGCGGGAGGGUAAACGGCGUUUCCAUGAGCUGCUCUGGUUCACCAGAAGCGGCUUAGUCAUGUUGGCCACAUGACCCAGAAGCUGUACGCCGGCUCCCACGGCCAAUAAAGCAAGAUGAGCGCCACAACCCCAGAGUCGGCCACGACUGGACCUAAUGGUCAGGGGUCCCUUUAGCUUUAGCUCUGCUGGGAGAUGGAACUUUGUCCGCUCACGUUAAGCAGUUGGGGAACUGAGGCCGAAGGAGAGUGACUUGCGCAGAACCUCUUAAGUCUCAUUUAAAAUAAAAAUAUAAAUCAACUUCUUCCUAUCUGGGUUGAGCUGCUCAACACCUCAGCCUGACUGCAUAUUCCUUGAAUGAAACUAGCAUGAACCUGACUGUUUCAAAGUGAUGUUUGUGUAACUCAUUGGCAAGGAGCAAGGACACGCAACUUAUAAAAUUGUGUUUUUAAAAAAUAUUCUCUUCUCUCUUUCCCAGCUGCUUUUGUCAUGGUCUGGGAAAGGCUGCAAGGGCUUUAGGGUGGGGCAAAGCAGGUGGGAAAAGCCAUUGCCUGAUAAACAGCAGAAAGUCUCUCUUACCUUGGAUAAUGUAAUAGAAAAGAUUCAGAAAUUUGGGGAAGUGGCAGGAUUUAAACGAAAUAGGAACAAAACUAAACUACUAGUCAAAAACUUGAAGGAAGAAGGAAAAAAAGGAUUUAGAGCAAAAUAUUGAGAUAGAAGUCCAUAAAAAGGUUAAGUAUUUAGGGAAUAUGGUUAACAUCAUGAAAUAUAAACUUAUAUAAUUAUGAAAAAAAAUUUGGUUUGAGUUAAAAAGAAAUUUAGAAAUAUGGAGCAGAAUGAAUCUCUCAUUGCUAGGGAAACGUUUCUCAGGCGUCGCCUUUCUGUUGCAGUACCUAAAGUUAAAGAAUUUCGAGGAAGAAGUGCGAGCUCACCGCGACCUCGACGGGUUCCUCGCCAGAGCCAGCAUCAUCCUAGACGAGACGGCAACUUCUCUGGACGACGUCCUGCGGGAGAUGCUGAAACACUUUGCGGAGGACUCUGACAACGCAGAGCCCAGCUGCAACUUUGACAAAAUCAUGAGCACUUUAUUCACCGAUUCGGGGGCCCCCAGAGAAGGGAAUGGUGAGAGACCUCUUAGUUCUUCCUAUUUGCCUGAGCUGAAAGAGGUUGAGCGUCCGAAGCCCUGGAGACGCACUGCCAGUCAGUGUCGACAGCACAGAGUUGCGUGGCGAGUUCUCCCCCCCCCCCCGUCCCCCGUGGAAAUAAUGACACAAUUAUUAAGGUUAAUGGCCUAAAUAAGGCCACAACUUUAUUGGUUACAGGUGAUGAACGGUACUGGCUUAGGCAUUGGUCCUACCCGACUAUAUCCAACUUCAGCCUGUCUUCUUGAAGUCUGGGAAGGGUUAACCACCAGUAGGGGGAGUCCUGCUGAUGCACAUCAACUAGGAACUCCCCCGGGGUCACCGAUAGGGGGUGUCUUAGGCCCUCAACCUCCCCAGGCUUCGGACAGGGCUACGCACCCCGGAAUCCUUUACCUGACUACCCUCUACAAAACAAUACCAAAACCAAUGCCUAACCGCCAAUACCCAGAAAGUUGUGACGAUUUGCUUUGAGGUAGGCAAAAACCAAGUGGCUGGUGCCAGUUUGCCAAGUGGAAAAAUUCCUACCAGGCCCCUAAACAGGGACCAACCAAGGUCCAUUGCAAGUUCAAGGAACAAAAACCUUAUAGGGCGGGAGGGUGGGGAAAGCAGGAACAGCUGGGAGGCGGGAAAAGAGGGAGAUCCCCAGCCGUGUCCUGCCUUAAACAGGGGAGGCCACGCCCCCGAGCCAGCUGAUUGGCCGGCCAGGGGGUGACAAGGCCAGGAAUCCCCCCAAUCGUGUGGGGGGCCCAUGAAGCCCGCAACCCCACCUCCUCCAUAGGGUGGAUGUGGCUUUAGGUGAUCCCAAUAGUCUGAUGUUUUAAGGCAUGGUUUUCCUGCACUGCUGCUACCUCUUGGCUUUUUUAUUUAUUUGAAAAACUUCCACCCCCCUUCCCCUUCAUCGCCAAGUCCUCUUGAGACGGGUUACAUAAUAAAUGGACAUGCACAAUGGACUCAACCAGCGUGACAUUAAAACCCCGCAAAACAGCGUAAAACACUUAACCUGCUCCUUUUAAUAAUACGGCAAGGGUGGAAUCCAAAUCGAGACUUCCAGUUUUGCAAAAGAGCUUUGCCUUUUCUCUGUUCACCUGGCAGUCCAGACACUCCCUUCUCUUCUAAUUCUGGAGGAAGAGGAAGGGUUUUAGGGGACGCCAGCCAUGUUUGGGAGGGUGGGAAGAGCAUUCCCCAGCCAGGGUGCCACCACUAAGAAGGCCCCGUCUUGGGUCAGGGCUUCCUGUGAGCGUCCGAUUGGCUGCCUGGAAAACGGAGUGAUAAUAUGAUAAUAUACAUAAUUUAAUGCAGAUGGAACCUCUCUGAUAUGAGUUAGCCUCCAGCAUUUUCUCCCUGCUUUUGUCUCCCAUAACACCGCUUGUGUCUUCGGUCCAAGCCAUGCUUGGCCAGAACGUUUCGUUUCCCAAUUAAGCAGGAAGUUGCAAAAUGGAACGAGCAGGGAGAAUAACCCGAUCCUACCCUCUCGGAAAACCUACCAAGCCACAUUAGCCAUUGUUCCUCUUUUCUUUUCAGCUCGAGAGAGGCUGAAACUUCACACUUCAAAGCUGCAAUGGGUUUUUCAAGGAUGGUGUUUCAUUGACAUUUUCCUUUUUUUAAUGCUUCUUAUCUCUUUAUACCAAGACCAUUGAGCGGCUGAGAGCGACCCGGCCUGUUAAAAAGCUCGGAUAAUAGUUUGUGGCUGAAUGAAGAUGUAAUUCCAUAUAUGAUAGUCCUUGAAUAUAAUUCGAAAUGUAUUUAAUUUCCUCUUCCUCCCCCUUUUCUGCAGUUCACCUCUUGUCAGAUACUAUUCAGGGCGUUACAGCGACAGUCACUGGGGUCCAGUAUCAACAGUCCUGGCUUUGUAUCAUGUAAGUACAGUAUGUUUCUGCUGAAACUUGCCAGAGCAUCUCUGUCCAAACUGUGUGGCGGGCACUAUAUUUUUUUUCUCUUAUCACAAGACUCCAUCUUCUUUUUCUCCUUUCUGCGCGCAAGUUUCCCGAGGGAAAGUGCUAUAGCUCAGUUCUAAAUUAUCUGCUUUUGCACACAGAAGCCCCCCAAAUUUGAAUCCUCGGCUCCUCUAGGUAGGAAUGUCUCAAGCCUCAAACCCUGGAGAGCUGCUGCCAGCCAGUGUAUACAGUACUGAGCUAAAUGGGCCAGUUGUCUUGACUUGGUAUACAAUAGCUUCCUGUGUCUAGGGGGUUGGGGUUAGUUUAGAACAGGCCACCGCCUACAGAUCAAUUGAAAUCCAGUGUUUUUGCAAGCAGAAUUCUGGUGAAAAGGACUACUCCACUAGGAAAUCUUGUCCUAGAAUCGUGGAAGUUGGAAGGGACCCUGAGGGUCAUCUAGUCCAACCCCCUGCAAUGCAAGAAUUUCAGCUGAAGCAUCCAUGGCAGAUAGCCAUCCAACCUCUGCUUAAAAACCUCCAAGAAAGGAGAGGCCACAACCUUCCAUCCUACGGUCAAAUUAGCUCUUACUGUCAGAAAAUUCUUCCUGAUGGUUAGCAGGACUCUCCUUUCUUGUAACUUGAAGCCAUUGGAUCGAGUCUUGCCCUCCAGAGCAGGAGAAAAGAAGUUUACUUUCAACCCAUCUUUCCCCACGGAAUCUCACGAAGGUCUCUUUGCUUUAUAAUACUAAUACUAAUAAUUUAUUAUUUCUACCCUGCCCAUCUGGCUGGGUUUCCCCAGCCACUCUGGGCGGCUUUCAACAGAACAUUAAAAACAGAAUAAAACUUCAAACAUUAAAAACUUCCCUAAGCAGGGCUGCCUUCAGAUGUCUUCUAAAAGUUGGAUAGUUGUUUAUUCCCUUGACAUCUGAUGGGAGGGCGUUCCACAGGGAGGGCGCCACCACUAAGAAGGCCCUCUGCCUGGUUCCCUGUAACCUCACUUCUCACAGUGAGGGAACUGCCAGAAGGCCCUCGGAGCUGGACCUCAGUGUCCAGACUGGAUGAUGGGGGUGGAGACGCUCCUUCAGGUAUACUGGGCCGUUCUUUAUCUCCCAUAAAUUAACACACCCCCCAACUGCUGGGAUAACCCCUCUAUAGAAAUUGAGCCAGUGGGGGCUGGUUUGUUUGGAGAAAUGGGGCACUGCCCCACCAAUCUGCCCUUCUCACAACCAAUCCAGGGGGUCGUACUUCCUAUCAGGUUCCUGCUCCUUAAGCCACAGAAUUCACAGAACCUUAAACAGCGGAGUUUGAAGAAACCAUGAGGAUCAUCUGGUCCAACCCUUUGCAAUGCAGGAAUCUUUUUGCCCAACCUGGGAUUCGAACCCACAACCCUCAGAUUAAGAGUCUCGUGCUCUACCAACAGAGCUAGUUAGUUGGCCGUUCCUGUCUUCCAAGCUACCAGUCCCAAAAGGCGCUACCGACUGCUGGCUUUCCUCUCCCUCUUACACCUGGGGAGGUUAUGCCACCCCACCAUAUAAAUAUAAAAGAAAGUAAACUGGGACAAAAGCCUGGAACAUUUCUGCCUGAUAAGCUGCGUUGGAAAAGGGCCAUAACUUGGCAGAAGAGCACCUGCAUUCGAUAUCCCAACGUCUCCAGACAAGGCUGGGAAAAUAAUCCUUUCCGAAACCCUGGAGAGCUAUUGCUCAUCUGCAUAGAACAGCAACCCUCAAACUUCGCAGUUAAUGCAAACCUUUUAAAAAUUGCUGGGGGUCUUGGCAGACCACUUGGCAAACUUUUGUUUUCUUUUCUUUUAUCAAAACCAGUGCCGAUCAAUGGAAAUUGUGGGCCAUCGGCCAACCGGCUAAGAAAGGCCCACUUUUUUUCCCUUUAAAAAGGGAGUUAUUUGGGGGGAAGAAUUAGCCGGCUGCACCCGCUCCGUUGCGGACAUCAUAGGCCUUGCCAGCCUGCUUCGUAAAUCUGGCACUAAUUUUAUCAGCUUUGGUUGUGAUGAUCAGGGGCUGAGUCCCUGGCCAUGUCAGUCAACCUUCUUGACUUUUUCCGCAACUGAGUGGUGCUCACAAACAACCCUUUGAAAACCUCUGCUCCGAAUGGACCAAUGGCCGGCCUUUGUAGAAGGGAGCAUCUUGUGUUUGCAACGCCAUCUGAUUGGGAGAAUUACUUUGCAAACUGGGUACGAGGUUCCUUUAACCAGGGUAAAGGUAAAGGGACCCCUGACCAUUAGGUCCAGUCGUGGCCGACUCUGGGGUUGCGGCGCUCAUCUCGCUUUAUUGGCCGAGGGAGCCGGUGUACAGCUUCCGGGUCAUGUGGCCAGCAUGACUAAGCUGCUUCUGGCGAACCUGAGCAGCGCACGGAAACGCCGUUUACCUUCCCGCCGGAGUGGUACCUAUUUAUCUACUUGCACUUUGACGUGCUUUCGAACUGCUAGGUUGGCAGGAGCAGGGACCGAGCAACGGGAGCUCACCCCGUCGUGGGGAUUCGAACCGCCGACCUUCUGAUCGGCAAGCCCUAGGCUCUGUGGUUUAGACCACAGCACCAACCACGUCCCUUUUAACCAGGGUAGCCUUAAUGCAAAAAAAGCAAAAAAUAAAUAAAUAGUCUCUUCGUGAUGGUUAAGCAAAAAACCAACACAAAACCAGAACCCACACAGGAACACAAUUCUUAACAAUUUUCCAUUCAAUGAUUUUCGGCAGCUAAAAGUUGUUCACGUUUUGGUGACUGGGAAAGGAAAUGAGGCACAUUUAACUGUAAAUGUAUAAUUUGUGUGUGUUUGUGUGAUGUUGUGACUUUUGUACCAACAGUCCUUGGUGAAAGUUUAAUGCUGGAGGAAUUAAUUAUUCCCCGAGCACCUUUUAAAUUUGCUUUGUGCAUCCUUUCUUUGAGGUUGAAAUGAGACAGGCUUUGUAAAUAUAUGUCUUUUUAAAGCACGUUCGAGUUAAUAAAAACUCUGACCUUUCAAGCUCUCAGAGACAUAGGGGUUUUUUUCCCCUUGGAGAAAAAGAAAAGUCAUUUUUUAAAAAAUAAUUUGGCUGGUGCUUGGCUGGUUGAUCCCCCUGAAUGCUCUAUUGUGAGGACAAAGAGUGUGUCUAGGUCAAUUAGUUUCUAAUAGAAUCUGAGCUCGCUUGCCUUUUCCAGGAAAGAUGGGCCGGGCUGAGAUUCUCAGGGCUUUGAGUCAGAGGAGAGCAGCAGAAUGGAUGUUCUUAUGUGAUAGAAUUAUUAUUAAGCGAAUUUACAGCCCACCCUUCAGUGCAAGAGAUCCCAGGGCAAGGGACGGCACUCACAUUACAUGAAACAAUCCAUCAUAAACUAGAAACUUUAGAAUGAAGAAUCAGAACUGUUUAUAAACUACAGAGCGGGCUACUCUCUGUCAGUCAGCAAAUGGAUUCGAACGCUGCAAACACCUUAUGCCCAUAUAACUCAGUAUUGUACAGACCAGAAUUCCCCGACCUGUUGCUUUGUACAGCGGUACCUCGGUUGUCGAACGUAAUCUGUUCCGGAAGACCGUUAGACUUCCGAAACGUUCGACAACUGAGGCGCAAAGGGCGGUCAGCAAAGUCAAUGGAGAAAAAAGAAAAAAACUGAGGUACCACUGUAGAUGUUUUGGACUACAACUCCCAUGAUCCACGGUGUGCUGACAGGGGAUUAUAGGAGUUGUAGUCCAGCAAUAGCUGGGGACCCAAGUUUUAGAAACACUGCUCUAGAUGUUGGGCACAGUGGCCUUGAAUCAUAGAAUCAGGAUUCCCCUCACGGGAAUCGAACCUGCAACCUUGGCAUUAUCAGCAGCAUGCUCUAAGCAGCUGAGUUAUCCAGCUGGCUUUAAUUACUGCAACACACCCUAUGUAGUAGUAGUAGUAGUAGUAGUAGUAGUAAUUUAUUUAUACCCCGCCCAUCUGGCUGGGUUUCCCCAGCCACUCUGGGCUGCUUCCAACCAAAUAUUAAAAACAAUACAGCAUCAAACAUUUAAAAACUUCCCUAAACAGGGCUGCCUUCAGUUGUCUUUUAAAAGUAAAAUAGUUGCUUAUUGCCUUCACAUCUGCUGGGAGGGCGUUCCACAGGGCAGGUGCCACUACUGAGAAGGCCCUCUGCCUAGUUUCCUGUAACCUCACUUCUCGCAGUGAGGGAACCGCCAGAAGGCCCUCGACGCUGGACCUCAGUGUCCGGGCUGAACGAUGGGGGUGGAGAUGCUCCUUCAGGUAUACAGGACCGAGGCCGUUUAGGGCUUUAAAGGUCAGCACCAACACUUUGAAUUGUGCUCGGAAACGUAUGUAGGGAUAUAUGUAGCUGCUGCAGAACAAAACUUAUAAAUUGUUGACUGGCUUUAUCCCAUUGACAUGAUAAAAUUUCUCUACUGAAGGUAUUGCAGAAGAGUUUUGUCAGUGUGGGUUAAGAUGGUCACAAAGCAUAAAAAUGAAAUGGGUUUUUAGAUAGAGUGAUAUUUUAUUAGUUGUCAUGUAGCUUCGUCUGCAGAUUUGUGUCUUAAGACCGUUAUAAGAUUCCGCUUCAUUAGUUUCUCAUUAUGAGCUUUGCAAAAUCUGGCAUUUUCUUUGGCGCUGAACAUUAUCCGUGUGAUGUGUACAAUGCACUAUUGAAUAAGAGAAAGAAGAAUGUUUUUAAGAUGCAUUAACAAUAUGAAGUGGGGAGGGAAGAAGAGAAGAGAGACCAGGACAUGUGCUAUCGGUAAACACUCUGACGUGAUGUGUGAAAUCUCUGCUUUGAGGAUGGAGAACCUUAUAGGCCGCCCACCAAGGUCUCCCUUUGGGUAAACUCAUGAUGAGACCCUUCCCGUGUGUUAACAGAGGUUGUCUUCAAUCAGGCACUAUGAAUCACAGGUGAGCAGGUACAUUUUGCCCCCAAAAACAGCAACCUCAAACACCCACACACCUCUCCUAAAAUGUUCCAACCAGUGCGGCUGUUUAUCCACAGUUCUUAUGUCUCAGACAUCUAAUUGUGUUUUUGUCAAGUCUUUGGAAGGGAAGAUUCCCACGCUAGGAAUAAGCUUUAAAAAAUUUCAGCCUUGGCUUGGUAGAAAAACAUGAGCGCUUGACGACGACAUUACUACCAUGUUAUAUGGCAGGCCUGGGGAACCUCAGGUCCUGAGGCCAGAUGUGCUCCCCCCGAGAUCUAUUUGUCUGGCCCUCAGGACCCUCUCCAGACUUCACCCCGUUCCCAGCAACACCCCCUACUUGCUCAGUUUUGCGGCCUCCUUGAGUAUUUUUUCCUUUAGCUGAAAUGUGUUCUCCAGUUCUGAAAAUGCCUCUCGCUUCCCUGGAUGGAGGUUUGAGUGGGUUGCGUAGCAACUAGCCUACUGCACAAAGGGGAGACCUGCAUUUGUUUCUCGGCCCACUUCUGCCUCUGCCCACCACUUGAACACGGCCCCCAGAAGAAGGCCAAAAAGCCCCCCCUCCCAUCCCUUCUACAAGGCAACCGUCCUCAUAUAAAGUCCUCUCUCCCGGGAGGCGUUUGCUGGUGAGAUUCACAACGCACCUCUUUGCGUUCCUGCUCUCUUGCCAUAUUUUGAUGUGGGAGAAUUUCUUAGGGAGCAAAGGUUCUGGUUAAUUAAAUGCAUGUGGCAAGCUGCUGUCGAUUCCGAUGUUCCCUUCUUCGGAAGGCAGGCAGCCACGAGGAGUGAAUAACAUAGAGCAUCUGAGUCAUGCAUCCUUCCGUGGCAGCCUUCGUCAACCUAGUGCCCUCUAGACAUUUUGGAACACAACUCCCAAAAUGUUGGUAGUCCAACACAUCUGGAGGGCACGUGGUUGAGGAAGGCUGUCCUAGAGUAACCAGGGCUCAAGAAACUAAAUAUCCAAAUUCUGCUAGUAUGUUGGUUAGUUUUCUUCACACACACAGAGAGAGAGCUUUUGUAUGCCUCAUUUUAAUCAGAGUAACCACAUGUACUUUUGCUGGACAGCGGCGGAUAUGUUAAUUGCAGUGAUGACUCUUAAGAAACUUAUUUCCCCCAUAUCCUUCCCCCACUGUCCGCGUUUUAGAAAAGCUUUAAAUAGCACCGUGAGUUUUGUUUUGUUUUGGACAAUGUGUUAUUGUGCCUUUAUGUAUGUGUGUAUUUAUAUAUAUUAGAAACACUUUAUAAAUACAGGGUAUAAGCAGCAAAGAUGUUAAGGCACUUGUGGUUUGUCAGAUGAAACAAAAACUCGCUACUAUUUUUAAGACCUUGCGGCCGGAAGUGUCUCGAAUGUGUUGCGUCCCAACCGUGGGCAUGAACACAAACGCAUCGUCCCUCGUUGCUCUUCUGCGGGCGACACUUCGGAUGCCGAUCUGCUCUGUUUGAAAACGUGUUUGUUAUCGCCUCUGCUGUCGACAAGGGGCAGCUUGAGACCGAAAGAGGCCAACACAGUGCCUAGUGAGAGGGUGGUAUUAAUUGAUUAAAACACGCAAAUGAGCAGAGGAUGUCUUCUCUUGUGGCGUGAAAAAUCAACGCCACCCAAAAGGGAAUCCAUUAAAGUCUGAUCCUUGCACCAGCAGCAGGUGAAGCACACACACACACAAAAUAAACUUUGCCCCAAAGCUUUUCUUCCUAAGUCCAUCUGUCAAAUCCUGCAGCUGGCACAGAUUUCUUCAGAGAACAGUCUGGAUAGUAUCUGCAAAAGCUGUCUUGCCAAUAUAGAUGACUUCAACUUAGCUCUCUCUCUCUGGCAUUGCUCUCCACUUGAAAUGUACAGUCGAUUUUCUUUCAGAAUAUUCCCCUGAAAUAUGGCAUUAAGAUGCACUAUGUGGGAAAUUGUGCAAGAAAUCACGGUUUAUUUUGUUCUCUGUGAAGUGGCACAUCCUGUGUAUAUUGAGCAUUGAUCCUGAUUUGUUUGCUUCGGAAAUUGGAAGACGUCGUUGGCGAUUUCUUCGGGGUUAGCGCUGCCUUCUUCGCAGGCAGGUUGGAUGGAAUUGUGUUAUCACACACUUUCCUUGUGGGCCUACCUUUGAAGGUGACCCGGAAACUACAACUAAUCCAGAAUGCGGCAGCUAGACUGAUGACUGGGACCACAUAACACUGGUCUUGAAAGACCUACAUUGGCUCCCAGUACGUUUCCGAGCAUCGGUCCAGUAUACCUGAAGGAGCGUCUCCACCCCCAUCGUUCAGCCCAGACACUGAGGUCCAGCUCCGAGGGCCUUCUGGCAAUUCCCUCACUGCGAGAAGCAAAGCUACAGGGAACCAGGCAUAGGGCCUUCUCGGUAGUGGCGCCCACCCUGUGGAACGCCCUCCCACCAGGUGUCAAAGAGAUAAACAACUAACUGACAUUUAGAAGACAUCUGAAGGCAGCCCUGUUUAGGGAAGUUUUUAAUGUUUAAUAGACUAUUGUAUUUUAAUAUUUUUUUGGAAGCCGCCCAGAGUGGCUUGGGAGACCCAGCCAGAUGGGCGGGGUACAAAUAAAUUAUUAUUAUUAUUGCAAAAAGUCCAACAAUUUGGGGAAGUGGCUUACAGCACGGGCAGAAACCAUGCUCAAUCCGCCAGAGCCUGUCUUCCCAUAUUCAAAUAUAUUUAAUAUGUGUUUCUCUUGAUUACGGCCCCACUUGCAUUCUACAUUGAAAGUGGUAUCAUGCCACUUUAAAGAGUCAUGGCUUUCCCCAAAGAAACCUGGUUUGUGUAAUUCGUUAAGAGUGCUGGGAGUUGUUAGGAGAUACCUACUUCCCCCUCUCCCCGCAAGCUGCAAUUCCUGGUGUUCCCUGGGAAGAGAGGACUGUUAAGCCAGUCUGAGCAUAACUGCAUCCGCAGAGGAAUUUUCCCACCCACCUUCAGGUGUCACAAUUUGAUGGGUGUGAUAUUUUCUGCCUCCAUGCAUGGAGGAAUUUCCAUCUCCGGUACUCAGAGACUUAUUGAGCUUAGAAGGCGGCAGUUGUCAUCUUGACAGCUCCUGGGAGCUUGUCUGCAGAGCUCAUUGGGGCUCCGCACGAACUUUCUUGCUCAGAGUGUUCGGGGGCUAUUGAGUGUGCGCAUGCAAAGAGGCGAAAGUCAGCUCUGUGUCCUUCAGUCAACCGAGACCUUGCUGGUUUUGUAGAGCUCCAACAUGAGCUUCCUUUUGGCUAUAACUUACAGAAUCCUAGAAUUGUAGGGUUGGAAGAGGCACCCAAAGGUCAACUAGUCAAUGCAGAAAUCACAGCUAAAGCAUCCCUGACAGAUGGCCAUCCAACCUCCGUUUGCAAACCUCUCAGUGAAGGUCCACCACUUCUGAGGUCGUUCGUUCCUCCGUCAAACAGCUCCUCCCAUCAGAAAGUUGGUCGGAAUCUCCAAAUCCAUUGGUUGAGGUCCUCCCAUCUGGAGCAGCAGAAAAUAAGAUUGCUCCAUCUUCACAUAGGACAGCCCUCCAGGUAUUUGAAGAUGGCAAUCAUAUCAUCUUUCAGUCUUCUCCUGGCUAAACAUUCCCAGGUCCCUCAGCUGUUUGUCCCCUUGAACUUUUGAUUUGUCUCCAGUAUUUGUACCAAAUCACAAUUCUGAGCAAGAGGGUUAUAAGCUUUAUAAGCAACAACCAGUGUGGCUGUAACUCAGUGUUUCGCAAACUUGGGUCCCCAGCUGUCGUUGGACUACAACUCCCAUCAUCCCUGACCACUGGUCCUGCUAGCUAUGGAUGAUGGGAGUUGUAGUCCAACAACAGGAGGAGGCCCAAGUUUGAGAAACACUGUUGUAACUCCUUGGUGAGUGGUCUGCUGGAUUCUUCUGGCUUUUUUGUGUGUUUGUUUAGGAUUGCACUGUUCAUGAUUCCUCACAAGUGCUUGCUGGGGCUGAUGGGACUUGUAGUCUAAAGCAUCUGGAUGGGACCAGGUUGGGGGUGUCCGGAAAGCCUCACUCCUGCAAUAUUCACUGCUGCUUGCUGGAGACCACAUUUGCAAAGCUGAGGUUCGGAGAACCUUAGCACCCCACCGCUUGCGGCUGAGUAACCACUCAGUUGAUUUCUUGCUUUUUGCAGCAGACAGACAACGGCAAACGCUUCUGUUUGUGCAAUCACGGCCCACGCUUUGCCCUGUAAUAGGCGACAGUCCGGAAUGCGCUUGUCUGCUUUAUUAUCAUUAUUAUUAUUAUUCAGAAAACCCUGCCCAAUGCCAACUGGUGCGAUGAACAGAGCUGCCUCCUUCUGUCACAGUUAUUAGGCAUUUGAAGGGCAGUGAAAUCUUCCUCUUAAUUCAAUAAAGCCACAUAGCUGCUGAGCUGGGAGGCAAAAAUAGCCUUCGACUGAAACGCGGGCAAUGACGCCGUACAUUGGAUUAUUCCUCUAAUCUGCAAAUGAAGCUGUCCUCGCGGGAAUCUGGAAUGAUCAGCGACACACAGACAGACAACAGGUUUCCCCUUUACGGAACAAGUAUCGGAGUCAUCCGAGACAGCGGCCUCAGCAGGUUUGCAGAGCAGAAAGAUCUGAAGCUGGCAAGUGGCCACUCAGUUCCCUUAAUGCGAACAAUUCGUCUUCAUAUGACACAUUUUCCCGCCCCGAGCCUUGGGAUGUGCUGAGGAGCAGUGAAUUAUUUCUGCGAGUGAUUUAAAAGUAAUUUUCUCCCUGGACUUGAGGCCACUUUUCUUUUGGUCUUCUGGGGCUUGAAUUACUGUGGCGAAUCCAGGUCAUUAUCAUGCAGUAUUUUAAAAAGGAACAUGCAUUUUACAUCUAAGGCGCCUAAAGUACCACAAUUAAUUAGAAGUUGUGCCCUGGAAUUAAGCAGCCAAGUGUUAUUGAUUUUCUUUUAGUAUUUUACCCCCACCCUUAAAGUGUUUUUUUUAAGCAGUAACUUAUUUUCUGAUUUUAUCUUUUAUUUUUAUGUUGCGAACCGCCCUGAGAUGUACGGAUGGAGGGCGGUAUACGAAUCUAAUGGUGCAGCAGCAGCAACAACAAAUAAUUUGCUGAGGUUGCUGAAUAUCUUCCUUUUUUCUUCUUGACUCUCUCCUGCCCUGCCAAACUAAGCAUGCAGAACUUUCUGUUGAGGCAGUGAUAGACAGCCUGUGGUCUUCCAGAUGUUUUUGGACUACAAAUCCCAGCAUCCCUGACCAUUAGUCACGCUGACUCUGACAGAUGGGAGUCCACUUUCACUUCGCUGCCUUUUGGCCACUUCCAGGCCAAACGUUGCUGAACCCUGGGCAGUUUGCUCAGUGUAUCGAUUCUCACUCUCUGUGAGCCUAGGAACCGUCUUGGCCUCCAGAGCAGGACUGCAUAAGAAGAGGACUUGCUGAAGCCGAGCAAGAGUCCCUUUAGUCCAGCGGUUCUCAACCUGUGGGUCCCCAGAUGUUGUUGGACUACAACUCCCGUCAUCCCUGAGCUUUGGCCUUGCUAGCUAGGGGUGAUGGGAGUUGUAGUUCAACAACAUCUGGGGACCUACAGGUUGAGAAAGGCUUGUUGUUUAGUCGUUUAGUUGUGUCUGCCUCUUCGUGACCCCAUGGACCAGAGCACGCCAGGUCUUCCACUGCCUCCCGCAGUUUGGUCAAACUCAUGCUGGUAGCUUCGAGAACGUUGUCCAAUCAUCUCGUCCUCUGUCGUCCCCUUCUCCUUGUGCCCUCCAUCUUUCCCAACAUCAGGGUCUUUUCUCUUCUCAUGAGGUGGCCAAAGUCUUGGAGCCUCAGCUUCAGGAUCUGUCCUUCCAGUGAGCACUCAGGGCUGAUUUCCUUCAGAAUGGAGAGGUUUGAUCUUCUUGCAGUCCAUGGGACUCUCAAGAGUCUCCUCCAGCACCAGAAUUCAAAAGCAUCCAUUCUUCGGCGAUCAGUCUUCUUUAUGGUCCAGCUCUCACUUCCAUACAUCACUACUGGGAAAACCAUAGCUUUAACUAUACGGACCUUUGUUGGCAAGGUGAUGUCUCUGCUUUUUAAAAUGCUGUCUAAAGGCUGUUUUAGUCCAAUUCCCUGUUUAAAACAGUAGCUAAUAAUGUGCUUCCAGGAGGGCAGGGCAGGAAAACAACACACCUCUCACAUCGCAUGCCUUCAGCAUUUUGUAUUCUCAGCUAUACUGCCUUUCUUUGAUGGCCUUGCCCUCUGUGGCUCUUUCUGCUCCCCUUUCAGCGCCAUCUAAAGUCCUUGUCCUUGCCACAUCUUGUGGCAGCGAGUUCUGUAAAUUAAUCCUGCACUGCGUGCAAUAUUUUAUCACUGCAUGUUCCAUAAUUCCAUACCCCGCAACUGGCCCAUUUUGAGCGGGUACGACCUGGAUCCCGGCUUCUGUUUGGAUCCCGUUUAAGACUGCCACCCUCGUGCGAGUCAGCGGGGUCGUGCCAGAGCCUGUUGACGGGCACCAGAGCGUCUUCUUGGAUCACUUUGGCGCGACCGUCAAAGGGUCGUGCAAAACCACCUCGCCGUUGGCGCGAUCUUUUCACGGUCGCCUUCCGGGAAGGCACUUUGGCCGCAGUGGCAGAGGAGAAGGCAGGAGAAGAUUUGGGGGGGGGGGGGUAAGACAAGUCAAGUAACCUUUAUUGGUAUCACAUAGGAACAUUCAGAAUACAUUCAGAAUAAAUAGGCCAGUGCGAUCUCGUCGCCAUUCCAACAAUACAGUCAUUUGCCAAAGGGAAGAAGAGGCGAGCAUUCUGUUUCAGCUCUGUGGGUCUCCAGCAAGGGCAGGAUCCUGUAGCGUACUUUGGCGACAAAAAAAUCAAAUAGAGGAACUUAGCUACUGUCUUGGUGAGCUCCUGGUCUCUCCGUUGUAAUAAGAAGCGUAUAACCUCUGUCUCUGGCUUCCAUGUUGGAAUACAUAGAUGGUCUAGAAAUUGUUGGCAGAGAUCAUCAUACGUUUUACAUUUAAGGGUCAUGUGAGCUAGAGUUUCCACCAGGUGGGCAUCGCAUGGGCACAUCCUGUCUCCUUCUGCCAUACCCGCAAACCUACCCCAAAGGAGGUUAGAAGGAUCAGAAUUGAACCUAGCCAGCGAAAAAGCCCUUCUUUCUUGCGGGUUAAACAAAAAUUGUAAGUCAUUGGGCAGGAAGGCAAGGGAGCGGGUGUGUGAUGAGUGGGCGCACGAUGGCAGCGGGAUGGUGCGAGGGUGCUGGUCCCAAUUUGCCCUCCCAAAAUUUUGGAAGGGUAUGUAAUUCUGCAGCAGCAGCACAUAAAGGCAGAGAACCAUUCCUGGCCCCCCCUCUUUGCUAAGUGGAAAAUAACUUGCUUUGAGAGCAAAAAACCUGUCUGGGUCACUGACUCUGGACUAAGCAAACCAGGCCUCGCUUGGAUCACGUCCGACGCAAUAUGGUUUCAGUCUGUGGUUGUUGUUUUUUUACUCUCGGCAUGAGGAAGUUUUUUUUUUGUGGUUCAGGUAUGUGGUGUUCCCUUUGUUGCCAUGUGUUCAGAUGACAUUUUGGCAGGACAACGAGUGACGUCACUGCGUUGGGGAUUGUUGUCUCCUGUAAAAAGCCCACUAGGAAAACUGCACACUCUUGAGAAUCUGUUUGGGGCUUUUGGCUCUAGCAGUAGCUGGGGAUACUUUAUUUUCAGAUGUUGUUUCCCUGUUCUUGCACAUAAUACAUUUUUUUUUAAGCACCUGCAUCCCUUUGUCUCAGUCGGCUGAGCCUUCUAGCCCAGCCCUUUCAGCGAUAUCCUGGCUAGCUUGGUCAUCUGAAAAAGAGCUAGUAAAAGAGUCUGUGUUCCGUCUGCCAAAGCCCUGAGCCCACCAGCACCAUCGUAGAUCGCUAUGUUCUGUUAAACCAGCAUCACCAGCAGUCCAUAGAUUCAAUCAUUGAUGGCAGAACUCACAAAACUUGAGCAUGACCAGUAAGCUGCUCUUCUCCCAUUUGGGCCUGCCUGUGCUACGAAAUCUUCCAGACAUGCCUUUCUCUCAGUCCUGUCAACAUCUGAAGUGUGUUUGGCAGAACUCGAAAGAAGGGCCUUUUCAGUGGCUGCCCCAGGAUUCUGUUUAGUCGUAGGGAGCCACCUCUCUCCUCCUGCCAACACAUAGAGGCAUUUUUAUUUAGACAAUUCUUUGGCCCAUCUAAUCAGGCUGGUUUUUUGCUGCUGUGUUUUAUUUUAUUUUAUUUUUUACGUUUUUAUUAAUUUUUAACAUACCAUUUCCAACAAUCAUUUAACAUACAUUCUUAUCUUAUACAAUUUUUUAGACUUCCGCCGACUACCUCUGAAGAUUUUCCAUUCUUUAUCCCUUAAUCUGCAUUUCUUAAUUUCUCUAUUACUUUUAAUUGUCCUUAACUAAUAAUUCUAUUCAUAGUCUUCCUUGCAAUAUUUCGCAUAAUCCUCCUUACAAAACCUCUUGCAGUCCUACUAGCGUAAUCUGUUUAUUACAAUUGCUUUUCAAAUAAUUCAGAUAUUUACUCCAGUCCUCUAAGAAUCUCUGGUCCCGCAGGUUUCGAAUCCUUCCUGUCAGUUUGUCAAAUUCUACAUAGUCCAAUUGUUGCUGCGUUUUAAUAGGACUUCAACCUGACCUCUGUUUUACAGCUGUCCUGUUUUAUUCAAUCCUCCGACUGGUUUUUAUUGGCUCCUGUUUACUGUAUAUGUUGUGAUUUGCACUUAUUUUUUCAUUGCUGUUUUUGGGUGUGUGUGUGUGUUUUUCUUUGCAGAGUGCAAUGCGUGGAAAGGAAGGGCAUCCAUGUGGUAUUUAGACAGAUAAAUUAAGAACCGGCAUUGGGUAGUGGGCAGUUUUUGAUUUAGACCUGACGGACCUGGGUUCAAAUCCUGCGUCUUCCAUGGACCUUGCAUGGGUGACUUUGGCCAAUGUACCUCUGCCAAGGAUCCUUCCUCUUUGUAUCUUAAACAUGAUUCAUCUGAUCAAAGGAGUCUUGGCUUUAACCUCCAACCAGACGAGAACUUCCCAUGACAACGUCAGAGCCAACAAACAGAGAUCCCAACCUACAAUUAGGGGUGGGGGAAGAAUCCGCCAAUCUCGGAUUCCAAAGCAGACUCCCCUCAUCCUAUCCGGGUGAAUCAAGACCCAAAUCGGAUCAGGGAAACGCAGCCAGAUGGGCGGGGCAUAAAUAAUAAAAUUAUUAAAAAUCACAAAUUAUUAUUGGUCCACUCCAGAACCUGCAGAACCCAGGUAAAUACUGGAGGAAGCCACGUUUUUGCCUCUUAUACAAUUCUCCCUAAGAGUGAUGGGUUGCUCCCUGGGAGACUCGCUCCGUUGCAUUCAAAGUGUGCAGUGGCAAGGAGUCCCGUGGGCUAACCGCUGCAGGCUAUAGCCGGUUGUAUUCAAUGUUUUUACAAGUUUAAAGGGCAGAUAUCCCUUUCUGAAGGCUCAGGCCAGCAGUGCAGCCGUUGCACUGGCUUGUAAGUCUUCUUUAAAGGAUUUUCCAUUUAAAAAUCUUUGCGGAACUGGGAUGGACCAGGCAGUCCAUUGCUUCUUACAAUGCAAUCAUCAAUGUUGAUGUACAGAACAAGGUUCUUGUGAGGAUACAGUUAGGUAGCCCUCUGUGUCUGCCACCCUGAGAAGCAGAAAGAACACCAAACAUGAACAGUUAUUAUUAUUAUUAUUAUUAUUAUUAUUAUUAUUAUUAUUACUUAGCAUUCAUACUCAUGAUUCCAGGUAGCACCUGGGUAUGCAAUCAAACCAUUGUUCCUUACCACUGGGGGUGAUACAUUUCAGCUUCAUUGCCAUGGCAAAGGUAAUUAAUUAUUUUUCCUAGUCGGAACCCCCUUGGUUAUAUAUUGUCUUCUAAUGAUGCCAUGCCAAAAACUGGACCCCCCCUCCCAUUUAAAAUCAGGGUGGCAUUAAAAAAUAUAAUUGAAGUAUUUAUUCCCAGCACUGGUGAGCUUGAUUCAGUCACAGAGAUCUUGUGAGUUUAUAAACUGUUAAGGCAUAAACACUCAGGUCAGCUGUCAGUUACUGGUUUUUCACAUGCACACACACAUUUUCCCUUUCUCCCAUAUGCCUUAAAAACCCCCAAAACCCUUGACUUUUGAUUUUGCCUCACAACCAGGAGAUGCCUUACAUGUCUUGAGGCAGCUGUCUGCCGAAAAGAUCUCCAGGCUUCCCUUCGGUGUGUUUUGAUCGGGCCAAGAUAGUUGACAAGAUAAUCAUCGUCAGCUGUUUGUCACAUUGUCAUGGGGAAUUUUUGGAGGUCAAGCCAAGGGCCCUAUGAUCCGUCCCAGAGCACGCAAGGCACUCCUGUCUUCCACUGCCUCCCGCAGUUUGGUCAAACUCAUGCUGGUAGCUUCGAGAACACUGUCCCACCAUCUCGUCCUCUUGUGUCCCCUUCUCCUUGUGCCCUCCAUCUUUCCCAGCAUCAGGGUCUUUUCCAGGGAGCCUUCUCUUCUCAUGAGGUGGCCAAAGUCUUGGAGCCUCAGCUUCAGGAUCUGUCCUUCCAGUGAACACUCAGGGCUGAUUUCCUUCAGAAUGGAGAGGUUUGAUCUUCUUGCAGUCCAUGGGACUCUCAAGAGUCUCCUCCAGCACCAUAAUUCAAAAGCAUCAAUUCUUCGGCGAUCAGCCUUCUUUAUGGUCCAGCUCUCACUUCCAUACAUCACUACUGGGAAAACCAUAGCUUUAACUAUACGGACCUUUGUUGGCAAGGUGAUGUCUCUGCUUUUUAAGAUGCUGUCUAGGUUUGUCAUUGCUUUUCUCCCAAGAAGCAGGUGUCUUUUAAUUUCUGUCACCAUCUGCAGUGAUCAUGGAGCCCAAGAAAGUAAAAACUCUCCCUGCCUCCAUUUCUUCCCCUUCUAUUUGCCAGGAGGUGAUGGGCCCAGUGGCCAUGAUCUUCGACUGGUUUUCUAGUGGAUCACAUUCAGAGCCUUUAAAUCAGGGGUUGAGGAAGCUGUAGUCUUCCGGACGCUGCUGAAUUACAACUCCCAUCGUUGUCCCAGUCCAUGAGAAUUGGAGACUAUUGGAGGGCCCCAGGUUCCUCACCUGUGCUUUAGAGGCUAUAUUUUAAUGGUAGGAGAGCCAUUGCGCUGAGUCCCCUUUCCAUUCUGUUUGGUAAUGCCUGCCUCUUGGGGAGGGUCCACUCUGCAGCUUGCCUCAGACCACUUUGGGCCUUCAGAUUUGCUGAGGAAAUACUGUGCAGACUCGUCUUACGCAACCUCAAGACAAAUUCGCCAAAGUGACCUCCCCGGGGCGCAAGACCGGGCAGUGUGUCUGGACAUCCUGGGCUGCGCAGACUACAAGACGCUCGGUGGACCAAAGGAAAGCAGAGCAAAAUGUUGGGCACCAGGAGUUGACGAAAAGAGGUGGACAAGGCCGUGGGAAUGUUAAGGAUAGUAGGAAAGGAUAUACUAAAUAAGUAUUAUCCUUCCUUCACUCAUGCUAGUAAGUGAUGUAGCAGAGCAGAUUCCUCUCAAUAUAGCUGGAAGUUAGUUUGCAGAUUCAUUAGUUAAGGAUAUUUCCUGGUGUCCCCUUUAAUCCCUCUCAAAAGAAUAAAGACACCAGAGUCUUUCUGAGUAAAGUAACAAAAAGUUUACUCACAUUUCAGUUCACGAUUUAAUCCCUGAAAGGCAGGGUUUACUUGGUAGUUUCAUCAAGUUCAUUCUUGACCAUUGGACCCACUCUUGGUCUUGUCCACUCCAUCUGCAGGAGCCUGUCUUUACAUGCAGGGGAAAUCCCUAACUCACUAAGGGUUCGAGACUCAUUGGCUACCGCCACCUGGUUUAGCCAGCCAGUUGAAGCCGUUUGCUGGGUGUGGCUGCUGUCGCGUGUUGACAGCCACAGGUGAGAGCUGAGUGCACAGUGGGGACCCAGGGUGGACAAACUACCCCGGAAGGAGCAUGACAUGUCCCCCAUCAGAUAUACUACCCCUGCCCUGACACCCCAUGCACCCCAACAUGAGUGCACAGGGGAAAGGACUUGUGAUGGGGCCCCUCGUUGAGUCAAACAUAAAGCAAGUGAGGUGUGCUUAAACACAGUCAUAAAACUAGUACAGAAAUCUUUCCUUUUUCAUUCCCUCCACCUCUCUCAAGCUUCCAGAAUUUUAACCUUUAAGGGUGAAAAGGGUUGCUCACUGAACACACAGAACAAAAUGGCAAAUUGCAAAUAGUACAUUAGCUCCUCACCUCUCGGUUCACUCGCUGGCUCUGCCGAUGAAUAUGUAUGAGAGUAAAAUGAUCUGCGAAGCUAGAUGACUUAACACCCAAAUAGUCCUAGGAACUGAACAGCCUAUUUAUCUGGAGUGUUCCAUGGCAAUAAAUACGAAUUUGCACAAGAGGGUGUGAGUGCAAUUAAAUCUAAGCACACUGACGACUCCGGGGAAUUGAAAUUAGCUUCUUGGAGCAAAUGGUAUUCAAGUUCUGUUUGUUUAGCUCAAUGGAGGGAUGUCAUAGAAGGUUUUCCACCUGCGCUGACGCAUCGAUGUCUCCAGGCUUUCAAAUGAGUUUAUACAAGCCAUUUUAUGUAGUACUUAUUUGUCACCUAGCGUGGAGCUGUAGCCAAUCCCAGUUCUUGCUCUUUCUUUCGCUAGCAUAUAAAUUUUAUUUUUGCAUGUGUGAUCUUGCUCUGACUGACAAAUCGUUAUAGACAAAUCAGCUGAUUCUGCGGGAAGGUACAGAGAAUGCAUUGCAUUAUUGUGGGGAAGCAAUUUGUCAAUGCACUGCAGCCAACCAGGGAACGCAGAGCAGGAUCUCAGGUGAUGAGCAGAAAUUGCAAGCAUGAAUGUGCAACAGGAGAAGGAAGGCCUUCAUGGUAAAACCAGCAACUUUAAUUGAGCUCAGAAAUGAACAGGUGACCUAUGCAGGUCAGCUAGGACUAGAGUUGUUUGAUCUUUUCACAGGAAUGAGAGAGAAAUACUAUUCCAUUGAGUUGUAAGGGCGAACCCACCUAAUCUGUACUUCCUGAAAUAAUAAACCCGAAACACAGGCAUUCUUUGCAAAUUGCACAUUGCUGAACUUUGUAGUGUGCUUCUCCAGCCGAAUAGUGUGCAUGAAAAUGCACUGCGUUGGGGGAAGUUCCAUACAAAAAAUACCCAGGAGAAAUUCACAUGCUGGUGAAUUUUCACUCUUUAAAAAAUAAUAAUCACAAAUUGAUGUGGAAAACUGGACUUAAAGUUGGAAAAAUGAGAAAGUGGGAGAAACAUGGGCAGAUUCCCUCUCUGCUCAUCCCAUGGUAGGCAAUAGGUUGGUGGCAACAUUGUGGACCAGUUAAGAACAUAGGACAAGCCUACUGGAUCAGGCCAAUUACAUAUCUGAAGGCAGCCCGGUUUAGGGAAGUUUUAAAUGUUUAAUGUUGUAUUGUGUUUUUAAUUGUAUUGUGGGUGGUUGGGAGUGGCUGGGGAAACUCAGCCCGACGGGCGGAGUAUAAUUAUUAUUAUUAUCUGGUCCAGCAUCCUAUUCUCACAUUGACCACUCAGAUGCCUCUUGGAAACCUGAAAGAAAGACUCCUGAAUCUGGGAGAACUCUCUGUUCCUGAAGCUGAAGUUUUUGGGUGCUUUUCAUUAUUGGAAAUCAUGUCUCCAAUUUUUGUGAUUCAGUUUUAAACCUAACCCGUAAAUGAUCCUCAUAGCCCCAGAACGUUUGGUUUUAUCAAGAAUAAUUAAAUAAUAAUAAUAAUAGGGCCCUAGUCUCUUGUGACAGAGCAUUCCACCAAGUCGGGGCCAGUACUGAAAAGGCCCUGGCCCCAGUUGAGACCAAUCUAACCACCUUGUGACUUGGGACCUCCAAAGUGUUGUCAUUCGUGGACCUUAAGGUCCUCCGCGGGGCAUACCAGGAGAAGCGGUCCCGUAGGUACGUGGGUCCUAGGCCGCACAGGGCUUUACAGGUCAAAACCAGCACCUUAAACCUGACCCUGUACUCUACCAGGAGCCAGUGCAGUAAAGCACUGGAUGAAUGUGAUCCCGCAGCAAACAUUGGAGGAGAGUCUUGCACCUUUUUCCCGGAAAAAAAGAGGCUGCAGGACAUCGCAGUCUAACAUUGUUGGCACCGUUCUGCAUAGGAAGCCCCCUCUGAGUGCAUUUUUGUUGGCGAGGAGAUACCCAGACUAGGGGAGAUUUUGCAUUGCUCUUGGGAGGCCGGGUCAUUUAGAAAGUUCGGUCAGAAGGAAAGAAGGCAGCGGAGAAAGGCCGUGCAAGAGAAACGGAAUAUCUUGCAUGCCUGAGAAACUCUCUAACCGUCCUCAGCAACAUAAUGGAAAUGAGCUUGUCUUUGUUAUGGUUCGCGGGCGGCUUUCAUUUGCAUGACUUAACUAUCAAGGUGUCGAUCGGAAAGGGGCCUCCUUCAGCAUUCGGAAACUCUCAUAUGGAUUCACUUACGUGCUAACCAAUGGCACCUGGGUGGAAGGAAUUAAUUCAGCUCUGGCAGACCCCGUCCGAGACUCAGGGAAUCUCGCUCUGAGCAAUUCGACUCAGGAUGUUUAUGGAGGUGUUGAGAAAGAAAAAUGUAUGGGGGGAAAAGGAAGCGCGAGUUUUGGUCCAGAUCCUGGUGAGGCCCCAUCCAACUCCUUUAAUCAUCGGCCAUUCUUUGAUUGGCUGGCUAAUGCCUCGCAUUUGAGGAAAGGAUGCAUGUGUUUUCAGACUAAGGGUGGGGGGCAGGCGAGGGGAGAUGGCUCUUGAGAGAUGUUGUAUCCGCCCAGAGUGGCUGGGGAAGCCCAACCAGAUGGGUGGGGUGUUCUUGUUGUUGUUUAUUCGUUUAGUUGUGUCGGACUCCUCGUGACCCCAUGGACCAGAGCACGCCAGGCACUCCUGUCUUCCACUGCCUCCCGCAGUUUGGUCAAACUCAUGCUGGUAGCUUCGAGAACACUGUCCCACCAUCUCGUCCUCUGUCGUCCCCUUCUCCUUGUGCCCUCCAUCUUUCCCAACAUCAGGGUCUUUUCCAGGGAGGCUUCUCUUCUCAUGAGGUGGCCAAAGUCUUGGAGCCUCAGCUUCAGGAUCUGUCCUUCCAGUGAGCACUCAGGGCUGAUUUCCUUCAGAAUGGAUAGGUUGGAUCUUCUUGCAGUCCAUGGGACUCUCCAGAGUCUCCUCCAGCACCAGAAUUCAAAAGCAUCAAUUCUUUGGCGAUCAGCCUUCUUUAUGGUCCAGCUCUCACUUCCAUGCAUCACUACUGGGAAAACCAUAGCUUUAACCAAGCCAGAACAGCGAGACGGAGGGCUCCGUCUCGCUGCUCCUAGCUAGGGAGGGCUGCACGCAAACCUCUGCAGGGCAGCGGGGUGCCUUCACCCCGCUGUCCUGCAGAAGCUAGCAAGGCUGUUCCCAAGCCAGAACAGCGAGACGGAGGGCUCCGUCUCGCUGCUCUAACUUAGGGAGGGCUGCGCGCAAACCUCUGCAGGGCAGCGGGGUGCCUUCACCCCGCUGUCCUGCAGAAGCUAGCAAGGCUGUUCCCAAGCCAGAACAGCGAGACGGAGCGCUCCGUCUCGCUGCUCUAGCUGGGGGAGGGCUGCGCGCAAACCUCUGCAGGGCAGCGGGGUGCCGUCCCCCCGCGGUCCUGCAGAAGCUAGCAGGCUGUUCCCAAGCCAGAACAGCGAGACGGAGGGCUCCGUUUCACUGCUCUAGCUUGGGGACGGCUGCGAGCAAACCUCUGCAGGGCAGCGGGGGGCGUCACCCCGCUGUCCUGCAGAAGCUAGAACGGCUGUUCCCAAGCCAGAACAGCAAGACGGAGGGCUCCGUCUCGCUGCUCUAGCUUAGGGAGGGCUGCGCGCAACUCUGCAGGGCAGCGGGGUGCCUUCACCCCGCUGUCCUGCAGAAGCUAGCAAGGCUGUUCCCAAGCCAGAACAGCGAGACGGAGGGCUCCGUCUCGCUGCUCUAGCUUGGGGAGGGCUGCACGCAAACCUCUGCAGGGCAGCGGGGUGCCUUCACCCCGCUGUCCUGCAGAAGCUAGCAGGCUGUUCCCAAGCCAGAACAGCGAGACGGAGGGCUCCGUCUCGCUGCUCUAACUGGAGAGGGCUGCGCGCAAACCUCUGCAGGGCAGCGGGUGCCUUCACCCGCUGUCCUGCAGAAGCUCGCAAGGCUGUCCCCAAGCUAGAGCAGCGAGACGGAGAGCUCCGUCUCGCUGCUCUAGCUUGGGAGGGCUGCGCGCAAACCUCUGCAGGGCAGCGGGUGCCUUCACCCCGCUGUCCUGCAGAAGCUAGCAAGGCUGUUCCCAAGCCAGAACAGCGAGACGGAGGGCUCCGUCUCGCUGCUCUAGCUUGGGAGGGCUGCGCGCAAACCUCUGCAGGGCAGCGGGGUGCCUUCACCCCGCUGUCCUGCAGAAGCUAGCAAGGCUGUUCCCAAGCCAGAACAGCGAGACGGAGGGCUCCCUCUCGCUGCUCUAGCUUGGGGAGGGCUGCCCGCAAACCUCUUCAGGGCAGCGGGUAGCCUACACCCCGCUGUCCUGAAGAAGCUAGAAAGGCUGUACCCAAACCAGAGCAGCGAGACCGAGGGCUCAGUCUCGCUGCUCUAGCUUGGGGAGGGCUGCGCGCAAACCUCUCCCGGGCAGCGGGGUGCCUCCACCCCGCCUUCCUGCAGAAGCUAGCAAGGCUGUUCCCAAGCCAGAACAGCGAGACGGAGGGCUCCGUCUCGCUGCUCUAGCUUGGGGACGGCUGCGCGCAAACCUCUGAAGGGCAGCGGGGUGACUUCACCCAGCUGUCCUGCAGAUAUAUGGAUCUUUGUUGGCAAGGUGAUGUCUCUGCUUUUUGAGAUGCUUUUUAAGAUGGGUGGAGUAUAAGUAAUAAAUUAUUAUUAUUAUUAUUAUUAUUAUUAUUAUUAUUACUACUACUACUACUCUGGACCUUCUUCGUAGGAAGGGAAGGGGGGGAUCCACGAAAUGGUCUUACACCUUAGUUGCUCAGUUUAAUGUCAUGGAUAAAAAAGGUAAAGGACCCCUGAUAGUUAGGUCCAGUUUCCUUGAGGAAGGUGAGAAGGAAGGCUAAUGAGAGGUUGGCUUGGGGGUAACACAAGCGGCUGGGGUGGAGGCAAGGCCAGGGAGAGAGAUCUAAGGGGCUGCAUUUGUUCCCUUGACCUGAGGCUCCUCACCUCUGCAUUAAAGAGAUGGCCCAUUUAAUGGCCAACCCAGCUCAAGUGAUUGAUCCCCUCAUCCAUCCCUCUAAGGUUAAACACUCACAUUUUUGCUAGCAGAAAACAACAAUAGUUAGUUACCAACUCAGUUAGAGCUCAGUCUUUUCUUUGGCUUCAAUGUAAAAAAAGGUAAAGGACCUUUGACAGUUAAGUCCAGUCGUGAACGACUCUGGGGUUGCAGCCCUCAUCUCGCUUUACUGGCCGAGGGAGCCGGCGUACAGCUUUCAGGUCAUGUGCCCACCAUGACUAAGCCACUGCUGGCGAAACCAAAGCAGCGCACGGAAACGCCGUUUGUCUUCCCACCGGAGCGGUACCUAUUUAUCUACUUGCACUUUGACAUGCUUCCAAAUGUCAUGGAUAGAACAGGCAUAUAUUUUUGUUUGUUUGCUUGUUAAUUGGAUAGGUGGGCACCUGGCACUUAAUGUAUCGUUGCUACCCCAGCAUUAUUUCACUCAAAUGCCAAAAUCCAUCAUUUAAAAUCUUGCAGAAUUAUUUUUUUAAAAAAACAACUUAAAAAGGUGAGGAAACUUGGGCCUGUCAGGUGUUGCUGAACUACAACUCCCAGCAUCCCUUGCAAGCAUGGCGAGUGGCCAGGGAUGAUGGGAGCUGCAGUUCAGCCGCAUCUGGAGGGCCAUCGGAUUUAACGCACCGUCCCCAUAGACAUCUGCACAUCUUUCGCGCCUCAAAGUUACUAGUCCAUAUGCGUUCCUCCAUCGGUAGUCUGUAAUAGCAGAGUCCUACUGCCCUUCCUUAGGAACCUGAUUUCCUUCUUUGAAGGCAACGGUCUGCUGCCCUGUGCAUUGCUUUGACUACUGAUAAUAUUCUUCUCUUGUUUGACAGUUGCACUAUAAAAUCCCUUCAGCGUCGCCAUGUUUGCAUCAGCCGCCUCGAAAGGCCUCAGAACUGGGGGGAGAACUCCUGCGAAGUGCGAUUCGUCAUUCUGGUCCUUGCUCCUCCAAAAAUGGUAGGGUUGAGCGCCUCCUCCAUUUUAUUUUUAUUUUUUUUAAAAAUAAAUCCUGUACCUUUCCCCUUAUCCUUUGAUAUGCCAUUAUAAUAGAAUAUAAGAAUAUGUAUGGUAUUUUUAUAUAUAAAUAAAAGUUGCAAGCAACUUGGGAUCUGAACAUCAAAAUCCCUCAAUGAAAGAUAAUUGUAUCCACUAGUUAUAUCACAAAACAUGAGCAAGAGUUGUUGAGCUUUUUCAAAAGGGGGGGGGAUGACAUUCAUUGCUCACCUUAAAGUACGCCGCUAACAAACUCACACAGCGCAAAAAAAAAAUCAUUGUAUUCCCAAUCGCCAACAGAAAGCGCCAAACGAUGCCCACUGGACGAGGCGGAGGGGCAGAGCAAGGGGGGGCGGGGGUAGAGACAUUCAUUUCCCAGUUUUUUCAAUCCAGCGAUCGAUAAGGAUGCCGCAAUCGACCAGGAUCACCCAGGGAUCUACCUGUCGAUCGCGGUCAAUUGGUUUAACCUGUCUGAGCUAAGGUAUAACAUAAAACUCAAGCUGUGGUGUAGGUAACCCAAACCACUCAUGGAUGUGCCCUGUUUUUCCUCCCUCAGAAAAGUACCAAAACUGCAACCGAAGUGGGCCGGACAUUUGCCACAAUGUUCUCAGAUAUAACCUUCCGGCAGAAGCUUCUAGAAACGAAAACGGAGGAAGAGUUCAAGGAGGCUUUGGUUCACCAACGUCAUCUGCUGACCGUCGUGAACCAGAGGCCAUCGGCAAUGGCCGACGGGCACAUAGUACACAACCACAAGCCUCUCAAGGUACGUGUGGCGAAGGUCCACUGUUUCAGGUGGACAUUAUAAAGCCAAAUCAUCUUGAGAUGAAUAUCAGUCGCUCGUCCGAGGAGGCCAAAGUUGCGUAAAUCCUGACAGGGAGUUGGGCAUCCCCUCAGAGUCAAGGUCCAGGUCUCUCAUCCUGGGUCGACAGAGCUCAUCCAGCCCUCAAAGUCCCAUAUGUCCAUUCUAUGAAGAGAAGUCCCACCAAAAAAAGUUCAGGACUUCUCCGCUGAGUGAAAAGCAGGUUAAGCACAGAGGUGGACAUGAUAGGGUUGCAUAGAAUUAUGCACAGUGGAUUGAAAAAAGUAUAACGCCCCCUCGCUGAAUUGGCCACAAUCUUUUUCCUUCUCCCUUUUCUGCCCUGUAACGCCAGCAACUUCUCGCAUGUCACGGCGGGACAAGUUUGUUAGAAGCUGUUGUGCUCCUUCCUUUGACCUUUUCCAUUGGGAGCUACUUAAAAAGAAAGAAAGAAAGAAUCUUAAAAAUAGGCCUUUUAAACUCUGCUUAAAUCAUUCUGCACUUUAAACCCACCCUCUCCCUGCCACCAGCCCUGUAGACAAUUGUGUCUCAAAACAAAGGAGCAGAAAUGAAUUUUCUCCCUGGAGGGAGAAGAGGGCCCGAGGUUAGAAAUCCCUGUUGCUGUAACAAGUUUUCCCGCAAGUGGAGAGACGUAAUGGCGAUGAGGCAGGGAGAGGCUGGAAGGGACAGACAGGGAGCCAAGCAGCGAGGGGGCAGGCGAGGGCCAUGGAGGACUGGCAGCAAAUGCCACAGCAUAUUCCAGGUACCCCUGCUGGGUUUUGGAAGCUGGUGUUGACAGAUGCACUUUGCAUCCCUUUUGUUCCCAAAUGUACGUGGAAAACAUGCAAAGCUGCCGCGUACAGACCCAGGAAAAGGCUAUCUUCCGACCACUAGGAGUGGGAGAGAAAUGCAAUCCUGUUCCCAUUCAAAGGCGAAUUUUCCCCAUUCGCACUUACCCAAACAAUACGUGCACCUAAACACAGCUGUCCUUCAAAAUCUGCACUCCUCCAAAUUUUACGUUGCACUUCUGGGGACUGUAGUUUAUCCCUCAAUUCCCAGCAACCUUUAAAAACUACAGUUCCCAUGAUUCUUUUUUAUUGGGGAGGGGAGAAGCUGUGUGUUUUAAAUCUAUGGUGCGGAUGUGACCUCAAGCAUGGUUUUUUGUAUUGGAAAUGGUGAAAUUAAGAAAGGGAAACAGACAGAUUCAGUGACAUUUGGUACUGUUUUAUGGAACCUGCAUGCAACAAAGAAAUUAAUUUUAUGACUCCUCAAAUGCAUGGGUAGUUGCGGCUAACCUUGGUUAGUUAUAUUAUUUCCCAUAUUGUUACCAGAUCCACGUUUAUUGAUUUGUGCGACAGUGCAGUCCUGUCAAACAUGGGGGUUCCAUUCCAGAGGUAGCGCAUACAGUCAUACCUUAGAUCCCGAACGCCUUGGUAUUCGGACGUUUUGGCUCCCAAACGCCGCAAACCCAGAAAUGAGUGUUCUGGUUUGUGAACGUUCUUUGGAAUCCAAAUGUCCGACAGGGCUUCUGCGGCUUCCGAUUGGCUGCAGGAGCUUCCUGCAGCCAAUCAGAAGCCACGCUUUGGCUUUCGAGCGUUUUGGAAGUCGAACGGAUUCUGUUCGACUUCCAAGGUACGGCUGUAUAUGCAAAAUCUGACUGCUGAUUGGCAAGAGGGGGGAGCCUUCACGAAGGCCCUCCCCAUAUCUCAGCUGCCUCCUCUCCUCCCUGCACAGAGGUAGUAUCAAGAGAGUCAGUCAGUCAGUUUUAUUGCACAUAGCCAAAGGCUGCCGCAAUGUACACAGAAUCAUUCAACAAUUAAAAGAAAAUAUGCUGGAUUAAUACGAAAAACUUAAAAUAUUUAUAUUAUCAAGACGUUACCUACUCUAAACAGAGCUAUAAAAGUACCUGAUUAUACAGGUUCAGACAUUAAACAGUAAAAUUUAUAGGCUAAAAUCACCACAUGGCCACUAAUAUAUUAAAAAAAUAAUGUUAAUUAAUACAAUGUGCAAUUAUAUUCGGAGUUUGGUGAUAAAGAUAGAAUAUAACUUGAUAUAGAUAGGGUCAAAUUAAUUCAUCUCCUUUACAGUUGGUGACUAUCUUGGCUAUAUAAUUUGCUCUAAUUUUCCUAGUGGCAGUUGCAAAGAGUGCUACACGCCAGGUCACAUACUUAUCUAUGUCUGCGAGGAGAUAUAAAAUCAUGUCAGAGGGGUUCUGGCCAGGGGACCUUGUCAUUAUAGGUGCUAAAAACCGUUCUCUUGCUUCAUUAUAUAAGGGGCAGCACAAGAUAUAAUGCAUAAGGUCUUCUACUUCAGGACAUCCCCUAAUGCAAACACAGUUGUUUGUUGGUAUGCCUCUGGGAGCGGGAGAGAUAUGAAACCAUUUUACAAAUAUGGCACACACAAUAGAGGCUGAGUUCCUUUUCUUGCCUCUUUGAGCAGUGCUGAGACGGGAUGGCCGCUUUUCCAAACCAUGUGCAUUGCCUCGUUUGCACUGCGGCGGGUUGGUCUAGAUGACCCUCGGGGUCCCUUCUACCUUGACGAUUCUGUGAUUUAGCAUCUCCUCUGCACAGCCUUUAAAGGAAAGCCGUUGGUUUUAAAGGUCUCGUGGCAGGCGGCUCGAGCCUCCCUCUCCUCUCUCAACAAUAGAUGAGCAUUUGAACUGACAUAACAUUUCCUUCCUCUCUCCAGCUCCACGAGUUCUUCAAUGUUGGCAAGGGAAUUUUUGAUGACAUCGCACGAAGGUUUCCAGUGUACGCGCUGGACUUUACUGAUGGUAGGUGAGCCAUUGUUUACGACAACGCCGGCCUGACUGGGGUCCUCAUAGCACCGUGUCCUGUUUACAGAGCACUCUCUUAUUUUUUUCGGAGGGCAGGGAGAUGUCUGCAGUAGCUCUCUUGUUUAUGAAAGACAACCACACACUGGACCAGGAAGGAUCCCAAGGGUUGGGCUUAUAGAUUAUUCCCAAUGUCUUCAGCCAAGCCUGGUGCUUUAGAUAAAUUCCCUGAUCCAGUAAGGCUAGUCCACAUGUAGAAACACAUUUUCAUUCAGAAGCAAGGGAAAAUCCAACAGAACUCGAGUUCUCAUCCUUGUUUUUGGCAAAAUCGUACUGCUGGCGCUUUUUAAAUGACUGCCUGAGAUUUCUGUAAGCUAAAUGAUGAGUAAUGUCUCCAUAGAGUAGAGAUUGGCAAUUCUGUCAAUUUCAUUUUCUCAUUAAUUUCGGUUUGCUUUUUAAAGUCAUUUUUAAAAAUAAAAAAAUCAGGGUUUUAGCGCGUAUUUCUCCUACAAUACACAAUUUUUUACACUAUUUUGUCUAAUCGCAUUUUUGCAAAGCAUUCCCCCCUAAAGAUUGCAUUUUUUAGUGUUGUUUUUGUUGCUUCAAGGGGGGAAAAAAUGAUAUGAAAAGGAUAAUACCCUGAAUGCCAAGAUCCAAGGUUGGGGUAAUUACUCUUUUGUGAGAAGACCCCAGCAGAGAUUUAAAGUCACAAAACAUGCAGCAGAACAAAUUUGGAAAUAUAGGCUGCUAGACCCUUAAGAUAUACCCUUUCAAGUGCGUCCCAAAGUUUCCUUCUCCCCCCAGCAAAGAAAAAAAAACACACAUUUGGUAAGUUUAAAAUGUUUUACUUACAAACUCUCCAAAGGUCAUAUUCAUGUGAUUUUCCAUGCAGCAUUCAGAAAAAGUUGCACAGGCAGUAAAAUUUAGCUUAGUUACAGAGUGAUGAGAGUUUCUAAAUGAUUGGUAUAUAAACUCAAGAGUGGCUUGUGAGAGCUGCCAGGGGCCGGUGGGGGUUGAACAAUAUCGGGAGGGGCCCAGAUUCCUGGCACCUGAGGAGAUGGAAUGAUGGUCUGACUCUGUAUAAAGGCAGUUUUGUAUGAGAGGCUUCACAUUUGCGGCCUGUGCCCUUCCAUGUACCAUCCAUCCCUUUCCCUCAUUGCCUAAGAGCUCUGCAGGACUGCUUUUUUCUACCUAAAUAGCUUUGUGGGAAUGCAAAGAAAAGCAAUCAUUGCAUUCUCUGGACAGAGCACUAUUGCUUAUGUACAUAUAUCUCAGUGACGUGAUUUCCCAUAAAUUUGGGUACGAUUCCUAGGCAGAAGCUAUUACCGGCCUUGUCUGACUGUCGACAAUUUCAUCCGCCGUUUGCCAUUUAUCUCGCGAAGGGGCCUGUUUCAGAAAUGCCGAGAGCUGAUUCUGGCAUAAAUGCCUGCGAUACUUUCUCUGUUUUCCUUUUAUUUACUGCGCGAGUGUCCCCCUCUUUCGCUGGGAAGCUCAGAGCAGAUUACGCGGGGCUCCAGGCAGUCUCCCGCCUCCUCGCUGUGACUAAGCUGAGGCUCGCUGAGCUGCGAUAACAGCCAUGCAACAGCCGUAGGUGAGUUUUGAAACAGCUUUGCAGGGUUGGUGCAAACCCCCCGGCCUACUGCCUUGGGUCAUCCAUGCACCUGGUACUGCAACUGUUCACAUGGGGCUAACUGUGCCCCGGUCAAAACCUCCAUGUUCCUUAUACGGUACAUGAUCAGGUUUAUUUAAAAAUAAUAUUGAUAGGGCAGCUGUAUGUAGACAAAGAGUGACAGUACAACAGAAAGGUGCCAGGGAGAGGAAAGCAGGCAAGCAUUCUUCAGGAUUAUAGGAGGCAGUUCCUUGGCAAAGGAUGUUUGCCGAACAGCGUUUUCAGCAGGGAACACUGCCUUGCACCCGGUUGCUGCAGGACUUGCUGUCGCCGCCAACCAGCUGAUUGGCAGCGACAACAAGCCCUCCCUUGCCAAUUAGGAGCGCGUUUUGGCAUUUCUGGUUCUUCGUUGGGAGGCAUAUUUUUCCCUGCCUCAUGCCUGACGUCAUGCACAGGCCCCCCCCCACUUAGUGCGCGGUCAACUUGUGUGCAGUGGCGUAGCAUGGGUUGUCAGCACCCGGGGCAAGGCAAGCAAUUUGCGCCCCCUAAGUGAGAGAGAGUGAGUGAGCCAGGUAGGGGCAGAGAGCUGCGAGUGCGAGCGCCCCCCCCAGAUGUUGCGCCCGGUGCGGCCGGCCCCCCCCAUGCACCCCCCACGCUACGCCACUGCUUGUGUGUGACCGUGUUUGCGUGCAUGCCGGGAAAUCAAUCAAUCAAUGGAAGCAGUACGUUUCCGAGCACAAUUCAAAGUGUUGGUGCUGACCUUGAAAGCCCUAAACGGCCUCAACCCAGUAUACCUGAAGGAGUGUCUCCACCCCCAUCGUUCUGCCCGGACACUGAGGUCCAGCGCCAAGGGCCUUCUGGCGGUUCCCUCACUGCAAGAAGCCAAGUUACAGGGAACCAGGCAGAGGGCCUUCUCGGUAGUGGCACCCGCCUUGUGGAACGCCCUCCCAUCAGAUGUCAAAGAGAACAACAACUACCAAACUUUUAGAAGACAUCUGAAGGCAGCCCUGUUUAGGGAAGCUUUUAACGUUUAAUAGGUUAUUGUAUUUUAGUGUCCUGUUGGAAGCCGCCCAGAGUGGCUGGGGAAACCCAGCCAGAUGGGUGGGGUAUAAAUAAUAUAUUAUUAUUAUUAUUAUUAUUAUUAUUAUUAUUAUUAUUAUACCAGGAAAUGGUGGGAGAAAGCUAGAGAGCCCUUGUGGCUUGUGAGAAGACACACACACACCCCGAGCCUGAAGAGGACAUCAGUGAGGGCAGAGAAGGGGCUAUAGGCUCAGUGGGGCUUUGUUUAGGCUUCUCAGCCUCUCCGCCUAACAGCCGGCUUGCGUGGUAGCGCAGCAGCCUCAGUUUUCCAGCACCUCCUUCAGCCUCCUGCCAGCCCCAGAGCUUCAGCUCUAGAUGUUUUGGUCUGGAGUGGAGAGAGAGCAGGAGAACAUCUGGGAAUAAGCAUUUAGAAGCUUUUUUUUAGAGGAUGCUCCCCACUUUGCACGAUUUCACUUGAGUGUGGGGGCCCAGAACGUAACCUGCGCAUUAGUGGGAGGAGGUCUGUAUAAGAUGGGGUGUGGGGCAUGUGGGCAUGGUUGGGGCAAACAGGCUCAUGGGUCAAAUUAGGCCCCAUGUUGGGCUUAAUUAGGCCCAUGGGCUAAACGCUCCCCACCUUUGCUGGAUAGGUUCGGCCGGCCUGAUUUGGCCCAUAGGCUUCCCGUGGUGAGGUCAUGCUAGCUGUUGACUUUGGGCCUGCAGAGAACUUUAGCCACAAAGAGGCUGUUAAUUCCUUCAAUAUCCAUGUGGCUUAGCACUAAGCUAUGGUUUCUCGGCUGAGAGUGUAUAUUUGGGGCUUCAAUGACACACACCUGUCCUAUGAAAUCCAAGGUCUUGCGGAUGCUGUUUGGAGAUGUGUAGCAACUCUGUGGCACUUCUCUUCCCGGGUCUAGCACCAUGGGCUCAAUUCCACAGCCAAGCACCUCUAGGCAACUGCUUUUUCUGCAUUCUUUCUUUUUUUUUUUACUUUAUAUUAACUUUUUAUUGAUUUUCCUUAUUUUCAGUUAAUUCACACUACAUGUUAAUUGCCAUACACCUUCAGCCUUGUACCGCAGAUUCCCGCGUAUAAGACGACUUUUUAACCCUGGAAAAGAGGUUAAAACGUCGGGGGUCGUUUUAUACGCCAGGUAUGGCUGCAGUGGGCAGCAGGAUCUGCUCUGCGCCAGGAAGAAGCCACCCAGUGAAGCCGGCUUAGCAUCGCUGGGCAGCUUCCUCCUGUCGCAGAGCCCGCUGCCCACUGCUGCUGCCGAAGCGUAUAAGACGACCCCCCCCCCCCCAAAAAAUUGGCAGCUUAUACGCCCAGUCACCUAAUAUGCUGGAAUCUACAGCACAUAACAUGAAUAUAUUAUUUCUGCAAAUUCCCCACAUCUAACCCUGCAAGGCAGGAGUGCCUGGCAUGCUCUGGUCCAUGGGGUCACGAAGAGUCGGACACGACUAAACGACUAAACAACAACCCUGCAACCACCUCUCCUUAUACCCAAAUGCCUGUGCGACUUCCUUCACACGCAUGAGUGAGAUCCAACAUAUUACUUAAUAAAAACCUCUAACAUUGUGUUCCUUUUUAUUCAUUACGAUAGUCAUUCAUCCAUUUUAAAAAAGGAGGGGAAGGAAAACAUAACUUCUUAACUUAAUGGGUUCAGUCUAUACUUAUCCAGAGAUUUCUAAUAGAACGAUUUUGUACAAUAUAUUCUUCAACACAUUUCCAUUCCUUGCUUUUUCUGCAUUCUUGUUGCUACUUGUUGUUGUUGUUGUUUAGUCGUUUAGUCGUGUCCGACUCUUCAUGACCCCAUGGACCAGAGCACGCCAGGCACUCCUGUCUUCCACUGCCUCCCGCAGUUUGGUCAAACUCACGCUGGUAGCUUCGAGAACACUGUCCAACCAUCUCUGUCGUCCCCUUCUCCUUGUGCCCUCCAUCUUUCCCAACAUCAGGGUCUUUUCCAGGGAGUCUUCUCUUCUCAUGAGGUGGCCAAAGUAUUGGAGCCUCAGCUUCAGGAUCUGUCCUUCCAGUGAGCACUCAGGGCUGAUUUCCUUCAGAAUGGAGAGGUUUGAUCUUCUUGCAGUCCAUGGGACUCUCAAGAAUCUCCUCCAGCACCAUAAUUCAAAAGCAUCAAUCAGUUCUUCGGCGAUCAGCCUUCUUUGUGGUCCAGCUCUCACUUCCAUGCAUCACUACUGGGAAAACCAUAGCUUUGACUAUACGGACCUUUGUUGGCAAGGUGAUGUCUCUGCUUUGACACAGAGGAGUAAAGGGAAAGAAAAUGCCAGGGAGCACUGUAAGUUAGGGGGCCUUCUGGGUCUCCCCUCUAUCCUGUUAGCAUCCUGCAGUCAGGAUAGCUCAGCUGGUAGAGCAUGAGGCUCUCAGGGUCGUGGGUUUGAGCCCCACGUUGGGCAAAAGAUUCCUGAAUUGCCGGGGGUUGGACUAGAUGGUUUCUUCGAACUCUACAAUUCUAUUAUAUUUGCUGUGAACUGGGAAUUCCACUUGCUCUUGGGACAUACGUAGGGAUGGGGCGGAAAUUCGCUUUAAUGUGAACCUCCCUCAUCCUCGCUUUUCAAAAUGGUACGCAAAAGGGAACACGGCCAUCCCUCAAAAUUCGCACUUCUCCAAAUUUUGCAGCUCUCUAACCAAACAAGGUUUACAAAAACGUGCAUGUUAGGGUGAUAUGUGUGGAUAAAAACACAUGGCACUGGCAAAAAUACCACAUGGAAAUGCAUUGCAUUAGGGACGUCACUUGCAAGGAUGUACAUCAGGAGAAAUUUGCUUUAAAAUCUGAUGCACAAAAAUGGAGAACCGAACAUGAGAUUGAAAAAAUUAGAAGUGGGGGAAAAUGAAAUUGAGAGAUUUUCUGCCCCUAGACAAGCUGCACAGCAGAAUAUUUCGAUAUGCCUUGAUCUGAAAUGAAAGAGGGCAGCCUGCUUUUAAGUGUACAUGUUCAAUAGCAAAACAUUGAAUUGCUACAGAAAGACAUUUUGGGCUGUUGGCAAGCUUUGCCUUAUGCUGUGAGGUUGAAUCUGUCGUCCUUUUAUUACAUUGGGUCCGGCACAGCAUUCUCUGUCUGGGUCCAUGCAAAUGCAGCUUAUUAAAAACUGCAUUAUGCUUCAGCCUGAGCACUUUGAUGCUGCUUUCGUGCAACUGAGAUCAGCAAACCAUGAAAGGCUUAGUUUAGCUUAGCAUGGCAUCCGAACCCAGGAUUGCGGUUUCUUUUGCUCUAGCCAACCGCAGUUACCAAGCCAAAUGCAAAACUAUGGUUUAAAGCGGUCUAGCAAUCAUGGUUUGUUGUUAGGGCGAAACAAAGCAAAACUCCAGGUUUGAGCACCUCACUAAGCAAACUUGUAGAAUUGUAGACUUAGAAAGGACCCCUGCAAUGCGUGGCUUCUGCAAACUGACCAAUCGUGUCUCAGGUAGCUCAGUCCUGCCUCCCCACAACAUAAAUUCUGGCUACGUCCAUGCUCAGGCCUUCUUUAAACCAUGAGCCAGGGUUUCUUGACUAAUGUUUGCUUCCAUUCCACUCCAUAACACAUCCAAAUUCUCUCCCCUCACCAAAGCAUCUAAGUAACACUAGGGCUGCCAUCUGUCCAGAAAUUCCCAGAAAUUCCCCAGGAAUGUCAGCUGGAAAUAGUAUCAGGGCAGAAUUUUCAAAAAUUGGUAAAAUGUCCAGGAAGGUGGUUUUUUUUGUGUGAAUUCCCUUUAAAAAACAGCUCAAAGACUUUGCAUUUUUUUUGUGUGUGUGUUUUUGCAAAAAAAAAGAAAAAGUAAGCAAUUUUGCCAGAAAUAAAAGCUCAACAACUUUUUGGAAUAUGGCAACCCUAAGAAACAAAGAAGUGUGUAAAUAAAGUCUUUCUGAGGUCUGGAGCUCAGGCACGCAGCUGAAGUUGUCUGAACGCAAUUUUUCCAUUCUUUUCCUUUCUCUGCCCACCUUCCCCAACUCCAAAUAUUAAUAUUUGAGUUUUGAAUUGUAGGAAUAAUAGGCGCUUUCAGUUUUACCGCUCUAGGCUGUUUGUGGCUUUGUUAAUCUCUCAAGUGGCUUCCUGUACAAAGCCGGACGUGCUAACUCUACAUCGCCUUUGCAGCCACAAAUGUAGCUUUUGGGUUUUGUUUCACUCCUAGUGCGUCGUGCCUACUCCCCUUAGAACAACUUUGUAAUUCUGCAAGCUGGAAUAAAUAUGCUUAAUUUACAUGCUUUUAAAUACAGUCGUACCUUGGAAGUCGGACGGAACCCGUUCCAGAAGUCCAUUCAACUUCCAAAACGUUCGAAAACCAAUCACUGUUAUGCUCCAUCUUACUUUUUCAGCAGUGAAAACUCCCUUGGCAACACUAAUUAAUUUUUUGCUUCAUUUAACUAAUGGAGCCCAUGGACUUUCAAACUGUUUGUGUCUUUGUGUCCCUUCCUUUAAUCUUAUUCUGUAAUUUAAAGACUUUCUUUGACAUACUAUAUUUUGUUAAAACACUCAUUCCAUGGGUGCUUCUGAUCAGCGCCAUUUAGCAGCUAACAACGUUUUUGCAGCUCUUAAUAGAUUUCCUUAAGAUGAAAAUGUUUUGGACCAACAUCAUUUUGCAGGUAUCACAGCAGAACUUGUAAUGGAUUUAAAUGUAUGGUGUAAUUAACCAUAUCUUCUGAUAAAUUUAAGAUUUUCUCCGAAUAAGUUCUAAUCUCAUCACAACUCCACCAAACAUGUAGUUAACUUUAUUUCUUCUGCUUUUCCAACAAUGAUCACUAAGGUUGCACACCUUGUAAUCUGAUUGGAAAAUUUAAAUUAUAGGGAUCCCCCCCCCAGCCCCUCCAGAGACUAAGGAAGAUGGAGGUACCUCAGAGAUUGAGGAAUGAUUUAUGUAGAGGCCAGAAGGAUGGAGCGGAGAACAAAAUCACCCAUUUGAUUUUGCAGAUACCUGCCCGCUUUUUUGACUAUUUCUUUACAGAUUUAAUAUCCCACCAGCCGUGUGUAGCUUGCAACUCUUGCAAAAUUCCUAAAAGUGAGAGCCAGUAGCUUGAAACAUGAGAAAUGUGUGUGUUGUAAAAGUGUCAUAAGUCAGCUGUGGUAUCUGAAGAAACAAGCCAGAUACGAGUUCUAAUCAAGUUUAACAUACCAAAUAAAAAAGUUUCCGAAGUAAGAAGUCUCUUCCUUUUCCCUGCAAGGCUAGGCUCAGAUUAGCCUCUCUGGAAAAUUGUGGAGAAGUCUCUACUCCACGUCCCCAACCUUUCUGCCAGUAGAAAUGGGGCUUUUGAGCCGAGGUCUUACUCUAGAUCAGGGUUUCCCCAGUUGAGUCUCUGGCUGUUGUUGGACUACAACUCCCAUCAUCCCUAGCUAGUUGUUGGAGAUGAUGGGAGUGGUAGUCCAAAAAGAGCUGGACAGCCAAUUUUGGGAAACCUUGCUCUGUAUCUCAUGUUGUGGUCCCAAGAGGGGUGCCCUUGCAAAGUACGCAGGACCCCAGGAAAAGACCCAAUGCUUUGAGUCACUACCAUUUUGCUUCGUAGCCAAAAGGACUAAAAAAAUGUGCAGUGUGUACAUCAAGAGAACUCUGAUGCUUGCUUUUAGAAAUGGGAAAAUCGCCCAACACAAUGUGCUCCCAGCCGCGCAUAGCGUUAGAUUUCUUGGUUCGAAGUGUGCCGUUUCCCAAGAAGGUCUGAUUAAGGUCUUUCCAGAUAGCAUGUGCCUACUUCGGGGAAUGUGUAGUUGUCACUUAAUUCCUUGUGGGAUGUAGAGGAGGCUGCAUUCUCGCUCUCCCGCCGCCCCUGCUGAGUUGGGCACGGUGAGCUGGGUAUGUUUUUGCCUGGAGGAGAGACGAUUAAGGGGAAACCCGAUAGAAUUCUUCAAAUAUCUGAGGAGCUGUCAGGCAGCAGACAGAACACACUUGCUUCCCUGCUGCUCCUGUGGACGUGACUAGAACUAAUGGGUGGAGAUUGCAAGGAAGCCGAUCUUGGUUAAGCAUUAAGAGAGAAAAGAACUGUCGGACAGUAGAACAACCUGCCUCUGGAAGUGGGAACUUUUCAGCAGAGCAGGAGUACCAGCUUGGCCCCGUGACGUGGGUGCCCAUGCAGCAUGCAUGACCCUAGUGCCGAAAUUUGUGGGUGCCCAGCCACUUCAUGGAGAAUUUUGUGGGUGCUAUGAAGCAGAGGGUGGAUGGCCACCUGUCAAGGAUGUUGUUGUUGCAUCCUGCACUCAUUUAGCAGAAGGUUGGGCUAGAAGCUCUCAGGCUCACUUACAACACCAUGAUUCUUUUCCGAUGAGUAGAUGCUGCUGGGGUUGCCAUAUGUCCUCUUUUUCCUGGACAUGUCCUCUUUUUCAUAGGUAUGUAGAAGGAGAGUCGCCAUUCAUGGUUAAAGGUAAAGGGACCCCUGACCGUUAAGACCAGUCGCAGACGACUCUGGGGUUGCGGCACUCAUCUUGCUUUUUUGGCCAAGGGAGCCAGCAUACAGCUUCUGGGUCAUGUGGCCAGCAUGACUAAGCCGCUUGUGGCGAACCAGAGCAGCGCACGGAAAUGCCAUUUACCUUCCCACCGGAGUGGUACCUAUUUAUCUACUUGCACUGUGUGCUUUCGAACUGCUAGGUUGGCAGGAGCUGGGACCGAGCAACGGGAGUUCACCCCGUCACGGGGCUUCGAACCGCUGACCUUUUGAUCGCCAAGCCCUAGGCUCUGUGGUUUAACCCACAGUUAAAAGUAGAAGUCAUCAAAUGUGCCCUCUUUUUUGCUCUUCAAAAUAUGCAUCUCCCUUUGCUCAGCCUCUCUGGCAUUCUCUCUCUUCAUUCUGGCCACAGUUGUCUAUCAGUUCUUUGGCUGUUUCUCUCUCUCUUUUUUAAAAGGUGGGAUGAGAACAGGGUUCUCAGUCUCCUGCUACUUUCUUACAGUGUGAAUGUGUCCCUUGAAGCUAGAGUUUCAGAGCAGAUAGUUUGGAGCCUAUUGCAGGCCAAGUCGUUUCCCUAAGUGAGGGCGAACCAUGUUUGUCAUAAGCAAACGCUUGCACUUCAGAGUGGUGAGAUCACUGGAAGCGGAGACUUGCAGUGAUGGACGCUGCUGCCUCUUCCCUGCCAAAGACUAGCCUUGAAUUUGUCACUUCCUGCCUUGUUUUCUUCACACGGGUGUUGUGUCACCUAAUUAGAGUUUUGUGUUUUUGCAGUUCUGCAAGGAGCGCGAUUGGUAAGGACUGCAAAACAGUGAGCAUCCGUCUGCACAGAUCUUUCCUCUUUCCAUUAUUUUGCAGCUGUUCAACAUGCGUAGUUGGGGACAGGCGGGCGAUCCAAUUCGGUUUGCGUUUAAAGGCAAACCUUCGUCAUUCUCACUCGCAAGAACUGGGAUGCCGCCAUCUUUCGAAAUUCGCACUUCUCUGAAUUUUGCAAGGCGGUUCUCCAACCGAGUGAUGCGUUCAGAAAUGCAUACAUUGGGAUAAAGCUUGUGUUAAGGAUGCAUAUAUCACUUUAAAAAAACACGUGCUGAUGAAUUUUCAUGGGGACUUAUUUAAAAAGGCAAAUAGAUAAGGAAACAUGGAGAACUGAACUUAAAAUAAGAAACGGAGAGAAAACAAAACUUACUGAUUUGCUCUUUCUUUUUUGUGGGAGCUGCAUUUAGAGAUGGAGCGCUUGCUUGGUAGUCAUAGGUGACAAGAAAAGCUUGCAGGUGUGAGCAGAACUAAUGGAGAGGAGUCGGGGUGCUCCAUCUCUCUGUGGAACACAGCAAUAGAAACCAGAGAGUCUGGAAGAGCAGGAAAACCCUCUUCCACUUACCUAGUAUAGGAGAGCAGUGAGCUGCUGCAAGAGGCAUGGUGCUUCUCAUCCCUUCCGCUGCCAGCCCACAGCAGGCUAGAUGGAAAAAUGAUGCUCUGCAGGCUAGUAACUUCUCUGCACCUAUUUGCAAGGCUGGACAAAUAGUCUGGCUCCGCAUAAGGCUAUGUUCCAUGAAUUCAUAAAUAUUUUUUUAAAAAAUUCAAAAGCAACAUUUAUCUCCCCCAGGGAUAAUGUUUGUUUGUCGGCGUGUUUUUGAGCUGGAAGUUCCAGUCUCUCUCUCUCUUUUUUUAAAUGAUAUUUAUUAAAGUUUCAGAUAGAAAAAGACACAUCAAUAAAAAAGAAUUUAAAAGUAAAAAGAAAAAUACACAAUAUAAAAUACAAAAAGAAAAAAAAGAAAAAACAGUUAAAAACAAUUCCAUCUUUUCAUCACUGCUUUUGAAUUAACUUAUUUUCUGGACCUCCUCAUACCUCCCUCUUUUGUAUUCCAAUUCAGUUUGUUUGUCCAGCAAUUCCUUUCCCUCUUUUUUAAUCCCAAUCCUUAAUCUUAAUAUAAUAUAAUAUAACAUUAAAUUUUUAUCUAUUAAUAGCCAAUUUUCCAUUCUUUUAACCUUUUUAUUCCUAAUCCCUAAUCUUAAUCUGUCUAUAACUUUAAAGUCUGUGCAGCUAGAAACCACUUAAUUUCAAUCCAUCAUCACUCUAACAUUCUUUAAUUUUGCAAUGUUUCUGCAGGUAAUCUUUAAAUGGAAGUUCCAGUCUCAAGGGCUCACGCAAACACAUCUAUUGAGCAUAGUCUAAAAUAACACCCAGACAAACACAGCAUGUAAGGAAUACGAUGCGGUGUGCAUUCAGCUGUGUGCAAAUACAGAUUGCCAAAUUUGUGGCGAAAACUGAACACUUUGAUUAAAAGUGUGUGUGUGUGUGUCCCCCAGGAGCAAACAUGUCUCCUCCUCUCUGUGAGAUAUAAUAGCCGUGAGGAAUAGAAGCUGUAGAGCCAUUGGAAUCCCCUGGGUGUUCUGUUUAUUUUCUCAAAUUUAGCUUCCUUGCCUGGGAGUAUUUUCCUCUGCUUAAAAAGAAAUCUUAUCUUCAGCAAGGAGUGUGUGCGUGUGUGUGUGUGUGUGUGCAUAGCAGAGCCUUAUUCAGCUGUUUCGCAGGCAGUCUUUGGCCAAGUAAGAGGAAAUCCUUCAUUCUGACCCUCUGCCCUUUGUUAUAUUCAGGAAAAGCAGGCAGAUUCUGGUUCAGCUGCUGCUAGUUAUUUUUCCCCUCCCUCCCUCCCGCUAGUUUCAGUCCUCGCCUUAUACAUGAGUGUACAAGCCAGGGGUUCAUUUAUUCGCAGGAAUCAAUCACCCACCAGCCUCCCCAAAGGAGCCUCUGUGAUGCUUUAGCAUGGGUCCAUGUUUGGUUUUCCUUUGUCUGUUUGGAGGAUUUUUAAAAUAAAAUAAUUGACUCGCGUCCAGGGAAGCAAAUGCCAGCACUUGAAGCAAGCCAGCAAAGCCGUUUUUGAGGUGCCGUUUUGCUGCGUGUUUUUCCUUUUUGACAUUUCAUCAUACGUUCUGCUAAGCCUCCUACAGCGCUAUGUAAACCCCUGGAGGUUGGCUGCCAGGGCGACAGGGUGUGCAAGAUUUGGUUUACAUCGGGUUUUCCCCUAAGGGCUUUUUGGUCUCUUCCUGCCACCCCACGCCACGUUAUAAUUGGAAACAUUUGCUAGAGAUUUUGCAGUGGGUGCAAACCCAACAUGCAAAAGAGGGUGGCUGCACAAUGAUGGAUUUUGCCUUGGACCAGGAAUUUAAGAUGACCUGGUAUAAAGUGAAACAGAGGGGGUUUUUUGGGUGGGGGGCAGAAUUACCCACUAAGAGGCAAGGAGACGGGGUGGGGGCUGCUCACAAGGUGCAAAUGACUACCGGACUUUGAAAAGCUGGUUCAUCAAUUUUUUUUAACGAAUUAAACCAACUAGUUUUCAUUGGAUUUUGAAUAAAUGUGCAAUGAAUUGUUGCCGAUUUGAAUUUUAUCGCAUUGAUAUCUUCGUGCAAACCGCUAUUCUGAAUACAGUGGUAGCUUGGUUGUCGAACUUAAUAUGUUCCGGGAGUCCAUUCGACUCCUGAGACAGUACGAAAAUGAAGGCGCGGCUUCUGAUUGGCCGCAGGAGCUUCCUGCACUCAAUCGGAAGCCGCGCCGGAUGUUCAGCUUCCAAAAAACGUUCACAAACCGGAACACUCACUUACGGGUUUGCGGCGUUCAGGAGCCAAAACAUCUGAGUACCAAGACGUUCAGGAUCCAAGGUACAACUGUAAUGCGCGCUCUUUCCUCUAUAGGGUUUUAUAAACAAGAAUGCUUUUUACAGGGUAGGGGGCACCAGGGAUGCAUUUAUCUUUUAUUCCCCUUCCUUCCCUCCCCCUCCCCUUUUUAUAAAGAUUCCUCGCUCUGGGAUCCCACAGCUAAUUCUCCCCUGUCUCCUCGCUGGCUGAAAUAGAACUAAUUUAGCCAGCUAGCUCUGGUGAUCAUCUAAUGUUUACUGGGUGGAUUUCCCCCCUAAAUUGAUUUUUGAUUUUAUUGUUAUUCAUGUUUUAUACCGUAUUUUAUGCUGUUUUUUGUAGCAUCAAUUAAGUGUUUUAGAUUUGUUGUUAGCCGCCCUGAGCCCGGUUUUCUGAACCGGGAAGGGCGGGGAAUAAUAAUAAUAAUAAUAAUAAUAAUAAUAAUAAUUAAUGGAACUAAGGGGCAGUGGCCCCCAAACUGUUUACGGACCACUGAUAGUGAAGCAUAGCAGCAGAUUCACUCAGGGAAGUCUCCAAACCAGCAGUGGCUAGUCCAGUAGGGCAAAUGGGGCACUGUCCCAGCCAACCCCCGCUUAAAAGGGAUGACUCUUGUUGUCCAUGUACUUCUUAUUAGAAUCAUAGAGUUGGAAGGUACCGUGAGGGGAUUGUCCAGUCCUUCCUCCUGCAGUGUGGGUCUGCCCUUUUGGUUACGGCUUUGGCGCCGAGCGCGCUUCGAUCCAUGUGGAGUUCGCCCACCCCUUUCUUCACUUUGCUCUUUGGGGUUUGUUUUAGGCAUCAUCGGCAACAACAAAGCCAUAGGCAAAUACAUCACCACCAUGAUCUUUCUGUACUUCGCCUGCCUCCUGCCUUCCAUCGCUUUUGGCUCCCUCAAUGACGAAAACACGGACGGGGUCAUCGGUGAGUCUUCCCUCCUUCCUGCCCCAUCCCUCACUUGCCCCCCUGGAAGUUCCGGUUCUCACUGGGGACCCCGGAGGGAAGAUCUAAUCUGUGUGAUCACAACCAAAGAAACCACUGCUGUCUAAACAAAGGAAGCCCUUUUAAGGGCGAUUUUUCUUCUCUCCCCAAGAUAAGCUUAAAGGUAAAGGUAAAGGGGACCCCUGACCAUUAGGUCCAGUCAUGACCGACUCUGGGGUUGCGGCGCUCAUAUCGCUUUAUUGGCCGAGGGAGCCAUGGGUCAUGUGGCCAGCAUGACUAAACCACUUCUGGCGAACCAGAGCAGCGCACGGAAACGCCGUUUAUAUUCCCGCCGGAGCAGUACCUAUUUAUCUACUUGCACUUUGACGUGCUUUUGGACUGCUAGGUUGGCAGGAGCAGGGACUGAGCAAUGGGAGCUCACCCCGUCGUGGGGAUUCGAACCGCUGACCUUCUGAUCAGCAAGUCCUAGGCUCUGUGGUUUAACCCACAGCGCCACCUGCGUCCCAAUAUAAGCUUACUGCUUGGAUUAGACUAGUAGUUCACAGACACACACACUCGGCCUGGGCCAGUAGAGUGCAUGGCACAUUCACCCGGUGGUAUGUCAGAAGUAAAGCCCAUUGGCUUGCUCUAAUGAAAAAGUACAAAUGGAGCAAAUUUGCAGGUUCACUAUAGCUUUGCAUAACACAUGUUUCAUUUCAGCGUUUAUAGUCUGCUUUUUCCAGUUCACGGUGGCUUGCAGAAACUGAAAGCAAUGCAUGAUAAUAAUAAAUUAUUAUUAUUAUUGGAAAAUAUCCAGCGCAAUUGAAAAAGGGCGAAAAGUCAACAGUGCCUUAGAAGAGCUUACUGGAGUAAAACUGCCUUGACUGCUUGUCUGAAAGGAAGCCGUGUUUAUUAAUGUUAUUUAUUCUGGCUUUGCCAAUCAGAAGGAGGGGUAUCAAAGACUUGCCCCCAACCCCUGGAAAUUAGACCCAGACCCUGCGCUGCCAGUUCCUCAGAUUUCCACGCUCAUUGUUUGCAUGUGGUUCUUCACUGUCAAAUAGACUGUGAGCUUUCUUGAAAGCUGAAAAUCUGAAGUUGGUGCUUAGCACUGCAUCCAGUUCCACUGUACUUUGUUAGGACACUUUUUUAAAAGAUAUAUGCAGUGCAGGCACUGCGGCUGCAGUACGAUGGAGAAGACUGUGACAAGGAGGAGGAGAGACUUAACUGUUUUGCUUUUGCACCAAAAAAGAUGCAGGCAUCUACACAACUGUGUCCAGUGUGACAGUCCAUGCUCCCACAGCUCCGCUCCUAGCUAAUGCUUUGAGCAUGUCUGUUGCACCAGUGUGCAUAGUGCACUGUGCUCUUUGCACCAUCAGUGGUGCCAUCAUUUAAUGCAAGCUUGCUUUGACAGCCACCUGAUUCUUGCAAAUUCAUCUUUCUCUCCCCCCCCCCAACUUUUCAGAUGUGCAGAAAACCAUCGUUGGCCAGUGCAUUGGUGGUCUUCUCUAUGCGCUGUUCUCAGGCCAGCCGCUUGUGGUGCUGUUGACGACGGCUCCUUUAGCGCUCUACAUCAAUGGUGAGUUUGUCGCGCCAGCUGCUUGUGUUGCAUCUGAAGGCAGCCCCGUUUAGGGAAGUUUUAAAAUGUUGGAUGUUUUAGCGUGUUUUUUAAUAUUCUCUUGGGAGCCGUCCAGAGUGGCUGGGAAAAUCCAGCCAGAUGGGUAGGGUAUAAAAGAAAAGUAGUAGUAGUAGUAAUAGGAGUAGUAGUAGUAGUUAUUGUUGUCGUUGUUGUUGUUGUUAUUAUUGCAUGUUUACAAUAUGUAUAAACAAAUCAAGCCCCAUGUGGCCCUACAGUUCUGCAGCAUGAUUUAAUAACUAUAUUCAUGCACAUGCCUUCUUUGUGCAACUGUAUGCGUUGUUGCAUCCAAUUGUUUAUGUGCUGGUUACUUUAGGCGUAGAAUAUUACUUGUAUAUAAUUAUUAUUAUUAUUGACUAUAUUUAUAUACUGCCUGUUUUCCAAGGAUCACAGGGUGGUUUACAAUAUAAAAACACAGAAACCUAAUUCUUGUACGUGGCUGGUUGUUGUAUUUGGGUAGCUGAGGCUGCCAUUGGUACAUUUCUGUCUUUGUGUGAUGAUGCUCUUUUCGUUUUCAGUGAUCAAAGGGAUCUGCACUGACUACAACUUGGAAUUUCGCGCUUUCUACGCCUGGGUGGGACUCUGGAACAGUUUCUUCCUGAUGCUCUACUCCCUUUUCAAUUUCAGUCUUGUAAUGAAGCUCUUCAAAAGGUAACUCCUCACAUUAUCUCCACCACUUUGGUAGGCGGGAAAUUGCCACCAUAGGGUCAUAGACUUGGAAGGGACCCUGAGGAUCAUCUAGUCCAGAGCUUUCCAAACUGUGUUUCGCGACACUUCAAUGUGUAGGUGUGUCACACGAAUGCUCCCCGUGCUCCUCACGAGGCUGGAAAGGGGUUCGUUUAACUUCCGGUUUGCUAGUAAAACUGAAUUACUGUGUCACGAAAGGAUGCAUAUCAAAAAAGUGUGUCACCAACAUGGAAUUAAAAAAAUAAUAAUAAUCCAGUAGCACCUUAGAGACCAACUAAGUUUGUUCUGGGUAUGAGCUUUCGUGUGCAUGCACACUUCCUCAGAUACACUGAAACAGAUGUCACCAGACCCUUAUAUAUAGGGAGAGGGUGGGGAGGGGUAUUACUCAGAAGGGUGGUGGGAAUGAAUGAUUGGCUGAUAGGUGUGGUAAACCUGUUGACGACUGUUAAUGACUGCAGUUGGUCUUACAGGAAAAAGCAAGGGGUGAGAUGGCUAAAAAUAGCUAUAUCAUGUAUAAUGAGAUAAGAAUCCAAUGUCUCUAUUCAGACCAGGUCUCUCCAUGGUUUUAAGUUUGGUAAUAAGUUGCAACUCAGCAACUUCUCUUUCCAGUCUAUUUCUGAAUUCUUCUGUAAUAAGACAGCUACUUUGAGAUCUUGUAUAGAAUGUCCUGGGAGAUUGUUCUCCUACUGGUUUCUCUGUCUUGUGAUUCCGAUACCAGAUUUAUGUCCAUUUAUCCUUUGGCGUAGGGUUCUCACGCCUUGCUUUGUCCUUAAAAUAUAUUUUAAAAUGCUGAUCCGAAUAAGACCUUGUAACUCACAUGCGAUGACCCACAUGGAAUUUCUUUGCAGGUCGACGGAAGAAAUCAUUGCACUUUUUAUCUCCAUCACAUUUGUCCUUGAUGCUCUCAAGGGCAUAACAAAAGGUAAGCCAGGCAGCAGGUGACUCUCUUUGUUGUUGGUUGUGGAAACCACGAGGAGUUGUGUUGUUGCAGCCUUCUGUUCUUUUGUUGUUGUUGUUUAGUCGUGUCUGACUCUUUGUGACCCCAUGUACCUGAGCACGCCAGGCACUCCUGUCUUCCACUGCCUCCUGCAGUUUGGUCAAACUCAUGCUGGUAGCUUCUAGAAGAUUGUCCCACCAUCUCAUCCUCUGUCGUCCCCUUCUCCUUGUGCCCUCCAUCUUUCCCAACAUCAGGGUCUUUUCAAGGGAGUCUUCUCUUCUCAUGAGGUGGCCAAAGUACUGGAGCCUCAGCUUCAGGAUCUGUCCUUCCAGUGAGCACUCAGGGCUGAUUUCCUUCAGAAUGGAUAGGUUGGAUCUUCUUGCAGUCCAUGGGACUCUCAAGAGUCUCCUCCAGCACCAUAAUUCAAAAGCAUCAAUUCUUCGGCGAUCAGCCUUCUUUAUGGUCCAGCUCUCACUUCCAUACAUCACUACUGGGAAAACCAUAGCUUUAACUAUACGGACCUUUGUGGGCAAGGUGAUGUCUCUGCUUUUUAAGAUGCUGUCUAGGUUUGUCAUCGCUUUUCUCCCAAGAAGCAGGCGUCUUUUAAUUUCGUGACUGUUGUCCCCAUCUGCAGUGAUUCUGUUCUUUAGUCAUGCAAAAAGGGCUUUGUAGAACGAGGUGUGGAAGGUGUUUGGAACUGAGGACCUUCAUUCGUGCCUUGUUUUUGUGCCGUGAUUCCAAAGGGUAGAAUCGGCACAGAUCAUACCGCAGAUCUGCUGAACGCUUGGACUCCUAACCUUAAAAAGCAAGUUCAAGUUCAAUUUGGAGGCCUCUAAUAGCGGUUGCUGGUUGAGAGGCUGAGGCCCAGAACAUUUAGGGUGCGCCGGGCCGGCAAAAAGCUGCCUGUGGACACAUUCAUUCCAUAAAUUUAAAGCUCUGUGACACCACUUUAAACGGUGGUGGUUUCCCCCAAAGAAUCCUGGGAGAUGUAGUCUGUUAAGGGUGCUGGGAGUUUUUAGGAGACCCCCCUGUUCCACUCACGCAACUACAGUUCUCAGAGCUCCCUGUGAAGAGGGAUUGAUCAUCAAAUCAACCUGGGAACUGUAGUUUUGGGAGGUGAAAUGGGGGUCUCCUCACAACUCCCAGCCCCCUUAACAAGCUACGACUUGCCCAAAUAUUUAAUCAGGAUAAAGCAAUAGGAUUUGAAAUUAAGAAUCAAAAUUACAAAAACUAUUAUUACAAAACUCGAAAAAGAGUACAUCCAAAAUGUAUAAUUUAUUAUUAGAAUGUGAGUUAAAGGAUGAAGAAGUAAAAUAAGUUAUGACUAAAUGGGCAUGCGAUAUAGGUGGCGCAAUUCGGCUGGACCAAUGGGAGAAAUUAUGGAAAUGUGAUAUUAAAUUUACGCCAUGUUACACAAUCAGAGAAAAUUUGAAAAAAAAAUAUGUUCUUUUUUGUUUGUUUUCAUUUUCCUUUUUUUGUAUCCUUCCCCCCCCCCCUUGUUUGUAUGGUAUUAUUUUUGAUUCAAUGUUUGUAAUUUUUGUUAUAAUUUUGCAUUGGGGGGAAAAAACAACCAAGCUACGACUCCCAGAAUUCUUUGGAUGGAAACCAUGACUGCUUAAAGUGGGGUGAAAGUGCUUCGAAUAUAUGGCAUGAAAAUUCACAAUUUCCUCUGCCCACAAAUGAGUGCAAGAUAUGAGUUGUUUUCCUCUGCCUCUGUGGUCUGCAGAUGUAUGGAAUAACCAGAAUCUCUAGCCCUCAUUAACCCCCCGCUUGUUUUUUUCGGAACUUGCUUGCUGGGGGCUUGGAGGGGGGAGGCCGUGUCCUUUUCCAUCCCUGUGUAUGACCCAUUUCCUUCCAACGGGAAGAUCAGUUGAAUAUCUCUCUUAAUUUCUAAAGCUCCGCUGGUCCAGCGGCUCUGCAGGAAAGGGGCGUGGGAGGUUUCCCUCUCCCUCUCUUUUUAAAAUCUCAUCACAUUCAAGCCGCACAUUCUUCUCACCAGCUUAAUGACACUUUGUUUUCCAAAGCUGAAGCUCAGCCACCUAAGCUGCACUCCUGUUUGAUCUUGACUUCUGCACUUUGCAGGAAACAGCCAGGCAGCAGCUGAAGCAAACAACAUCAGAGGGACCUUAAAUAACUCCCCGAAGCUGCGACAGCUCUGCUGUAGUCAGGAGACGCCUUUUGUGUUAUUUAAAGGGCAAUCUCUUAAUCAGUUUUCGUGCAGAGAGGGAUCCCUUCAGCUGUCCUCCUGGGCCGCAUCAGCCGAAAGUUGCUAAAUAAGCGGCAGCUGAAUAUUAAAUACUAAAUUCCUAAUUACGCAGCAGGCUUGGGGAGAUAACCUGCCAGUCAGUUAUCACGAACCAAGAAAUGGGAGCAGGAGACAGAGCGUGUGCUUAGGAUAGUUGGGAGGGCCACAAGGGUCAUAUACCCUAUAAUUCAGAAUUUUUUCACCCCACACGGGGCUCAAACCCACAACCUGGAAAUUAAGAGUCUCAGUCCCUACCGACUGAGCUAUCCCCCAUGCUUGUAGUGCCAGAGAUCAGCAGUGGGGGGGGUUGUUUUUCAGCCUGAGGGCCACCUUCCUUGUAAGCAACCUUUGAGGGGCCACAUGGCAGUGGGUGGGGCCAGGAACAGAAGUGGGCGUGGUUAAUGGGCGUGGCUCUUACUCUUGCCCAGAUAGGAAUGUGGCCUUCAGCUUGGACGACAGUGUUCCCCAGCCCAGCAGCACAAAGUUGGGAAUAAGUUCUGCUGGUGUCAAUGGAAGCUCCAAGCGAGCACAGAUAGGGACGGAGAUGCAAAUCUUGGAAGAAAAGGUUGCAAAAAGGGCCGGGGGCUGUGGCCUUGGGUUCCCUUGAGUAUUCCAGCAGGCAGCCACAAGUUCCCCACUUUAUUAUUACCAUUUUAUUAUUAUGUAUUUAUUAAAUUUCUAUUUCACCCUUCAUCCAAUGAUCACAGGCCGGUUUACAGUAUAAAAACACGAAAACCAUACCAUAAUAACAAACAAAAACCUUCCCCACCACAGAGUUUAAAAGGCCAUAGAUUGGCUAAUUAGCCAAAAACCUGGGAGAAGUGGAAUGUUUUUGCCUGUCGCUUAAAGGAAAUAAUUUAUUAUAUUUUUCUGCCGCUUUUCAGUGAAACGAAUUGCGAACAGGCUUACGAACAAUAAAAGACAGUAACAUGAUGAAUAUCAUAGAACAGGGGUCAGCAACCUUUUUCAGCCGUGGGCCGGUCCACCGUCCCUCAGACCAUGUGGUGAGCCAGAGUAUAUUUGGGGGGGGGCGGGGAAUGAACGAAUUCCUAUGCCCCACAAAUAAUCCAGAGAUGCAUUUUAAACAAAAGCACACAUUCUACUCAUGUAAAAACACCAGGCAGGCCCCACAAAUAACCCAGAAAAGCAUUUUAAAUAAAAGGACACAUUCUAUUCAUGUAAAAAUACGCUGAUUCCUGGACUGUCCGCGGGCCGGAUUGAGAAGGCGAUUGGGCUGCAUCCAGCCCACGGGCCUUAGGUUGCCUACCCUCCUCAUAGAACAUCACAAAUGCAACACAAAUCAUAUAGAAAAAUAAGGGAGUCACCGUUUUAUGGAGUUCUUCAUGUGCACAGACAAAGGAGCAGAGACUCUAGGCGUUAUCGGCAAAAGUUGGCUUUGUUUAUCCAAAGAAUAGGAACGUGACGUAAAGAUCAGCCAUUUUCUACAGACGUAUAUAUCCCGUGGCAUUUCAAAGUUGCACACAUCAGAUCUUUGGUUAUAUAUUAAAAUGACGUACAUGAGUUUCCAAGGAACAAUAAUUGAACUGGGGAACAAUGGUUAGCAAACACCUGUGCUUGCGUGAAACCACAUCUACACUCUUUUCUGCUGCUCAGCAUCUUUACCCAUUAACUUCAUGAUGUCUUAAAAGGGUCUGCAGCUCUUUUAACUCGCUGAAAGGCUGGGCUUGGAGGCAUGGUCCUGUUUUGUUUACCCUUUCAACCAGUGCAUGACCUAUGUCAGCUUGUUCCCUUCACGACUCUGCCUUCUUUCUGCAAGAACAAUCUGUCUCUGGCAGGCAGAAAAAUCCUCUCCACCUGACGGAACCCUGGACUUUACAUAAACAGUGAUUCUAACCAGCACCAUAUUUUGUGUGGUUUUAUGUGAGAGAGAGAUGGAGAGUCUUAAAGGUCUCUGAGCGAGCAAACGAGACACUUCUGGAUUUAGGUCAGGCUCCCGACUGUGAAAUAUGAGACGAAUAUCAUAUUUCACAGACUGGGAGAGUCUGUGGCAGGGAGAAUCAGAAUCAGAAACUGAAGUGGAGGAGGACGGAGACCAAGAGGCAGAGAUGAGUCCAGCUGGAGUCAUGGCUAUUUCCUAUUCCUGCUGCGACAAGCUCCCCUCCCCACUUGUCUCCCAGGACCAGGAGAGGCAUGAAGAGGGCAGAGGAGAAAUUAGGGUCACGCAGGCACAGUCUCAGAUUGCUUGGGGGAAACCCUGGAGAGGAGGGGACUUAGGCAGCUGUGGGGAGGUGGGGAACUGCAGUCUGAGCAACUGCUUCAUGGCGGAAAGACCUGCCGGCGUUGAGUCGCUGCGCUCAUUAGGCAUGACACCCCUCUGCAGAUCCUGCUUUCUGCUAAUAAAGACUUAGCUCAGCUUGUUUGGGUGAUUCACUGCUGGCUCACUCCUGACAAAGAGAAACCUUGUGCGCUGAGCCUAGCAUGUAGUUUGACCAAAGAUGUCUUCCUUUUCUUGGAAAGAGCAGAGAAGGUAAUACAGUGGUACCUUGGUUUUCGAACGUCUCCAUUGCCGAAUGUUUCGGUUUUCGAACGCCAAAAAACCGGAAGAAAAUGCUUCCGUUUUUGAACACACCUCGGAAGUUUAACAGCUUCCUCUGCGUGUAUCUGUUGUUUUUCACAAUUUUCUCUAUUGAAUUAGCAGGCCUCGGUUUUCAAACAUUUUGGAAGUCGAACGGUCUUUGGAACGGAUUAUGUUUGAAAACCAAGAAAGAUUGUGUGAUCCUCUGGAACAAGAAACAAGUUCUCCUCGCCCUUGUCCCUGUCCCAGCCCCACCUAUGGGUGUCACAGGCCUGGCUUCUAUUAAAAUCCACUCAUUUUUCUUCUUUCUCUCUCCCUCUCUGUUUUAGUUUUUACAAAGUACUACCAUUUCCCGAGAGUGCACAGCACACCGAUUGAUAACACCACCUUCUUCUUGAACAUGUCAGCUGAGCGCUCGGGGCUGGGGAACCAGACGGACGCCCCCCCUGCCGCUACGCAGUAUGGGCGAGAGACGGCCGUUCUUAGUCUCAUGCUGAUGCUGGGAACCCUUUGGCUCGGUCACACGCUGUAUCAGUUUAAGAAAAGGUAUGUCAAAGGUGAUGGGGAGCCCGUGGCCCUCUGGGUAUUGCUGGCAUCCAACUCCCAUUGGCCCCAGUCGGCAUGACCAGCGAUGAGGAAUUAUGGGAGUUGUAGAGCAGCAAAAAAAAGCAACCAAAAAAAGCUGGGACACGGGUGGCGCUGUGGGUUAAACCACAGAGCCUAGGACUUGCCGAGCAGAAGGUCGGCGGUUCGAAUCCCCGCGUCGGGGUGAGCUCCUGUUGCUCCUGCCAACCCAGCAGUUUGAAAGCACGUCAAAGUGCAAGUAGAUAAAUAGGUACCGCUCCGGCGGGAAGGUAAACGGCAUUUCCGUGCGCUGCUCUGGUUCGCCAGAAGCAGCUUAGUCCUGCUGGCCACAUGACCCGGAAGCUGUACGCCGGCUCCCUCGGCCAAUAAAGCGAGAUGAGCGCCGCAACCCCAGAGUCGGCCACGACUGGACCUAAUGGUCAGGGGUCCCUUUACCUUUAGAGCAGCAAAAAUAAAAAUAAAAAUGGAAUAGCAAAGCCAGACAUAGUACCAAUACUUGGUGGGUUGCAAACAUCUUAGAACCCGGUACAUUAGAUUGAAGGGGAAGGCCUGUGGCUCAAUGACAAAAUGCUGCUUUAUAUGUUGUGAACUGUCCUGAGAUCUACAUAAGGAGGACAGUAUACAAAUUGAAUACCUAGAUAUGCAGAAGUUCGCAAGUUCAAACCUUGGCAUCUCCAGGUCUUUUUAAAAAAAUAAUAAUCUGUGUUUCAAGUGUUUUUAACUUGGCUUAUGUGCUGUGUGUUGGUUAGUUAAUCUGAUUUUACUCCUCCCUUCGCUAGAAAUAUAGAUGCAAACUUAGAAAUAAAAGCAGUCUAAAUUGGUUCAUCCAUCCUAUGUCCAUAAAGAUUCGGGGGGGGGUUAUUAUUAUUAUUAUUAUUAUUAUCAGCAGCAGCACCAUGCUCUAAGACACUAAGUUAUCCAGCUGGGUCUGCUCUGAGUAGGACCAGUGCUGUAUAACCACCCGCCAUUCUGCCAUUUUAAGCCCCUGAAGUAGAAAUGCUGUAUUCCUUUGCCCUGACUUGAGUAUUUUUUAUAUAUUUAUCCUUGCAGCCCUUAUUUGCACGCCAGAGUCCGCGAAAUCCUGUCAGACUGUGCCUUGCCCAUUUCUGUCCUAACCUUUUCCGCCGUGGGGUCUUACUUCUUCAAGGAAAUAACAAGUAAGUCUUUGGUCUCCUUGCAGCAGGGAGGUUUUUGGGAUCGCAAACAUGCCUGAGGAAGGUAUAGCUCAGAACUGUGACUCCCAAACCCCAGAGCUUCCCCGCCUGACCCCCCACAACCCAAAUAAUCACCUCCCAAGUUCACAGUCGGUGUUAAUUCAUGCGGCGAGCUAAUCAGACGAGAUGGUAUCAGCAGGGUUUGUUUUGUUCCUGCGAGUUAUUCCAGCCUGUAAUUUAAUUUCAGCGUAAUAAAAAUGCCGCUUUUUUUUGCUUUGUUUAUUAUUAUUAAAGACCUGAUCCUCCGUAUGGUUCUGGCAAGGGAACAAAAGGCUCUCCUAAUUGCCAAAGGCAGGAAGACUUGUCAGCAAACCUACAGAUGUUCUGGUGAUGGGUUUGACCUGUGAGCUUUUCCCUCCGUCCGCCACUUAAUAUUUUUCCUAAUUGAAACGUGCUGAUGGCCUGGUACAUCUGCUAGGACGAUCAGAUGCACAAGGAAACCUGAAAAAUUAUCCAGGGUCCCUCUUGGCCAAGCGGGUCACCUUUUCCACAUCAGGAAGGCAGGAAUCGCCUGCCCCAGUGAUGACGCGCAUGGGAAGUCUGAGGAAAUGAAUGGAAGAGAAUUAAGAAAGGUUCCUCUCCCCCCACUCUCCCCCCCCCCCCGGUGACCAUCAUUCCAUCCAUUCGGAACUGGAAAGUGGGCAGCUUUCGGUUGCGUGUGUGCAUGCCUGCGCCCUGACUUCCUUAAUGCCAAUUGCUCCCUUGCCACCUGUCAGAAAGCAAACUAAUGCGGGGUAUUUUGUGGAAAUCCCUGUUGCGCAGCUUGCAAAGGAACAGCUUCAGAUGCGCCUCAGCUGCUGAGAUGGGAACUGGCCCAAGCGCUGGAGGGAUGAAAGAUUUAACUCUGGUGUUUUGCCUGAAGCCCUUGGCCAUCUUCUGAGUGCAGCCGCUCUGGUUUCCAGGCGCACAGACACACAAACGCCAUCACACACCCAGUAACAACAACAGCUGCCAGCUGUUCUUCCUGCUGCGUACGGAGAACGGGGAAGACUGACCUUGCAAUUUCUGGUCCACAGUCUUCUUCUACCUUGGGUCGCCAUCGGCUGUUUGACUACGGCGCCCAUCAUCCCUAGCUCUCUUAGGCAAAGGGUUGGGGGUGAUGGGAGUUGUAGUCCAACAAUAUUUGGAGGACACUGAACUAGAGGACAUGCUUUUUCAAGCCUUGCUGGACCAGGCUUGCUUUGGCUGUGUAGCUUAAAUGAAGAGGGGGCAUGGAUAUUGUAGGUCCUGGUGGGGUUUAGGGGAGGGUAAGGAAGAAUGCGGGAGGCGGGUGGCACUGUGGGUUAAACCACAGAGCCUAGGACUUGCAGAUCAGAAGGUCGGCAGUUCGAAUCCCCACGACGGGGUCAGCUCCCGUUGCUCGGUCUCUGCUCCUGCCAACCUAGCAGUUUGAAAGCACAUCAAAGUGCAAGUAGAUAAAUAGGUACCGCUCCGGCGGGAAGGUAAACGGCGUUUCCGUGCACUGCUCUGGUUUGCCAGAAGCGGCUUAGUCAUGCUGGCCACAUGACCCAGAAGCUGUAUGCUGGCUCCCUCGGCCAAUAAAGCGAGAUGAGCGCCACAACCCCAGAGUCGGCCAUGACUGGACCUAAUGGUCAGGGGUCCUUUAAGGAAGAAUGCCAAAGUCAGUGCCACUGCUGAGGAACUCCAGGGAUCUUGAAUAGAUCUUGACUAAGGGUCACAAUUCCAUAGGGAGAAGUCAUUUUCAGAGCAAACGGCAAUAUUCUGCAGCUCUAUGUCUACUGUAAAAUGAUAAUGGGAACAGCUUCUGUCGGGACCAGAGUCCAAAUUGCAGAUGUCCCAUGCAUUGCACCAAAUGUGCAUUUUGGGGGAAUAAUAAUAAUAAUAAUAUUUAUACCCCACUCAUCUGGCUGGGUUUCCCCAGCCACUCUGGGCGGCUCCCAACAGGAUAUUAAAAACAAGAUAAACAUCAAACAUUAAAAACUUCCCUAAACAUAGCAUGGCUGGUGGCCCGAAUUUGCACAUGAGAGGCAGGUCAAACCAUGCUUGGGAUUCCAGAAUGGUUUGUCCCAAAGGAGAAGGCUUGGACCACCCACCUCCAGUGUAGCAAAACUGACCAAGUGACUUUGCAAGGCUGCAUUUCACACUACAGAAGUCUGCAGCUAGUUCACUGCUGCCUACUCAUCUAAAAUUGCCUCCCUCCAACAGGGUUGCAUGAUCCCUUGGUUCAGAUUCUUCCAAAAUUAGCACUUCCCAUCCCCAGCUAUAUCCAGGUGAUCCAUUGAAUCCUUGCCCCUGGUUGCUCAGGAAGAUCAGGGCAGUUUUGCAAGGUCCCGUCCGCCAUCUUGUUUCAAAAUGGUAUCCAUUGGUUGUGAUAUCGCAAGAGUGUUCAAAUGUAUACCAAACACACAACUUUCCAAACAAAUGUGGUAGAUCCAUCCUGAUUUGUUUGCACAAAUUUUGAACAGGUUUGUUACCUCUUUUUAUUACCCUGGGGGCGCACUCUUCCAUUGACAGACGGAUAACAACUAAUUUGCAACUAUUACAUUUCUUGAACAUUCGUUCUUCACGUUGCAUAUGACAUUGCCCAACAUCAUUGUUUAUCCCACACUUCCCAGUGCAUUUUCCUUUUUAUCCCAAAUUAUUUUUUAUUCAUUUUCCAAGUGAUACAAAUCAAACCAAAUUACUUUAAUUUAAUGCAAUUUCUUAAAAUCAAGUUUCUCGCUCCUGUUGCAAACAUAUGUCGAUCGUUUCCUCCCGUAGACACAUCAUUUCUUAUUUAAUGUCCAAUUGAUCUUUCACUUGUCGUUAGUCCAUUCUUUCAGCUGACCACAUAUUUUCCUCCUUAGAAAAAAGCGCCUCUGUUACAUCUUAUAAAUAUAAAAUCCAUUUCACAUGCGUAGCCUUUCAUAGACAUAGUUGUUUCAGACCUGGGAGAAUUAAUUACUAUCUUCCAUUGUUCAGUGCAUUUUCCCAUCUCUGUUCUUGCUGCAAAAAAGACUCCCCCUUCCUUUUUCUUUCUUUGGAAAUGGGCUUCUUGCACAAGAGCAGCAAGUCCACUUUCUUUCCACAGCCUAAGUCUGCCCGCAAAACCGUGGCAGUCAGGAAGCAGUUUCUGAAGAAGCCUUUGCUGCCCGUUUGUGUCUUUCAGUGUCUAAGUUUAAUUACAACCCAUCGGAGAGCUUGUUCGUGUUGGCCCCCCUCCUAGAGCUCUCCAUUGGCGCCGUUAUGAGUGCGAUGGGCUUGGGGUUCCUGCUUUCCAUGCUUUUCUUCAUCGAGCAAAAUAUAGUGGCAUCACUCACAAACGCCCCGGAAAACAGGUAUUUUUGUGUGUGUGUCUGUUUUGUGUUCACCUGUUCUAAUUCUUCCACGUUUAAGGUGGCAGUGGGGUGAGGGUAGGGGCAGGGGCAGGGGGCAUGCUGGGAGGCCUCACAUCAAGUUCUGCUUCCUUCACUAUGAGGACUAGACACUGAUGGAGCGUCUCCAUCCCCAUUGUUGUGCCCAGACACUGAGGUCCAGGCCAAGGGCCUUCUGGUGGUACCCUUACUGCAAGAAGCCAAGUUACAGGGAACCAGGCAGAGGGCCUUCUCGGUGGUGGCGCCCGCCCUGUGGAAUGCCCUCCCAUUAGAUGUCAAGGAAAUAAACAACUAUCCGACUUUUAGAAGACAUCUGAAGGCAGCCCUGUUUAGGGAAGUUUUUAAUGUUUGAUGUUUUAAUGUGUUUUUAAUAUUCUGUUGGAGGGACUCGGGUGGCGCUGUGGGUUAAACCACAGAGCCUAGGACUUGCCAAUCAGAAGGUCAGAGAUUCGAAUCCCCGUGGUGGGGUGAGAUCCCAUUGCUCGGUCCCUGAUCCAACCUAGCAGUUUGAAAGCACGUCAAAGUGCAAGUAGAAAAAUAGGUACCACUCCGGCGGGAAGGUAAACGGCGUUUUCAUGCGCUGCUCUGGUUCGCCAGAAGCGGCUUAGUCAUGUUGGCCAUAUGACCCGGAAGCUGUACACCGCCUCCCUCGGCCAGUAAAGCGAGAUGAGCGUCGCAACCCCAGAGUCGGCCACGACUGGACCUAAUGGUCAGUGGUCCCUUUACCUUUUUACAGGCCCGGCAGAAGGAGGUUAAAUCCUGCAGGGCCCUAGUCUCCUGGGACAGAGCAUUCCACUAGGUUGGAGCCAUCACUGAGAAUUCCCUGGCCCAGGUGGAGGAUAGUCUGACUUCCUUAGGGCCCAGGACCUCUAAACUGUGGUUAUUCAUGGACCUUGAGGUCCUCUGCGGGGCACACCAGGAGAGGCGGUCCUGUAAAUACACCUCUCCAGCCCCUACAGUCUGUUUGUGCCUGCGGAUUCAUCCUGCUCUGGUCCCCCAGAUGCCAAGCAGCAUUGACCAAAGGCUGUGAAUAUGAAUUUAGAGACCGGUGUAUCCAGAAUCCCUUUCAGCCAGAGAUAAAGACCAGCACAGAGUCUGGCUCUCUAUCAGGCCAGUGGCCCAACUGGUCCAGGAUCUUUUGCUCACAGUAGCCAGCUAGAUGCUUCCCACCCUUCUCUUUGGUCUACAAGGCAGUGCAGUCCUCCAAGGGAUCUGCGCCGCGGAGCUGCUCUCCCACGCUGCUGCUGCCGUCAUCGUCGCUUCGUUCCCCCGGCGCUUGUGUCUCCCUCUGAGCCGCCCGGCAGGCGGGUGAGCUGAAAGUAGGCCAAGAAAUGGAACGUGCUCUUGCUUUUAUCUAGCGGAGAGCCCUGAUUUAUGCACAGGCUCUGCAGCGCUUGAGAAUUCCCUUUGAUGUUUCUGAGCUAACUAGAACCAAGCGGAGCAUCAGAUGCUGGCUGGUGGGAGACGGCGUUAUUCCUCUUCCUAUCCAACAGGAGACUUUCUGAAUUUUUUCUUUCUGUAUCGGUUGAGAGAGAGAGAGAGAGAGAUGGUGUCUAUGAGCACCAAAAUUCACCAGAACACAAGGCUCUCUCUUUUUAAUAAUAAUAAUACAGCCAUACCUCUAAUAAUAAUAAUAAUAAUAAUAAAAUUUAUUUAUACCCCACCCAUCUGGCUGGGUUUCCCCAGCCACUCUGGGCGGCUUCCAACAGAAUAUUAAAAUACAAAACCUAUUAAACAUUAAAAACUUUCCUGAACAGGGCAGCCUUCAGAUGUCUUCUAAAUGUCAGGUAGUUUUUUAUCUCUUUGAUAUCUGGUGGGAGGGCGUUCCACAGGGCGGGUGCCACUACCGAGAAGGCCCUCUGCCUGGUUCCCUGUAACUUGGCUUCUCGCACGAAGGAACCGCCAGAAGGCCCUUGGCGCUGGACCUCAGUGUCCGGGCAGAACGAUGGCGGUUGGAGACGCUCCUUCCAUUUUCCUAAAUGUAAAUAGAUGCAGCCUUCAGACUGAAACCCUGACAGUGUUUAGUCUUGGCAUUAUAAGCAGCCAGGCAGUCCUUUCUGACUUUGGUCUGGGCUUUUUGUUAAAAGAGAUGGUUGGGGCAAUAGUAUUAAAUGCGAACAAGCUCAGAGGUCAUUGUGGGCCCAAUGCAGACGAGGCCAAGAGCAAGUUUAGCUGAGUUGGUAGAGCAUGAGGCUCUUAGGCUCUUAAUCUCAAGGUUGUGGGUUUGAGCCCCAUAUGGGGCAAAAGUUUCCUAAAUUGCAAAGGGUUGGAGUAUACUGUUCCUCGCGGUCCUUUCCAACUCAUUGAUUCUAUUAUUACUAUUACUAUUAUUAUUAUUAAAUGUGUAUACUGCCCUAUACCCAUAGAUAUCAUGGUGGUUCACAACAUAAAAUUACAAUAUAAAAAACACAAAAUACAUAAUAAAAAUAAGAACAGAAACAAACCAUUAAUCCCCACUUCCACAACAGCUAAGGGAGCUGGGCAUGUUUAGCCUGGAGAAGAGGAGGUUAAGGGGUGAUAUGAUAGCCAUGUUCAAAUAUAUAAAAGGAUGUCACAUAGAGGAGGGAGAAAGGUUGUUUUCUGCUGCUCCAGAGAAGUGGACACGGAGCAAUGGAUCCAAACUACAAGAAAGAAGAUUCCACCUAAACAUUAGGAAGAACUUCCUGACAGUAAGAGCUGUUCGACAGUGGAAUUUGCUGCCAAGGAGUGUGGUGGAGUCUCCUUCUUUGGAUGUCUUUAAGCAGAGGCUUGACAACCAUAUGUCAGGAGUGCUCUGAUGGUGUUUCCUGCUUGGCAGGGGGUUGGACUCGAUGGCCCUUGUGGUCUCUUCCAACUCUAUGAUUCUAUGAUUCUAUGAUUCUAACACAUUUAAAAUGGCAUUAGAUGUCAAUCAGCCAAAAGCCUGGUGGAAGAGGAACUUUUUUGCCUGCCGCAUAAAGUUGUAUAAUGAAGGUGGCACCAGGUGAACUUCCCUGGGGAGAGCAUUCCACAAAUAGGGAGCCACUGCAGAGAAGGCCCUGUUCUCGUGUUGCCACCCUCCAGACCUCUAACGGAGGGGGCACACAAAGGAGGGCCUCAGAAGAUGAUCUCAGGGUCUGGGUAGGUUCACAUGGAAAGAGGCGGUCCUUGACAUAUUGCGGUCCUGAGCCAUUUAAGGCUCUAUAGGUAAAAACCAGCACUUUGAAUUGGACACAGAAACUAAUAGGCAGCCAAUGCAGUUGGGCCAGGAUCGGUGUAAGAUGCUCUAACCGUUUUGCCCCAGUGAGCAAGCUGGCCAUUAUGAUUUUCUGUGAUUCUCUUAAGUCUCUUGUUUCCGAAGCGCAUAAUGCUCUGUGUGACCCAAGAGGCUUGCUGUGCUUUGGGUGCCACCUCCCGGCUAGCAUGCAUUUACAACUGUACUAACAAGAAUUUAUUUCAGGUUAGUGAAGGGAACAGCCUAUCACUGGGACCUCCUCCUUGUGGCUCUGAUCAACAUAGGGCUCUCCAUCUUUGGGCUGCCGUGGAUCCACGCUGCGUUCCCCCACUCGCCAAUGCACGUCCGAGCCCUGGCCUACGUGGAGGAGAGGGUGGAGAACGGGCACAUCUACGAGACGUAAGUCGGGGUCAACGUUUCUUUGUUUGUUUGGAGGCCAGGGCAGUUGGCAGCAUGUGAAAUAUAAGAUAAUGAAUUAUAAGAAGGUAAAGUUAAAGGGAGCCCUGACCGUUAGGUCCAGUCGCAGACGACUCUGGGGUUGCGGUGCUCAUCUCGCUUUAUUGGCCGAAGGAGCCGGUGUACAUCUUCCAUGUCAUGUGGCCAACCUGACUUAGCCACUUCUGGCGAGCCAGAGCAGUGCACGGAAACCCCAUUUACCUUCCCGCCAGAGUGGUAACUAUUUAUCUACUUGUACUUUGACACGCUUUCGAAUUGCUAGGUGGGCAGGAGUAGGGACCAAGCAACGGGAGCUCACCCCGUCAACAGGACACCGUGACGGAAACCAGAGCACAUGGAAAUGCCGUUUACCUUCCCUCCACAGCAGUACCUAUUUAUCUACUUCUACUGGUGUGCUUUUGAACUGCUAGGUUGGCAGGAGCUGGGACAGAGCAAUGGGAGCUCAGCCCGUCACGGGGAUUCGAACUGCCAGCCUUCCCAUCAGGAAGCCCAGGAGGCUCAGUGGUUUAGAGCACAGCGCCACCCGCAUCUGACUGUGUUGCCCCAGCCACUCUGGGCAGCCUCCAACAAAUUAAAAACAUCAAGUAUUUUUUUCAAAAAUCCCUCCCACCUUUUAAGGCUCUUCAGCCACACAGACCCCCAGAAGCUUUUCUAAUUCCCAUGAUAAAGGAACGAUGCAUUGAACCGCAACACAGAAUCUCAGCCCUCUGUGCCCAUGAUCAGAUGAAAUCUUUUAAUUUUAUUUUAAGAAAUGCUGUGGCCGCUAGAGGGCGCCCUGCAGUUAGGAACAUCUAUGUUGGAUGCAUAGUCUAUUCGUUUUGGUUGGCUGUAAAGAGGGAUUUGGCAGGAAGGCUGCGUUGAUCAAUGGCUAUAAAAGUGAGCCUCUGGGUUCAGCGGCAGUCUGAGCCGCUGAGCUGUUUCCUUCAAGCUCCACUUGUGGACUUCCCUGAGGAAUCUGAGAUACUACAGCUGUGAUCUAAUCUAGCAGGGUGCUUUGGGAGUAAUAAUAAUAAUAAUAAUAAUAAUAAUAAAUUUAAUAAUUUAUAUCCUGCCUAUCUGGCUAGAUUUUCCCAGCCACUCUGGGUGGCUCCCAACAGAACAUUAAAAACACAAGAAAACAUCAAACAUUAAAACUUCCCUAAACAGUGGCUGCCUUCAGAUGUCUUCUAAAAGUCAAAUAGUUGUUUAUUUCCUUCACAUCUGAUGGGAGGGUGUUCCACAGGGUGGGCACCACCACCCAGAAGCCCCUCUGUCUGGUUCCCUGUAACCUCACUACUCGCAGUGAGGGAACCCCCAGAAGGCCCUCGGAGGUGGACCUCAGUGUCCGGGCUGAACGAUGGGGGUGGAGACGCUCCUUCAGGUAUAGCCCUCUGGAAUUAGUGGGUCUAUUUUCUCAAGGGCAGAAGCAAGGCCAGAGGGCCUGGACUGGGAGACCUGUGGCUCUACGUAUGUUGUCGGACUGCCAACCCCCAGCCAGUAUAGCCCAGUGGCCACGGUAGGAAGCUCCCUUAUUGACCAACCAUCUCAGUAUGGUCCUCACUGACUUGCAGUGGUUCUGCAGGGGUCUCUCCCAGCCAGUGGUGCGUGGUCAGUGGACUAGGGGGACUAGGCUAAUCCCCUAAAUGCUCCCUUCCCUCUUGGCGCCUUCUUCCCCAAACCUGGGAAGCUUUUGCCCAGCUUAGGGAGGGAGGAGGUGCAAUGCUCAUACGCACAGUGUCCAGACGUCCUGGCGCCUCUGCCCCUAACCCCCUAUGAAAAAUUUCACUGCAACCCACUGCUCCAAGAUUGAGCUCGGGGCCUUCUGAAUGCAAAGCAGAUGCUCUCGUUGGAUAGGAGUGGGGGAAGAAACGUGAUUCAAUUCUCAUUUAAACGAGAACUUCCCAAACCGGCAGCAUCUGAAAAUUCACAAGCCGAAACAGACCCAUCUUUUGACAUUCUCGCUUCCCUGAAUUUUGCAGUGUGGUUCACCAACCUAGUCUUGUGUAUGAAAACCCAUGGGCCAGGGCAAAGCAUGCAUAAGAAUGCCUACGUUAUCAAAAGCAAGGCAAAAUUUGCUGCACUCAGGGGAAUUUGUUUUGCAAACGAAUGUGUGUUAGGAUAAGUUUACAUGAAAGGCUGGUGAAUUUUUUCAGGGACUUUAAGCAGACAAACAAAAUGGUUGUGGAAAUGUGGAGAGCUGAGCUUAAUAAGAGAAAAAGAUGUUGAGGUUGACAGAUUUGAUCACCCCUAUCCCUGAGCUACUUUUCCCAGUAGUGAUGUAUGGAAGCGAGAGCUGGACCAUCAAGAAGGCUGAUCGCCGAAGAAUUGAUGCUUUUGAAUUAUGGUGCUGGAGGAGACUCUUGAGAGUCCCAUGGACUGCAAGAAGAUCAAACCUCUCCAUUCUGAAGGAAAUCAGCCCUGAGUGCUCACUGGAAGGACGGAUCCUGAAGCUGAGGCUCCAACACUUUGGCCACCUCAUGAGAAGAGAAGACUCCCUGGAAAAGACCCUGAUGUUGGGAAAGAUGGAGGGCGCAAGGAGAAGGGGACGACAGAGGACGAGAUGGUGGGACAGUGUUCUCGAAGCUACCAGCAUGAGUUUGACCAAACUGCGGGAGGCAGUGGAAGACAGGAGGGCCUGGUGUGCUCUGGUCCAGGGGGUCACGAAGAGUCGGACACGACUAAACAACAACCCCUGAGCCACAGCCUUUCCCCUUUGAUAAUGAGAGUCAUUGUCCUGCAAUAUCUCAGAGACCACAGCUGUUCCCAUUCCUGCUGUCUAAGCACUGGGAACAGCUUUGCUGACCCAGAGUAAGGCUGUCCUUGCACACUCAGCCCUGCCCAAGAAUUAUAAAAUUGUCGACUCGGAAGGGAGCCCAAGGGCCAUCUAGUCCAACCCCCCACAAUGCAGGAAUCUCGGCUAAAGCAUCCAUGACAAAUGGCCAUCCAACCUCUGCUAAAAACCUCCAAGGAAGGAGAGUUCACCACCUUCUGAGGGGGUCCGUUCCACUGUCGAACAGCUCUUACUUUCAGAAAGUUCUUCCUGAGCUUUAGUCGGAAUCUCCUUUCUUGUAACUUGGAGCCGUUGGUUCGAAUCCUACCCUCUGGCGCAGGGGGAGGUAUCAGAAGGCCAGCAGAAUGAAAACUCAUUUAAACAUGGUGCUCCAGGAACAGCCUUGCUCCCAUUCUGCUCCUGGUUCACCCAAAAGGGUGAGGGCUUGUGGGAUGGUUGGGGCUUCGUAUCACAGCGUGGAGGUUGUGUGCUGUGUCUCUGUACAACAAACUGUGUCUUUGGACCUGUGGGAACCCGAGGAUCCAGACAUGGGUGGAAAACAAUUCCAUCUGCCACUAAACAUCCUGUUUCCACACCGGUGCACUUUAGAAGAAGGUUUAUAUAAUGAUGCAUGUAAAGGGGCCCCUGACUAAUUAGGUCCUGUCAUGGCCGACUCUGGGGUUGCGGCGCUCAUCUCACUUUAUUGGCCAAGGGAGCCGGCAUACAGCUUCCGGGUCAUGUGGCCAGCAGGACUAAGCCGCUUCUGGCAAACCAGAGCAGCGCACGGAAACACCGUUUACCUUCCCGCCGGAGCGGUACCUAUUUAUCUACUUGCACUUUGACGUGCUUUCGAACUGCUAGGUUGGCAGGAGCAGGGACCGAGGAAGGGGAACUCACCCUGUCGCGGGGAUUCGAACCGCCGACCUUCUGAUCGGCAAGUCCUAGGCUCUGUGGUUUAACCCACAGCGCCACCUGCGUCCCAAUGAUGCCUGGUGGGUAUUACGAGACCUCCCGGGCACUUGGAGCAUAUUUUCAAGAUUCUGCUCCCUCUCCCUCCCCCCCGCCCCCGGAAGUUUCUGCUAGGCAUGUGGAAUCGUAGCAAAUGUAUUCAUAUGUGCAGGAUCCAGGUACAUAUUGAAAAUCAGGCCUGUUCUGUUCGUGGGGGAGAAUCCUGUAGGCUCAGAUUAUAGGAGCAAAACAAAACAAAACCAUUAUCCCUGCGUGGCAAAAGCUUUUCCGCCCCCAGCCUGCCCCCAGUCCCUUCUGCUGGCUUAACCUUAAGCCCCCAAACAAGUUUUCAAAUGCUUCCCAAACGUGCUCAAGCUUGGAAUGAAGCAAUCAUGCAGGGACAGUGAUCUGCAGCUGGUCUGCAGGUCACCAGUAACUCCUCUGAUGGCAGGCUUGUUUGUCUGAACGUGAUGCAGAAUGCGAGAGGCUGUGGUAGUAGAGGGGGACUAUGGUAUCAUCCACAAUUCCGCUUGUCCUGCCACUUUCCCCCAGGGAAAACUGCUGUUCACUGCUGAAUUGGAGCAAACGUUGAUCGGGUUUUUUCCGGAUUGCUGUUUUCCCCGAUUUAGCACCAAAGAGCAGGUUUUCUGGGGAAAGCAGUAGGGCAAAGGGGAACCGGCACAGACCCAUGCCUCAAAAGUGUGGGGAAAAUGCUUGGAGCUGUGCUUUCUUGGCAUAGGGCAAGCGGGAGUAUGGGGGAGCCCUGUCUUAUGCUAGUGGGUCAUUCCAUGUCGUUUCAACAAGGUCACGUCACCUUCCAUUUUAUAACACUUCGAAGUUUCGUUAAGUAUCUUGUGCCGAGGGUCCCAAGAGGGACAGACAAUGCAGAUUUAACGAAACAUCAAAGUGCUAUAUAAUUAAAACCGUUUGAGAUAGAGGUGGGGAAUUCAAGGGGGUUUCUUUCAACCAUAAGGGAAGGGUGUACACCAAGUUUCAUCAAAAUCAGAGACAGAGAGUGACAAAACCCUUGUUUUUUGCGUCAUAAUAAAUAAUAAUAAUAAUAAUAAUAAUAAUAAUAAUAAUUUAUUAUUUAUAACCCGCCCAUCUGGUAGUUUGGUAGUUCUUUUUCUCUUUGACAUCUGGUGGGAGGGCAUUCCACAGGGCCCUCCCACCAGAUGCCACUAUCGAGAAGGCCCUCUUCCUUGUUCCCUGUAACUUGGCUUCUUGCAGCGAGGGAACCACCAGAAGGCCCUCGGCGCUGGACCUCAGUGUCCGGGUAGAACGAUGGAGGUGGAGACACUCCUUCAGGUAUCCUGGACUGAGGCAGUUUAGGGCUUUAAAGGCCAGCACCAACACGUUGAAUUGUGCUCGGAAACAUACUGGGAGCCAGUGUAGGUCUUUCAGGACCGGUGUUAUAUGGUCUCAGCGGCUGCCCCCAGUCACCAGUCUAGCUGUCGCACACUGGAUUAGUUGUAGUUUCCGGGUCACCUUCAAAGGUAGCCCCACAUAGAGCGCAUUGCAGUAGUCCAAGCGGGAGAUAACCAGAGCAUGCACCACUCUGGCGAGACAGUCCGCAGGCAGGUAGGGUCUCAGCCUGUGUACCAGGUGGAGCUGGUAGACAGCCACCCUGGACACAGAAUUAACCUGCGCCUCCAUGGACAGCUGUGAGUCCAGAAUGACUCCCAGGCUGUGCAUCUGGUCCUUCAGGGACAGAGUUACCCCAUUCAGGACCAGGAGUCCUCCACACCUGUGCUCCCCCUGUCCCCCAAGAACAGUACUUCUGUCUUGUCAGGAUUCAGCCUCACUCUGUUAGCCACCAUCCAUCCUCCAACCGCCUCCAGCGUUAAUUUGAUGUGGAAUGACCCUUGCACCUCUCAACCCCAGGGAUCCCUGAUUAAGGGGUCUGUGGCUGAGACCCUGGCAAAGACCUGCCUGAGAUACUGCAGGUCUGUAUGUGAUACCCUCUGCUGAUGCUGCUUAAAAACUCUUGACGUUCUCCCUGGCUGAGAACAUGCUCUAUAAACGUCUUGCCCAUUUUGCCGCUGGCCGGACCUGGAGUUUGCAAGAGGGAUGCUUAGCGCAUGUGAGAUCACUUUAAAUUCCAAAAUUUGAUCUACUUGCCUACUUGCCAUUUGAUCUUGGGAGUUUUGCCGGUGUUAUCUCCCGUAAUCCACAUCAGGGCUGAAGUUCCUAACCCCCCCAUAGAAAUUACACUUUGCGUAGCUUCAUUCGGUGCCAUAAACAGGAUUAUCCUUGAAGUUCAUCAGAACGCCUGGCCCCCUCAAGGUGAUGGGUUUUCUCUUUCUGCUGAGAUGCCCUUCGAUUUUUUUUGCUUUCCUUUGGUUAUUUGGAUGCCACGAAACCGAAGGAAAUCAAUGCCCUCCCCUGAGAUCUGAUAGUUGCUGUUUGGAGAGGAUCAAAAGGCAGGAAAGGGAGAUUUGAACCGUUCGAAGAGAUUUUGUGUAGCAUGCCGCAAAGGCUAAAUUAGUUUUAAGCUCUGAAUGUGGGAACGAGAAUAAGAGAAUCGCUGGAGCUGUGUGUGCUCAUUGCUAAAGAAAACACAUUAAUUGUGCGUCUAGAGAAGCAGGGUCUCUGGCCCAUAUAAAUUACCGUAUUUUUCGCUCUAUAAGACGCAGCAGACCACAAGACGCACCUAGUUUUUGGAGGAGGAAAACAAGAAAAAAAAUAUUCUGAAUCUCAGAAGCCAGAACAACAAGAGGGAUCGCUGCGCAGUGAAAGCAGCAAUCCCUCUUGCUGUUCUGGCUUCUGGGAUAGCUGCGCAGCCUGCAUUCGCUCCAUAAGAUGCACACACAUUUCCCCUUACUUUUUAGGAGGGAAAAAGUGAGUCUUAUAGAGCAAAAAAUACGGUAUGCACUUUCAACAAAUCCUGUCACUUGCUAGCCACACAUCCCUGAAUACCAGAAAGCCCAUUUAACUUUGGAGAUUUCUUCAGACGUUGCACAAAUAAGAAGUCUGCAUUUUCCAUCGAUAAGGACUAAAACUUGAUUUUUUAAAAAAAAUUCAAGGUGUUUUCAGGAUGCUGAAAUUUUUUUCCUUACUGCAACUCCAGAUCCCAACCUUGCACAGAACCCAUCAAUUUCCAUAGAAUUAUGGGUGAACAUAGAAAGCUCCCUUGACGCCUUUUCAGGCCCCUGGUUUCUCUAUUGUUCUCUAUUGUUUCUACUUCCUUUGGCCUUGCGGGAUUCCAGAUCAGGGACUAACUCCUGCCCCUGAGGCAUGGCAACACCAAGGCGCUCACUAUAUAGCAAAACAAAAAGUAGGUCAAUGCUCCAGGUGUCGACCAGAACCCUGACUCUAGUAUGACACGCAGGACUCGUUCACACAUGCAUGCAGGCCGCUUGCUUCUUCUGUUUACCCAAGGGCUCAGCUGCUUGCAUGUGAAUCAACGGGAGAUAGCUCAGUGAGCUAGAGUGCGGUGCGGUGCUGAUAAUGCCAGGGUUGCAGGUUCGAUUCCCGUACGGGACAGCUGCAGAUUCCUCCAUUGCAGCGGGUUGGACUGGAUGAUCCUCAGGGUCCCUUCCAACUCUACAAUUCUGAUUUUAUGACUCCUGCUAAGUACCAAUUGCAGCUGGAAUAGCGGGAUCGAUGCAACAUUCAGUCUGCGGUGGUUGAUCUUCAGUGGCUCCUCCUUUUGCGUAAAUCAUCUCUCGGCACACAGCCAUCAAGCGUGACCGUGGUCUUUGUGGUUCUUUGUUGUUAUUUGCUGAUAUUUAAUUUUAUUGUUCACUAUUAGAUUCUAGUGGAUCGUUGAAUUUUGCUUUAUUUGAUACAAGUUGUUUGUUUUAAAGUUUUUGUGACUUUCUUGUAUUGGAUCAGAUCGUAAUUAUUAACAUUUGACAUUUUAUUAUGUUUUUAUAUGUGUCGGAAGCCGCCCAGAGCAGCUGGGGCAACCCAGCCAUACCCAGCCAGACGGGCGGGGUAUAAAUUAAAAAAUAAUACAGUGGUACCUCGGUUUUCGAACAUAAUCAGUUCUGGAAGACCGUUUGACUUACAAAACGUUUGAAAACCGAGGAUCAAGGGGAAAUCUGCAAACUCAGUGAAAGUAGUUUGACUUCUGAGGCGUGUUUGAAAACGGAAGCAUUUGCUUCCGGGUUUUCAGCGUUUGAAAACUGAAAUGUUUGACUUCCACGACGUUCAAAAACCGAGGUACCACUGUAUUAUCAUUACUACUACCACAGUCAUACCUCGGGUUACAGUGGUACCUCGGGUUACAUACACUUCAGGUUACAGACUCCGCUAACCCAGAAAUAGUAUCUCGGGUUAAGAACCUUACUUCAGGAUGAGAACAGAAAUCGGGCGGUGACGGCAGCGGGAGGCCCCAUUAGCUAAAGUGGUACCUCAGGUUAAGAACAGCUUCAGGUUAAGAACGGACCUCCAGAAAGAAUUAAGUACGUAACCCGAGGUACCACUGUACAGACGCUUCAGGUUGUGUUUUUUCAGAUUACGGACCUGCCAAAACCUGGAAGUACCGGAAGGGGUUACUUCUGGGUUUUGUGGUCGUGCAUGUGCAGAAGCGCUAAAUCAUGUUUUGCACAUGCGCAGAAGCACUGAAUUGCAACCCACGCGUGCGCAGACGCGCCGCUGCGGGUUGCGAACGUGCCUCCCACACGGAUCCCGUUCACAACCCGAGCGUCCACUGUACUACUAUUUGCUCUCUCAAACGCUUGCAUGUAUCCUUGCGCGAUGGGCUCUCUUGCUGCUCAGUAACACACGCUGCUUCUGUGCUUCCUCCCCGGCCAGGAUCGUGAGCGUUAAGGAGACCCGUCUGACCACCCUGGUAGCCAACUUCCUGGUGGGCCUCUCCCUGCUGCUCCUACCUUUCCCGCUGCAACUGAUCCCGAAACCCGUCCUCUACGGCCUGUUCCUCUACAUCGCCCUGACCUCCAUCGACGGGAACCAGCUCUUUGAGAGGGUCGCCCUCCUGCUGAAAGAGCAGGUAAGCGCACUGGGGGGCAGCACGGACUUUGCAAGCUGUGCAGGAUAAGGAGCUGAGGCCCCAGCGGACCUGCACGCCUCCGUUUCCUGAGGAAGCUAAUAAUCACGAGUUGAUUGCCGCAACUUGAAAAACACGGCCGUUAAAGAGCCUCUGAUUGCUUUUUAUGAUCUCCCUCUGCUCCUGCCACCACCGCUGCCGCCUCACGCCCUGUUUGUUGUCUUGGCUCCGCUCCGGCAGCAAAAAACCCUACGGACGAAAUGCCGCUGGGACAGUUGCCAGCAAGAACAUCCCAGUCAUCCGGUCCAGGGGGGAAACAGCAACUUUCACCUCCUGGCACCAGAAGCGGCCUUGGUCUUGCCCUCUGCUUGUGCAACGGCAUAGCAGCCACUGUUUAGCCUUUUCAAAAGAAAAGGGGACAUUUCCACACUGCGGUCGCAGCGGCAGGGGCGCCGUUUCCGUAGCGAGCGAGACCCUCUCCGCAGGGGCAGGGCGCCGACUCGGAUUGAGUGGGCUCCCCCACACACAAAUGCUGAACCAAAAUCCAAUGGGAAAUGGCUUUUAGCAAGGCUCUCGCUUGCAGUUGCAUGUGGUUAGCCCCCGUUAAUGCCACCGUCUUGUGGAGGAAGGAGAGGUCAGGCCCAAGACUGAGGUGUAUCAACAUGGUUGACUGUUUCAGGUGGAACGUUUUUCUUGCAAAUGUGUCAGCUGGGGAGCUUUCCAGAAUGCUUCCCUGCACCACCAAUGCACACGUGUAUGCUCUGUGCAGAAAAAUUAUUAUUAUUAUUAUUAUUAUGAACCUACCCAGACUCUAUGUUCAUCCUCUGAGUCCCUUCUUCAUGUGCCUCCUCCACGAAAGGUCCAGAGGGUGACAUCACAAGAACAGGGCCUUUUCUGCAGUGGCUCCCCAUCAUGCGAUGCUCUCCCCAGAGAGGUUCGCCUGCCACCUUCAUUAUACACCAUUACUUGCCAGGUGAAAACGUUCCUCUUUAACCAGCCCUUUGGUUAAUUGACAUCCAAUGCCCUUUUAAUACGCGUAUGGGAGCCGUGGUUAUUGGGUUGCUUUCAUUUUUAUUUUGAUUAUAUAUUUUGUGGUUUUAUAUUAUGAUUUGAUCCUGUGAACCGCCCUGAGACCUGCAGGUAUAGGGCUGUCUAACAACAACAACAACAACAACAACUUUAUUAAACUUAGUAGGAGCUCGAAGCAACUUAGAACAUCAAAUAAAUAGCACAUACAUUAAAACCAACAUAAAACGAAGCAGAGAAAAACCCAAAGCACAUUUGUGUUUUUAAAAGGCAGGAUCAAAACAUCCCACUCACUGAAGGAGGCCGCAGAUAAUUACCCUUCAGCCUGGCAGUCCAUCUACAGCUGGGGGAUUUUUUGCUUUCCUCAGCCCUUCUCUUUUCUGUUUCCUAACGCAGGAAGGUUAACCAGCGCCCUGUUUGUGUGUCCCUGAGGCUCUUUUGUGCCGCAAAAUUUCUGUGCUUCUGAUUGCAACCUCUGGCACUGGGUUGUGUGCCGCUCCCUCCCAGCAGAAACAGAAGGGUGCUUGUAUGGUACAGCCGUGAGCUAGGGGCACAGCAAUGCGGGUGUCACAAACCUCCUGGGGUUGGGCCUCCCGAACUCCUAAUGGUUCCACACCCUCUUGAACUCCCUCUUCCAAGUCCCCUCCAGCUUUCCUUGAUGGUUCUUGUUGACCGCAGGACUCGUGCCUGCAUUUAGCUGUCGUCGGAGUUGACUUCCCAUGUUGGGCUGGUGUCCAAAGCGUCCCUGCCACAGGAAAAGACAGUCCCAGCAUGCUUUGGGGGGGGGGCAUUGAAAAUUCCACAGGCAGUGCCCUGAUCAGAAGGCGCUCGGUAGCAUGAAAGGAAGCAGCUGGGGAUCAGGAAGCUUUUAUCUGCUUCCACAGCAGAGGCGCCCGCAGGACCAGGCUGGGCAGAACAUCUCAAACAGCUGGUGAUUUAUUCCUAACACAUGGAAGCCCAGCUGUGGCUUGGGAGCAAUGCUCUGGCCAGGCCAAGCCACCCCCUCGUUCCCUGCUUGAUGCAAAGAGCUGUUUGUCAGCAGAAGAGACGAUCGCAGCAUCUAUUUCCAUUCGCCUUCCUAUGUUCUAAGCCAUGGUGUGAGCUGAUGGUGCGGUUGCUCAAGAGCAAACAGGCAAGACUCCAACCUAUCUUUUCCAGGCUUUAUCAUCUGUACAAGCUACCGUAUUUUUCGUUCUAUAAGACGCACCAGACCAUAAGACGCACCUAGUUUUUGGAGGAGGAAAACAAGAAAAAAAAUAUUCUGAAUCUCAGAAGCCAGAACAACAAGAGGGAUCGCUGCGCAGCGAAAGCAGCGAUCCCUCUUGUUGUUCUGGCUUCUGGGAUAGCUGCGCAGCCUGCAUUCGCUACAUAAGACGCACACACAUUUCCCCUUACUUUUUAGGAGGGAAAAAGUGAGUCUUAUAGAGCAAAAAAUACGGUAUUUUACAGUGCAGAGCGUUGCAGGUCCAUGUCUGCUCAGUCGCUAGCAGAAUCUGGGAGUGGGCGGUCCUUAUACCUUCCCCAGCAUAACAGCCGUGUGACCCCCAUCCUCCUCCUCCUCUCUCUGCGCGCAAACCUACUGCGCAACAUGGGCGUUGGCAAAGGGGGACUUGCCUCCCCUCCCCUUUGCCCAGGCUCUGUGUUGAGGCUCUCCCUAGCAUCUUCUGAUCCCUGCGCCCCUUCCCCACUGGAAGCGGGACUUCCCUCCUCGCCAGAGGAAGAACUGCUUUGCAAGAUCUUCGGAGGCUCCCUGCAACACAACUGCCCUUCCACCUCUCGCCUCUGAGCUGAUGGCAGUUCCCUGACAUAUGGGUAGGCAAACUAAGGCCCGGGGGCUGGAUCCGGCCCAAUCACCUUCUCAAUCUGGCCCGCGGACGGUCCAGGAAUCAGCGUGUUUUUACAUGAGUAGAAUGUGUCCUUUUAUUUAAAGUGCAUCUCUUGGUUAUUUGAGGAGCAUAGGAAUGCAUUCUUUUUUUUCUUCCAAAAUAUAGUCCGGCCCCCCACAAGGUCUGAGGGGCAGAGGACCAGCCCCCUGCUGAAAAAGUUUGCUGACCCUUGGUCUAAGCCAUCACUGCAGGCUUCACUUGGGAGCUCGUCUGGAAUUGCCCCUGCGGCUGAAUUGGAGCAAACAGCAACUGGGUUUUCUCUGGACUGACAUUUGCUCUGCUUCAUCCCAAAAGAGAGGGCGGCAGCAGCAGCACAACAGCAGCAGCAAAACGACUCGGAAACUGUUGUUAUCUAGGCGUGGGACCAGCACAAGACUGGAUGAGCCCUGUUUCUGUGCAUGGUUUCUUUACCACCCCUCUUUCACAGCCCCUGAGUCAUCAUAAUAAUGAUUUUAUUACAGUGGUACCUCGGGUUACAUACGCUUCAGGUUACAGACGCUUCAGGUUACAGACUCCGCUAACCCAUAAAUAGUACAUCGGGUUAAGAACUUUGCUUCAGGAUGAGAACAGAAAUCGUGCUCUGGCGGCGCAGCGGCAGCAGGAGGCCCCAUUGGCUAAAGUGGUGCUUCAGGUUAAGAACAGUUUCAGGUUAAGAACAGACCUCCAGAACGAAUUAAGUUCUUAACCCGAGGUACCACUGUAUUUGCAGCCACUCUGGGCUGCUUUGCCAUGAUCUUCAUUCUGUUAAUCAGCAAUAUCCAACCGGUCAACUGCGAUCCAUAGGUAGAUCACAAGGGUUCUUUAGGUCGAUCGUAGUAGUAAAAAAAGAGAUCGCCCGCUAGUUACUGAGCGAUCUUGACGCGCCCUGCCCCCGGUGCUCUGCCCCAUGGUCUCCGCCAGCGCCCUUGCGUUUUGUGCUUUUUUCACUGUGUCUGCGGCAUGAGGGCUGUGGACUGAUGGAUGAGCGCUUGAAUGCUACAGUUCCCCAGAAAAGCUUGUCACUUCCCCCUAAGAAAAGCUCAACCCCUGCCCAAAAAGGCUCAAUAACUCUGGGCUCUCUCCCUAAAAAAGCUCAACAGCUAUGGGCAAUGACAAUGGGUGGAUCACUAGCAGUUUUAUUAUACAGUCAUACCUCGGGUUGAAUGUGCUUCAGGUUGAGCGCUUUCAGGUUACGCUCCACGGCAACCCAGAAUUAACGGAGCGUGUUACUUCCAGGUUUCGCCACAUGCACAGACGCUCAAAAUGACGUCACACGCAUGCAUGGAAGUGGCAAAACAUAACCCGCGCACACGCAGACAUGCUGUCGUGUCUUACGUUCCAUUCAGGAUGCGAACGGGGCUCUGGAACGGAUCCCGUUUGCAUCCCGAGGUACCACUGUACUGGGAGUAGAUCCCAGUCUGUAUAGAGUUGGACAUGCCUGUGUUAAAUGGAGAGCUUGAGCCCACAGUUUGCCAGGCACAAAUUUCGCCACUGCGGCAAGAGACAGAGUCCGUGUGUAACACUAAACUUUGAAUGAUGGCUUAGCCCAGGUACAUGGGCUCCCGGAGGAGAGAUCACACUCGCUUUUCUCCUCCUGCAGAAUCGCAGGCAGUCGUAGUUUUGGCCUGCAGCAGAAGGUCUUAUCAUCCCAGCAAAUGAGCAGCUGCAGUGGGGCUGUUUUGAUUUUACGAUGCUGAAUUCUGGGUUGCAGCAAUGACCUCUGGUCCCUCAGUCCAAAUGACUUCCUUUUUAAAACCAGUGAAAACCAGUAGAAUUGUGGCUAAGCUUUAUUUACUGUUAUGUUUUAAAAAUAGGGUGUUCGCUACAGUCGCACUGAGAAGUUGAUUUGAUAAAAUGCCAAACUGGGGCAGAGGGGCUCCCCCAUAGAUGACAACUGAAGGGAGAGAAGGAGACUAGCUCUAGGAAUCAGACUCUUGGGUCCUUAACUGGGGUUCCCAUUUGAUCCUGUUCCCCAUACGACCCACAGCUCACUUGUGGGGCCUCCAAGGUGCCACGUUCCCCCCAGGAUAGACUCACAAGGACUUUUUAAAAAGAAAAAUACUAGCUGCAAAACUGGUGUGGAAAUGUGUAGAACUGGCUGUAGAGACUGGGAAAGUGAGGAACUGAAAAGAGACAAUAACGAGCAGAUUUGCCUAUGCCUGGCACAUAACCACACAGGGGGGAAAACGCUGUUUCUGGCUGCUGAGAGUAGGUGGGUUAUGAGCUCUUUAUGGUGUAAGUGGGCAUUACUAACUUGGAAGAUGUUUAGUAGGGCCGGUUCUGGGGUGACUACUAAUACUUGUUUAGUUAUUUUGCAUAUUCAUUGUAUGAUUGCUGUCCAGAAGAGUUGGAUUUUGGGGCAUUCCCACCACAUGUGGAGGUAUGUGCCUGUGGAGGUGCAUCCUCUCCAGCAUUUUGGUGAGGCUCCUGGGCGUAUUAGCGCUAGUUUCUGUGGUGUUAGGUACCAUCUGUAAGUGAGUUUCAGAGUGAGUUCUUUCCUCUGUUCCCACCCCACUCGCCAUUCCCCCUCCCCUUCUUCCUUCCUUUCUUCCUUCCUUUCCCCCCCUUCUUAACUGUUUAAACCAAUUCAUGAACCAAGAACCUGUACACUGACCACUAAUAAUGAAACAUAUGUUGCAGAUAUUUUUCCACAUUUACAGUGGUACCUCGGGUUACGAACUUAAUUCAUUCCGGAGGUCAGUUCUUAACCCGAAACCAUUCUUAACCUGAGGCACGCUUUUGCUAAUGAGGCCUGCUGCUGCCGCCGCUGCGCAAUUUCCGUUCUCAUCCUGGGGUGAAGUUCGCAACCCGGAGCAACUACUUCCCGGUUAGAGGAGUUUGUAACCCAAAGCAUUUGUAACCCAAGGUAGCACUGUAUUUUUGUGAUGUACAAAUGACAUGAGAAAACUUGGUCUGCUUGUUUGUAUAACAUUAUUCUUGUUUAUAAAACCCAAUAAAAAGAAGAUUUAUUUUUUUUAUGGCACAGCCCUGAAAGGCCAGGAAAUCCCCUCACAGAUUUUCUCCUGGAAGCAGCUCCUCUGAUGAGGGACAGGGUGGAGUGGGGUGGAGAGUGCGGCAGCCUCAGUCUCUCGCUAACACCCUUGUCGUUUCCAGACAGCCUACCCUCCGACGCAUUACAUCCGCCGGGUGCCCCAGAGGAAGAUCCACUACUUCACGGGUCUGCAGGUCCUCCAGCUCCUCAUCCUUUGUGGAUUUGGGAUGUCUCCCCUGCCCUACAUGAAGAUGAUCUUCCCCCUCAUCAUGAUCGGAAUGGUCCCUAUCAGGUACGCUCCGGAGAUGUGCUCCUUGCCCAAGAGGGCUUUGGGCUUAGAUGGGGCCUCUUUUAUCCUGCCCGUAAAAGUGUAGUGGUUAGAGCAGUGAUGGGCAAACUUGGUCCUCCAGCUGUUUUUGGCCUACAACUCCCGUGAUCCCUUGUUAACAGGACCAGUGUCAGGGAUGAUGGGAAUUGUAGUCCCAAAACAGCUGGAGGGCCGAGUUUGGCCAUCACGGGGUUAGAGGAUCAGGCUAUAAGAGCCAGGCGCAACCGGGGUUGAAAUGUUUGCUCAGCUGUGAAAUGCGCUUUGGGGGGCAGGCAGGACGGUAGACCAGCUGCUACCUCUUUCAGCCUGACCCGCUUCGCAGGGACGUUGUGAGGAGCAAAAUGGAAGCGGGGCAGGGAAGCAUGUAAACAACCCUACGCUCAUUCGAGGGGGAAAAUCAUACAUCCACUGUUUUGUUUAGAAUAUUUUCUUUCUUGUUUUCCUCCUCUAAAAACUAUGUGCGUGUUAUGGUCAGGUGCGUGUUAUAGAGCGAAAAAUACGGUAAAUAUUUAGCUGGCAUUGGUCUGUCUCGGGAGACAACAGAGGAGUGCGCCUGCUGUGACAUGUUUUGUUGCAGCCGGGGCAGGUGAAGGCAUCUGGUUCUGCUGCAGAUGCACCAUGACUUUUCUGCUCUCUGCGCUCCUCCCAGCAGUCAUUCCUCCUCUGCUCACUGCUGCGGAUGCACAACUUGACUAUCUGCCUCCAGGCACUGCGGUCGUCUGCAAGGGAUUCCCACACGGCGGGUUGAUGUUGCAGACAUCUCUGUAACACAGAGCUGGUCUGCCAACAGGCCUGGUGCCGGAAGCCACAGAGAUCACCUUGGAGAAAAUAAUAAUAAUAAUAAUAAUAAUAAUAAUAAUAAUAAUAAUUUAUUAUUUUUACCCCGCCCAUCUGGCUGGGCUUCCCCAGCCACUCUGGGUAGCUUCCAACAGAAUAUUAAAAACAAUACAACGUCAGAUAUUAAAAACUUCCCUAAACUUCCCUAAUCAGUUGUCUUUUAAAAGUAAAAUAGUUGUUUGUUGCCUUGACAUCUGCUGGGAGGGCAUUCCACAUGGCAGGCGCCACUACCGAGAAGGCCCUCUGCCUGGUUCUCUGUGACCUCGCUUCUCGCAGCGAGGGAACCGCCAGAACGCCGUUGGUGCUGGACCUCAGUGUCCGGGCUGAACUAUGGGGGUGGAGACGCUCCUUCAGGUAUACUGGGCUGAGGCUGUUUAGGGCUUUAAAGGUCAGCACCAACACUUUGAAUUGUGCUUGGAAACGUACUGGGAGCCAAUGCAGAUGUCUCAGGACCGGUGUUAUAUGAUCUCGGCGGCCACUCCCAAUCACCAGCCUAGCUGCUGCAGUCUGGAUUAAUUGCAGUUUCCGUGUCACCUUCAAAGGUAGCCCCACAUAGGGCACAUUGCAGUAGUCCAAGCGGGAGAUAACCAGAGCAUGCACCACUCUGGCGAGACAGUCUGUGGGCAGGAAGGGUCUCAGCCUGCGUACCAGAUGGAGCUGGGAGACAGCCACCCUGGAUACAGAAUUGACCUGCGCCUCCAUGGACAGCUGUGAUGAUGAUGAUGAUGAUGAUUGCUAUUAUGAUGUACCCUGCAUUUCGCCUUGCAAAUUAUCCUGGGGCCUUUCUGCAUGCACAGCAGAUUCUCUUCCCAGGUCGUAAGCGAAAGACAGCAGCUCAGAAAUGGAGCAUCUGCUUUCCACGCAGAAACGUCCCAGGUUCGACUCCCCGGGUAGCUCUGGGAUAGAUUCCCUGCUCUGAAUUCCUGGAGAGUCACUUCCAGCCAGUGUAGGAAGUGCUGAGCUCACUGAACCACUGGUGUGGCUCAGCGUAUGGCGCUUUCCUGUGUCCCUGCAGUGCGUUAGGUGCAGAGCCCGUAAGAGCCACGCGCAAAGUCUUCCGCUUAGGGCAGAAUCUAACGGUGUCCCCCUUCUUCCACUCAGGUAUAACUUGCUCCCAAGGAUCAUUGAAGCGAAAUACUUGGAUGCAAUGGAUGCUGAGCACUAGGGGAAGAAGCAGCCUUGUUUCCCUUGCAUCAGCCAGCGGGCUUCUAUCUUUUUCAAACGGAAAGGAAGCUGGCGUCUGGGUGGGCGACUCGCCGGACGUUUGGUUUGGAUCCUGAACCUCUCGUGACUUGAUUUUUGUACUCCUGCACAACUGACUACCCAAAGGC
This is a messenger RNA of Podarcis lilfordi (Lilford's wall lizard), 98922 nucleotides long. NCBI's taxonomy places the organism in Eukaryota, Metazoa, Chordata, Lepidosauria, Squamata, Lacertidae. The record is from the annotation of a GenBank genome assembly.